Pelobates cultripes (western spadefoot toad) is the source of this 99992-nucleotide messenger RNA. NCBI's taxonomy places the organism in Eukaryota, Metazoa, Chordata, Amphibia, Anura, Pelobatidae. The record is from the annotation of a GenBank genome assembly.
GGCCCCGCCCCGCUGUGAGCUCGGAGUUGGGGGGAGGAGGGCGAGAAGUUUUGCAGCCAUACUGCCCCGUGCACCGCAGCCAUGGAGCUGGGAGAGAGCCGGAGCCCGGGGGCCACACUCACCUACCUACUGCUACUGUCCGGCCUGGCAGCCUGCUGGGCACCGACCCGGGCUGACUCCGAGGAAGCUCGGCUACUGGCCGUCCACAUGAAGAAACUGGCCGUGGAGGAACUGGGGGUCCUCACCAUGCAGGUAUGGGGGGGUCUGGGGGUCCUCACCAUGCAGGUAUGGGGGGGUCUGGGGGUCCUCACCAUGCAGGUAUGGGGGGGGUCUGGGGGUCCUCACCAUGCAGGUAUGGGGGGUCUGGGGGUCCUCACCAUGCAGGUAUGAGGGUGUCUGUGUCUGGGGGUCCUCACCAUGCAGGUAUGGGUGGGUCUAUGUCUGGGGGUCCUCACCAUGCAGUUAUGUGGGGGUUCUGUGUCUGGGGGUCCUCACCAUGCAGGUAUGUGUGACCCUAUGGAAGGACUGAAAUCUGGGUCCUUCCUUAAUGUAUAGUUUUGUGGGAGAGCAGUGUCUGAGGGUGUCUACUAUCUGGAGACCUCACCAUAUGGGAGCCUGGGGGAGAUCCUGAAUUAGGUUUUUUUUCACACUAUGUCUGUUUCUGGGGGUGUCAUCUAUAAAGGGAUUCUCAUUAUGCAACAAAAUUUGUAUCUAGUUAAAGGCUGAUGUAGAGGAUAUUAGCUAUGUAGGGUUCCACACACCAUGCAGGUAUGUGGGAGCCUGGGAUAUCUUUAUUAUAAGGGGGUGCCCAACAUACUGGUAGGUGGGAUCCAGGGUAUCUUCUUAGAAGGGGUUGCCCAUCAUGGAGGCAGGUGGGAGUCUGAUUAUAAGGGGGAACACUCUAUUCUGGUAUCUGGGAGAGGAGGGCUAGGUCUGACGAUGUCUUGUAUAUGGGGUCCUUGCUUUUCAGGAAUGUUUGAAUCUCUGGUCUUCUUAAACAUGGCUAGGGAGUGCACUUUAAGUGUCUGGUUUAUGGGGUCCUUGUUCUACAAAUAUGUUUGCCAUUGAAGGCUUGCUGAGCUUGGGAAGCUAUCAUAGGGAGUGUCUGGUUUUUGGGGGGUUUCACCACACCUACUAAUCAUUGUAAUGACAGGCUUCCUCAGUCUGGUUUGUGUACCAUGAAGAUAUAUCUGAAAUACCAAUGGUAUCAGUGGCCAAAGUGUUUGUAAUAUAAGGGUAUCUUCACACUGAGAUAUUGAAAUUUUCCUUCAUGAUAACAAAUCUAUCUCGGAUUGUAUUUCAAAUUUAGUGCAAGGUAAACGUGGCUUUCUUGGUUAAAAAAAUGUAAUAUAUUGUCUGCAGCCGUUGGGAGGUAGGAGUGCCCUUACGACUGGUAUGCUCCAUUUGGGGUGUCUUUGGUUUGCUGCUAUUUAUAUGGUGGUCCCACUAAUUUGGGUUCCUUGAGGACUCCUGGUACAUUGGGUUGGGUGCCGCAAGAAUGUGUUGAAUGGUGGUAUUCUGUGAUCUGUUUACCUCGUUGUGUGUCUGUUAGAAUCAGGCUUUUCUUGUGACACUCAUUCUAAAGUUUAAUAUUAAUCUCUGGUAAGCCUUGUUCAUUGGCCUGUCUGAGAUGCUCAUUCUAGUUUGAGGUGCUCAUUAAUUGUGUUGCAGCCUCUAACAGAGUGUUUUCACUAAAUUCUAAAUUAGUGAUGUGUGGGAGGAAUAGCUUUUUUUAAUGUCUUUUAAUACUAUAUUCUGGGGCUGUAUGUUAUAUUACACAUAGGGGACCUAUUCAGUGGUUCAAACUGAGUUUAUGGGGUUGAAUGAUGCCGUCAGUCUUUCACUUGUGUGUCAUUAAUGGGCUAUGUAUUUAUUUUUUUUGUAUCAAACAUGCUUUAUCUUGUGUAUUUUUCAAAUUGUCAAUUAUGAAGUCACGAUACUGAUUUUCUUUUUAUUUUAAUGUAAACUCGUUCUGAGCGGAGUCUUUAUUUAUGUAAAAUUUGGUAAAUCUUUUUUUUUUCUCUCCCUUUAUAUUAUUGGGAAGCGCAGCAGAAUACGUUAGGUGUAUAUUAUUAUUAUUAUUAUUAUUAUUAUUAGUGUUUAUAUAGUGCCAACUUGUUCCGCAGGGUGUAACAAAUUUAAAAAAAAAGGGGGAAAUUAAACAAAGUAGACAAUUACAAAAUGUUAGAAACAAUAGGCUGAUGAGGACCAUGCUAAAAGAAGCUUAUAUAAAUGCUAAUAAAAAUACUAUAAAAUGUUCUGAAGACCACCGGAUGAAGUUAUGGGGGAUGGGCUGGUGAAGCUAGUAUUGAAAUAAUUAAAGCCCCCCACAUGCACUCAUCAGGUGGGGGAGGGAGACUGUUCAGCUGUGUAUUGUUGCUCCUACCACAACUUUUCCCUUUUAAAAUGAGCUGUCCAAAACAGGGGUGGGGGGAGGACAUUUAUUCCCCACAUUGAUGAUCUAUACAAAGGCUUACAAAUAUUGCUCGCUGAACUAUUCAACAACUGCAGAAUCUGAAAUAUAUAUAUUAUAUGCGCUGUCAUUUACUUCCCACCAUGAUUUAAAUUAAUAGUGAUCUCCAGUUCCAAUUUGUGACUUGGGCAAAUUUACAGGGUUUGUUCCAAAUUAUUAACCCCCAGCAACUGAGGUGCUUUAGCGGCACACUGGAGCACAACGAGAGAGGCAGUCCUCAUCUUUGAAUUCUUAUGAAGUGUCCCAUUGUUGUGAAAUUUUUUGCUUCACCUGCCCAUAUCCAAUCCACUUGAUAUAGUCUUGUCUCUACACAAAAGAAGUUACAAAGGCAUUUACUGGAGGUGAUUUGAAACUGUGAAUAUGGUUUGUGCUUUGAUCUUUGCUUUGUUUGUUUGUAUGCAUACACAGCAAGCGUCUGCAAAUAGAAGAUGGUCAGACCUAGGUUUAAUCCAAUUUUUGCUGCACAUGGCUGCUUUUGUGAUUUUCUGUUAUAGUGAAUAAAAUGUUCUAAACCCAAAAGUGCCAUCUCAUGUUGUCACAUGGGUUUCCGUUUCUUCCCUAAAAAUGUAAAGGUUAAUAUUUUGACCAGUAAUUUGGAUGUGCUAUAAAAUUUAAAAACCUGAAAAGGGCAUACAUUAGAGGAUUGAUUUUAUUUAAUUUUGAUUGUGAGAAUAUGAAGAAAAAAACAAAAAAAACAUUAUUUUUUAUUCAGUCCUUUUUGCUUCACUGUUUGGUCUAUGAAAAUAUAUUGUAUUUUCAUUCACAAAUCACCGAAGUAAGGGAUUGAGAGGAUUUAAAGAUCAAUGGAACUUGUACCAAGGCUGGAAGGCUGGUUUCCUGUAAGGGGGGUUAAUUUUGCAUUGCACAUUUUUUUAUUUUUUUAUUAUUUGUUACUCUGUGCUGCUAGUUUUAUCUUGGUAACCAUAUAUAAAUCUGUGUAUACGUGUGUUUGUAUAUAUUUGUAGAUGUCCACGCGCACAUUUUCUUAGGGGAUUCAUAUGUGAUGCAUACGAGCAACAAGCUCCCUGUGUAGCGACCCGAAUGCCCAUCUACUGGUAGUUCUCAUUUUAUAAGGAUUCUCUCUAUUGUUUAAACACCAUAUUUAUUUAUGUGCUGCAUCAAAGGGUGAUAUCGAAGACGCUGUAUAAUUUAAGUAAAUUAUAUUGAAGGGCUUUGUAGAUUAGCGAGUAGACAUUUGUAUGCAAUCAGUGGGAGACUGGUCUUUUAUCUGUCAUGAAAACGGCUAGUUUCCCCACCUUUCUGGGAGACUUGUGUGAACUGACCUCCUGCAGCCAAUUCUUUUGUUAAGCAAACUAGGUACUCCCAAAUGUCUUUUAGACUUGUGCUCAGGAGGCAGUUGCCUGCAAUAGCUAAUGUAAAGUGUGAUGGUGAAUUUGGAUUCUGCAUAUUGAAUAUAUAAAGUAAUUUCAUCUCCUGUCUUUAGAUUGAUGUAGAUGUACAAUUAGUUUUCCCUGUUGUUUGAAUUGUCUCUCAGUGCAUUCAUGUAAGUGUGAUAUGUAUACUAUUGUCUGUUUACUAUCCAGUUGUGUCUGCAAAGCUCUCACUUUGGCAUCCUUAACAGCACCCAUUAAUAUCGCACUUGAUUGCUUUUAUAGUAGUAGAAUAAAAUCUGUCUCUGACAUGGUCACAAUAUACCACUUGUUGUUUUUAGCCUUCCCAUAUGUAAAGCAUUAUCUCUUCAGACCGUGACACAGAACAUAUUUGGAAUUUGCUGUUAUACUUUUUUUAACAAAACGGGGUCCUCCCCUUUUCCUUGCAUGGCCAUGUAUAAAGGCCUGUUUCUGGGGUGUGUUUUUAAAAAAACUUUGUCUUUGAGCCAUGCUCCCUACUCUGUUAGAUCCGAGAAUGACAACUGCCUGUUUGAACAAUUUAAUUGGCCCAGAAUUACUGCCUGUCUGGGGAGGGUUUUUUGUGUCUGGAUAAAAUAACCUUAAGUUUUAGUUGUCAUAAACCAAGUACAAAGAAAGAUCAAACAAGAAGAGAUAUUGGCCAUGUUCAAAAAGCACAAUUAGUCUGUUUUCACACAUUUUUUUUUUUUAUACAUAUUCGGGACUUUGGUCUUUGUGGAAGGAGUUUGCAGUGAUUCACAUGCUUGUUGUUAAGACUGUGAUACAUUCUCUCAUUUACCCAUCUGGUAGCCUACUUGUUACAAUAUACGUUUUGCUUUCUUUUCAUUUGUUUUGUUAAAUAACUACCAAAUGUCAGUCCUGUUUUUCCUUACAUGGAGUUUAUAUUGUUCCUUAAUUAAUACUGUUUACUAUCCUGCCUGUAAAACAAACCAAAUAGGUUUGCACAUUUUAAGGGUUUAUUUUAUUUAUUUGCUUCUUUUUUUCCCUUCAAAAUUGUAUUUCUCUCUGUAUCAGAGUAUUUUAUUUUGACCCUCCCCCCGGGACAAUAUUGCUAUUCUUGUCAUACAACACAGAAUCCAAAUAUCGCCUAUUAAAAACCUGUGAAUUACAUAUAUACUAUAUUUUAAAAAAUUUUUUAUUACAUACGUACAGUGUGUGUGUGUUCUGGUAAAGCCUGGCCAUGUGUUAAAUCGAGGGACCCUGAAUGCAGACAUUGAGCUGCCUUUUCUAUUUGUUUUAUAAUUGAACAAUGUUAUUGGUUUAAUUUAUUUUUUUUUUGCCUGUAACUGGGGAGAAUAAAAAUAAAACAUUGAAUGAAGUCCAAGCGAAAAGACAGUACAAACAAACACGCUUAGGAGCUGAAUUUGAAUUUUUAAUUAGGCUUUGAGUUUUGUCUUCAAAGUGCUAGACAUCAUUAGUAAUGUAAGACUUGCCUGCAUUAACCAGAGUGACAUUUCACUUCAAAAGCAGAGUGCAGGUGCCCCUAGCAGAUAAAAGUUACCCAGUGUGGUACAGCAAGGUGGAUUGCUAGAUAAUUAGCUGUCCUGCUUUACUGCUGUGUGGAAGAAAUUCUGAAAAUUCAUUGCAAGUCUUGGUGACUUAUUAACAGCAGAAAAUCCAAAUAUGUCAAAGUAAUUUUGUAUCUCUUAAGCUGCAGUAGGACUGAUAAGCCUUGUGCUUAGAGAAAUCUGUGUGAAGUCAAUGUGUUCUAACUUUUUCCGUAGCCUUGUUCCUGCAGAGCUGUGUGUCUCGCACAGAAUGAACACUAUUUCUACACAAUGAGGAUCUCUAUUUUUUUCUUCUAUGCUUUGUGUCUGUCAGUCACAAUAAGGGCAAAUUAAACUCUUGGCUUUAUAUUCUUACAUUUUGAACUCCCAAGCCUCUCCUGGCAGCUAGUAGAUUGUAUGCUCUUUAGGGUAGGUUUUAUACAAUGCUGAUAUAAUGGCAUAUCAAUAAUGUGGAAGUAAAAUAUAUAUUGUGGGCAAAGCACAGUAAGAUGUCUUUUGUUUGUACAAUGUAUGUUUGUUCAGAAUGUGUUUAACCCCUUACGGACCAAACUUAUGGAAUGAAAGGGAAUCAUGACAUGUCACACAUGUCAUGUGUCCUUAAGGGGUUAAAGAUAUGUGGGUUUCAUUAAUUCCUGAAUAGUGGAAAUUUUAAAUCUGGCCCCAAAAAAUAGGCAGGCUAUGAAUAUAGCGUAAUUGGCAAAAAAAUUCCAAAUCAAAUAUUUUUGACUUAAUUUUGUCCUGCAGGUUUCAAUUUGCUGCAUUUUAGAGUUUAGUAAACAAACCUCUUAAUCUGUUGCAUUUGAUACUCCUUUAAGAUUAUUAUAGCUCCCAGGGUUAAAUCAAUAAAUAUAUUAGGGAUCGACCGAUAUUGAUUUUUUAGAGCCGAUACCGAUACCGAUAAUCUGCGAACUUUCAGGCCGAUAGCCGAUAUCUUGCCGAUAUUCUGUACAUUUACUAUUUUGAAUAAAUAAACUAAUUCGAAAGGUAAAUGCACAAAAUAUACAUGCCACAUGUAGUGGAUGAAGUGUGUUUAGACAGGGGAACUGUGUGUGUUUGUGUAGUGUGUGUGUGUGUGUGUAGUGGAUGCAGAGUGUGUGUAUAUAAUGCAGUGUGUGUAGUGUGUAUAUAAUGCAGUGUGUUUAUGUAGUGUGUGUGUAUAAUGCAGUGUGUUUUUGUGUGUGUAUGUAAUGCAGUGUGUUUGUGUAGUGUGUGUGUUUGUGUAGUGUGUGUGUGUUUGUGUAGUGUGUGUUUGUGUAGUGUGUCUGUGUAGUGUGUAUGUAAUGCAGUAUGUGUACUGUGUUUGUGUAGUGUGUAUGUAAUGCAGUGUGUAUGUAAUGCAGUGUGUGUGCAGUGUAGUGUGUGCAGUGUGUCUGUAAUGCAGUAUGUGUGUAGCGUGUGUUUGUGUAGUGUGUGUUUGUGUAGUGUGUAUGUAAUGCAGUGUGUGUGUAUGUAAUGCAGUAUGUGUACUGUGUUUGUGUAGUGUGUAUGUAAUGCAGUGUGUGUGCAGUGUAGUGUGUGCAGUGUGUGUCUGUAAUGCAGUGCAUGUGUUUGUGGUGUGUGUGUAGUGUCUGUCUGUGUAGUGUGUGUAUGUAAUGCAGUGUGUGUGCCUGUGUAGUGUGUAUGUAAUGCAGUGUGUGUGUAUGUAAUGCAGUAUGUGUGCAGUGUGUGUUUGUGUAGUGUGUGUGUGUGUUUGUGUAGUGAUGUAAUUUGUGUAAUUUUUUAUUUUAAUAUUUUUUUAAUAUUUAAUUUUUUUUUGUUUAGUCCCCCCCAGUGUGUGUUUGUGUAGUGUGUAUGUAAUGCAGUGUGUGUCUGUGUAGUGUGUAUGUAAUGCAGUAUGUGUACUGUGUUUGUGUAGUGUGUAUGUCAUGCAGUGUGUGUAUGUAAUGCAGUGUAGUGUGUGCAGUGUGUCUGUAAUGCAGUAUGUGUGUAGCGUGUGUUUGUGUAGUGUGUGUUUGUGUAGUGUGUAUGUAAUGCAGUGUGUGUGUAUGUAAUGCAGUAUGUGUACUGUGUUUGUGUAGUGUGUAUGUAAUGCAGUGUGUGUGCAGUGUGUGUCUGUAAUGCAGUAUGUGUGCAGUGUGUGUUUGUGGUGUGUGUGUAGUGUCUGUCUGUGUAGUGUGUGUAUGUAAUGCAGUGUGUGUGCCUGUGUAGUGUGUAUGUAAUGCAGUGUGUGUGUAUGUAAUGCAGUAUGUGUGCAGUGUGUGUUUGUGUAGUGUGUGUGUGUGUUUGUGUAGUGAUGUAAUUUGUGUAAUUUUUUAUUUUAAUAUUUUUUUAAUAUUUAAUUUUUUUUUGUUUAGUCCCCCCCAGUGUGUGUUUGUGUAGUGUGUGUUUGUGUAGUGUGUAUGUAAUGCAGUAUGUGUGCAGUGUGUGUGUGUAGUGAUGUAAUUUGUGUAAUUUUUUAUUUUAAUAUUUUUUUUAAUAUUGAAAUGUUUUUUUUAUUUUUUGUUUAGUCCCCCUCCCUGCUUCUUACCAGGGAGGGGGAUAUAGUAUCCCCUGGUGGUCCAGUGGCUUGUUAAGUACAGUGGUGGCUCAGCAGCAGCAAGCGCUGACUUACCACCUUGCAAGCAGCUCCUACAGCUCCCUAUGUAAAUCUCGCGGCUCUUAGUGCCGCGCGGAGCGUUGCCAUGGUAACCCGUGGCAACGCUCUGCGGCCGCGGGUCUCGCGAGAUUUACAUAGGGAGCUGCAUGCAAGGUAAGUCAGCGCUUGCUGCUGGCCCCCACAGGACCGCCGGGCUUGUAAUGGGCCCGGCGGUCCUGUUAUAUAUUAUCGGCAAUAUCGGUAUCUGAAUUGGCCGAUACCGAUAUUGCCGAAAAUACCAAAUAUCGGCCGAUAAUAUCGGCCAGACCGAUAAUCGGUCGAUCCCUAAUAUAUAUAUAUAUAUAUAUAUAUAUAUAUAUAUAUAUAUAUAUAUAUAUAUAUAUAUAUAUAUAUAUAUAUAUAUAUAAUUUUUUUUUAUUUUUUUUAAAUGUUUCUGAAAAUGUUUAAUGCAUCCAAAUUCAGGGUUUGUGUUUGAGGUGAAAUAUUAUAUAUAUAUACCUAUGGCAAGUUUCAUAAUGCUUUAAGGAACACUCCAGACCCCUAAAGCAUUUAGCUUAUUGUGUGAGGAAGGUUUCUUUUUUACAUUUUAUAAAACAUGCAGAUUUCAAUAGAAAUUGGCACAUUUCUAAAUGAACCUUGCUACACCACCUGGCCUUGCAGAACACCUGCCUUGCAAAGACUUCUCAUUGCAUUGUAAAGUCUGUGAUUGGACAGCCACAGAAAGUCUGGCAUGGUUAGAAGGGGAGGUAUUGCAAAGGCAGCAGACAAGAUAUCUGCGGCUUUUGCAAGCUGUAUUUAGAUAGAACUCCAAUGGAAAAAAAUGCUAAGCUAAAAUGUGUUUGAGAUCUGAGAUGGAGACACUGAUUACAGAAAUAAUCAUUACCUGGUACAUGCUUAUGGUUGUAUUGGCCAUUUUAUUCUUAAUUACUAAGAACCUGAAUUAUAAAGUAAACUUUAAAGGGACUGUGGCAAACCUAGCCACUUGGACUAUAACUAGAGACUAUGCCUUUAAGGGUUGCCUAUAGGUCUGGGGAGAUAUGCGCUUUACUCUUCUAUGUAUACUUAAUGUAUUCUCUGCAUUGCCUGUAAUUGCUGUUUCCGCCAAAUGCAAAUGGCGGUUUUGUAUGGGGAUUUUCUUUCGUUUCACGAACGGCACUUUAGAGAGCCGUUUGUGAACCGAACGCGAUACCCCCUAAUAGCCCACACACUUGGAGGCGUGUGGCGCUAGUUAACCGAUUGCAACAUUGUUGCAAUCGGUUAUUAGAGGCUCUCCUGGGUGGCCGUCGUUCGACUACCGACCAUGCGGCGGUCGGCCAUCUUGGAUCCUUUGUUCCUCAGCGGUGCCGGGUCGUCGAACGCAUAGUACUACCAAUAGCUAUUCGACGGCACGAACACCGCUGAGCCUCCAGGACGUUCGGGAGUUUCAGGAUCGUGUUCACUAAAAGCAAUCGGUCCUUUUCGUAUGUUUUAAAAGAAAUGUGUUUUUCGUGCGGCGUUCGGUUAUUUUAGCUGGGAUCUGAGCGGUAAUCUCACGAAUGAUGCGCUCAGACCCCAGCUAUCUACCGAACGUCCAUUCGUGUAAAUCCACCGUGUAUUUAACAAGUUAUGUAUUUUUGUUGUGAAUUGCCGGUUCUGCUGCACGAGGGGAUAAUCCCCUUAACGGUGCAUUCUGGGAGGAUGAUCCCUCUCGUGCAGCGGUGCCUGAUGGGAGAAAUAUGUUGUCAUGUAAGUCCCCCAUGUAGUCCCCUCUGGGAGUGCCCCUGGGAAGGGACUCGGGAAACCCCUUGCAUGGGGACUUGUAUAAAUUGUCCAGCCGAUUAAAAGGAUGUCAGUUGACUCUCAGAACUGUGUCUCGUCCGGUUACUGGGAGGUUGGGGAUAUUGCCUUAUGGUUUUCAGCGCUUGACUGUGGAUUCGUUUCUGAACCAGCGGAAUUCGUGGAUUUAUAAUUGGCGUUCCGCUACAGGGACAUUCAGGAAAUCAUAACCUGUUUAUCUUAUCAACGUAGUUAUGGUAUUCUAAUACUAUGUCUACGUUCAAACUGAAAAAAUAGGGCUUGUGGCUUCACGUGCAAGCCAUGUCAGGAGAGCUAGGAUUUACGCUUCCUGGUUCUAGACAUGCAUGGCAUAACUUGCAAGACUAUCCUGUGAUGAUCUGUGCUGGGUGUUUAUAUCCGCUCACUGUACCAAUGGUCACAAGGGUAGGAGCAGUCGUUGGACUUGCACGUCCUCUCUCCAGGGGAACAGCCCUGCAACACUCACGUCAGUGCUGAUGUAUGAGAACCAGAAGGUAGAAUUCCUGGCUCUUUGACUAAAAGAGCUUCUAAGUGGAGCUCUCAGCUACGUUUUAAAUUCUAUUUUGUCAGUGUGAUAAAGUAAAGUAAGGUGGUACCCUGUCAGCUUAACCACUUCAUUACGCUAAAGUUGUUAUGGAAUGUGGAAUGUUAACAUUUACCACUGUUACAGUGGUGCAGGCCUGAUCCUCCCCUCAGUACAGUUAUGUGUCAUUUUGUGGAGGGGUGAUAUUUUAUUAGCACAUUCCUUUUUCACAUUUCUUUUUUUAUUUACUGUGAACUUAAAUCUUGUAGUAAACUGGACUUACUGGAUAGACCAUCAGUGAAUAUGUUAAUGCUAUAUAAAUCAUAAUUGUAGUAUCUCUAAUAAUAGAUGGCAGACCUUUAAUUAAAGUACUCUGAGUUUCAUGAACGCUCCAACUGGAGUUUCACCCAGCACCCGACAUUGAGUGUAAGAGUUAGUCUUUAAUCAUUGAAUGUCUCACUGCCUUCUCUUACUGCAUAUAGGGAAUAAUGCUAUCUUUAUUAAAUGGACAGCUGAUUGCCCUGGUUAUGAUGUGGAGAGGCUGUGGUUGUAGUCCCUAUGUGUAUGUGCGUCUGUCGUGGUUUGUCAUGAUGUGCAUGUUUAGGUGACCAGCCCUCCUCCGUUUGCAUGUUUUUAUCACCUUUUUUUCCCACGGUGCUCCAAUCUCCCCGAGGCUGACCCCACCUCUAUGGCUGAGAUAAUCGGGUUUGAUGAUCUCAGCUAUUCCAAUGCUUUCCGAUGGGAAAUCAUUGUGAGGCUAUUGUGCUUGCACGACAAAAUGCUGCGCCAGUCAGCAUCUCCUCCUAGAGAUAUAUUGAUUCGAUGCAUCUUUAUGGGGAGCGUUUAGUGACUGCAAUUCAGAGGGUGGAGACGCUGAAUGUAGGUGUUGCACACUAUGCAGCACUGAGAUAGGAAGCACUUUAGUUGCCGUCUGAGUGACUGUCACUAAGCAGCAAGGUAAACACUGACUUUUCUCUGAAAAGGCAGUGUUUACAUUGAAAAGUCUGCAGGGACAAGCUAUACUUAUCAGAGCAACUGCAUUCAACUGUAGUAGUUCUGGUGACUAUAGUAUCUCUUUAAGAAUAUUUUUUUUUCGUUGAAAAUAAAGGUUUGUAAGUUAAAAAAAACAAACAAACUGCAGUUAUUUAAAAAAAAAAAAAAAAAAGAUGCUUAUUUAAACUCUCCCCCAAAUAAAAUAUGUGAAUGAAAGCAGAUAUGUUAACUACAACUUUCAGAAACCUGUUGCUGUGAAUAAGGAAUAUAUGAUGUGUUUAACACGCUUACAUAAAAUAAUGUAAACGGAUUGGCUGAAUCACAUCCUGGUUUGGUAACAACUCAUUGCAGAAACCUGAGGGCUUGCAGCCAUGUGACUUUUAUUAUUUUUCUUGACUUGUCUAUUUUUUUUUCUGUACUCGAGGAGUCUAUAAACUAUUACUCAUCUGUAUCUUGACUUAUAAAUUUAACUUGUCUGACUUCUACAGGACCUGAAAAGGUUACAUAAGUUUACAUCCCAAUCAUUUAAUUACCGUUCCACAUCAACAUGUUUAGACCAGUGUCUACACGGAUGAUUGAUUUAUAAAUGGCUAUUACUUCAUGUUAAAGCUAUCCAAUCCACUACUAAUCAACCCGUGUGUUGUUGUAUAGAUAUUUAUUUUUUGCUGUUGGCUUUGAAUUUGGCCCUUAAUGAUUGGGCUUUUGUACUUUCAUGCUUUCAUGGGGGAAAAAAAAGGUUGCGAUUAACUGGUUUACAAGAUUAUUCGUGUAUCCAUGUUCAGUAAUCCAAAGCAAUUUUCUUUUUCAAAUGGUUUAUUUUGCAAUGCUUGCAUGAUUGUGUUAGCUUUGGGAACCAGAUGAUUUGAAGUGGACUUUUAAGAUACCUCAUUUCACAAAAGGAGCUGUAUACAUUCAAAGUAGCAUACUGUCAGUAAAACACAGCAUUUAAUACAAGUGCCCAACUUUUAAUGUUGAACUAUGACUUUCCGGGAUUUUCAAUAUCCUGUUUAUUUCUGGCAAGUAUGUGGUUUUUUUUUUGUUGUUGUUUUUUUUUUUUUCUGCGGUCUGAAAAUAAAAUUGUAGAAAUCCACACAUCGAUCCUGGAACUCUGGGCAGCUAUACUUUGGCUCCUAGUUAGUCAUGUUUAUAAAUGUUGACAUUUCUGGCCUUGAACAUGGUGGAAGAGUAGAAACAGAAAAAAAAAAGGUUGCUCUCUUACUCAUUUGCAUUGUGUGCCCUGGCUGUGCCUGCACUAACCUGGAUGGCGAAGACACUAGUUAAAUCUUUAAAGGGAUACUGUAGUGCCAGGAAUUGUAUUGCUGGCGCUUUAACUCCCUCUGACUUCCUCGGAGGCAGAAUUAGUUCCGCAAUGUAAACAUGGCAGUUUCUCUAAAACUGCAGUGUUUACAUUGCAGCACUAAGUGUACUAUGGACACUGCACCCAGAGCACUCCAAUGAGCUGAAUUGACCUGGGUCCCUGUAGUGUCCCUUUUAAGCUAGAUUUUAGAAGAAAUAUAUGGUUAUUCCAAGUUAUAAAUGAUUUCAAUGUUUUAUUCUAUGUUAUGUUCAGUGAAGUGACAUGUGACGGAUGUUUAAAAACUUUGAUAAAUGCAACUUAGACAUGUGUUCUUAUACUGUUUUGUAGCUCAAAAUAAGUUCUGAAUUGACAACCCAUUUCCACCAAUUUGGACAAGCUAUAGCUAAUAUAUUUUAAGCACAAUUAUUGAUAUAUUGAUGUUAAUCAUUGUACAUAGAAACUACAGAUGAGGCACUGUGCAGGCUCAUCCCACUUGCUGUUGGUUGGACAGCGAAUUGUUGAGAGAAUGCAGUUGAGCAGGAGAGGUGGACUUCAGGCAACAUUGGCGUUUGACUCUUAUUGAAACAGUGGGAUAAAGGCCCCUAUUAUCAGGGCAGCCAAGAAGCCAGCACGGCUCACUGAUGCAGGAAGCCCAGUUGCAUGCUAUCGUAACAUUAUAAACCAGAAUAAGAAGGGUAGUUUAUUCUUGUAUUGCUUACAUCACUGCUGUUUCAGAGUGUAGUCCUGUGUAUGUGAGAGGAUGGAUAGGAACGUAAAUACUCCAGAUUUUUGAAAAUUAAAGGGAUACUUUAAGCACCCAAACCCCUAUAUCUUAAAACCAUGUGAAACAUUGAUGUUUCUGAGAAAGGGCAAUGUUUACAUUUCGCUGAAAACACGCCAUUUAUUGCCUUCAACCAGACAGUCACUUGAGUCUUUACAGUUUAUUUAUAUAGCGCUAACAUAUUCUAGAGCGCUGUACAAAAGUUGGCUAGAGAAAACUUUAAUUCUAACAAUACGGGACAUAUGGGAACAGUUGGUUAAAAGCUUUAUAAUCCUAAUAGAUAACCUCCUUCAGUUCCUUUUGUUUUUUGAAAGACUUCACGUACUGCGUAAUGAUGCCGAAUGUGACUAAUGCUUCUCAAGAAACCUUGAAUUGGCAGGUUAUAGCUAUUGCUACUCAUUCACUGUGGGUCUGCAGUUGGUAUUGGCACUAGUUCACAGACUUGUUGUUUAACUGCUUCCUGCGGAUUUUUACAUUUAUUUUUAAUUAUAUCCGGGAUGUUCCACAAUCUAAACUAAGAGACUAAAAGGAGCAUGUCUAACUUUUUUAAAUCUAAUUUAUUAAUUAACAUUUGUGUUCCUUUAAAUUUGCUAUGCACCAUGGGAAAUGUAGUUCGCAAAGUUUUGAAGUGCUAAGGGUCUCCAUUCACCCGUGUCUGUCUCUACAAUAAGUUGUAACUAGUUACUUUUCUACCGCUAACAAGUUAAUAUACAUUUUUGUUAACUGCAUUCUUUAUUUUUAUUUUCCCACUGUCCCUUCAGGCCUUUUACAUUUGACUGUGGCUGUGUACAGUGAUAUCCCAGGCAGUGAAUGGUGUCAACAUCACCUUCAGCUGUCAAUAAAUCUUGCUGGAGCUUAUCCAGAACACUACAAAUAAAGCAAAGGCUCAAGCCUUAUCAUUGCGUUCCUCUUGUUAUGUGCUAGGCUUUGUAGAUCUGCUAGACCCCCCUCCACUUACACUGAAAAGUGUGUUCCAAGUAUAUUGUCACCUUUAUAGGUUGUAUGUGUGUGUUCAUUUGCAUAACAUCUAUAUUCCACUAUAAUAAAAUACCGCUAAAAUAGCACUUCUAACAGUGGCUCUGCUAUGGGUGACUUUUAUUUUUUUUAUUUUUUUUUAAUUAACUACAUCUACUCAGUAUUUAUUAAACUAUCAGAUUAUAUUUCUUGACAUUUUUAAAAAUUUCUUUAUAACUUUGUCAAUGAUUGCUGUGGUCGUAAUGGUAUUCAGUCCUGCUUGUAGCGCUUUUUUAUUUGUUUAGAAGCCUUGAGAAACUUUGAAAUUAUGGGAAUUUUUUUUUUAUUCCAGGGCUACCUUGUGAGUAAUUGGCAGAACAUUCCUUUAGUUUCCAUGGCGAUUGCUCCAUGUUUACAGUGUUGCCCAAGAAAUGUUCUUUUAUAACUAAUCCCGAGUUUAUCUUUUUAACUGUAAAUAAUUAUCGUUAAUGCAGCUAGCAGAGCAUAGAGAUUAAAACUUUGUUCUCCCUCCAGAGGAACUGCUGCAUUUCUGGCGACAGGUUAGUUUGUGUGCGUUCGGUUAUGUUUUCCAAGAUUGUUACAGAACGCACAAUCGGUUUGGUUUUGUCAAACCAUUAAAAUGUAAGUCUUGCGAAAGCCACCCUGCCACAAUCAAAUUGAAUCAUGACCACACAAAUGAAAAUACAGAACCUUCUAAACCAAAGGGCUUCCCCCCCCCCCCACCCCCCCAGGUUAAACCAGGCUGCAUUGAAUAAUCUGCUAACAGCAUCGCAUGCACCUUGAUAAGGGUGCAUUUAAUAGGCACAAUGUCCAAAUAAAAGAAUGCUUUGUGGUAGCGGAUAGAAACAACAGCUAUUGUGCAUUUUUGGAACACUCAGUAAUUCCUGUUGAGAUUCCCAAGUCUAACUAGCUGACGGAAAGAGAUCUUAUAACUUUCUGCCUGAAUGACGGUAUAAUGGGGAGAGAGUUGGAGUGGGGGAGGGAGGGAGGAGGCAGGGUAUGCAGCUCGGGAAUGCAGGGAUGAAUGUAAUUGGCACACACGAUCUUAGCAUUUGUUAAGUUUUUUUGUUUUUUUUUAUAGUUGUGUGCGCCCCAGCUGGGGCUUUGCAUUAUAAGCAGGUCUGUAAGACUACAGAAAUAAAAAGCAGAUCCAGUAAGCAGCAGUUUUUUUUUGUUUUUUGUGCUGGAGGGAAACAUUUUAUAUUGUUUAUUAUUCUAUUUCUAUAGUUUUAUACGUGAAUAGUUUAUAUAUUUUGCUCUGAUCUCCCCAGGAAUUGGUUAUUUGGUUCUAAAUAAAAAUAGAUUAGUUAUCUAUUUUGUCAGAGCAUUGUUCUCCCUGAAUUUUGUUUUUGUUUUAUUUUUUUUAUUCUUUAUUUACCCAUUGAAGUAUGAACACGGUAUACAAUCGGUAAUGUAAAUCAUUACAGAUACAGCUAUAAAGUUGAUUCUUAAGUCAAAUACCUCAGAGUUUAGUUAUUCAACAAUGCAUAUUUUAUAUUUAAAAUAAAACAUACCAAAGAAAACCCUCUUUAUCCGGGUGUUUUUGUUUUAUUUUUAAUACUUUUUCAUUGUAUGCCCUAUUUUGCCAUGAAGAAUAGGGAUUAAUUAAAUUGAGUCUAGCCAUCCACUUAGCUUGCUUUUUGUAGCAGGGUUAUUCUACAUAUGUAAACUACAAUUCCCAUAGUCCUUUGAUGUAGGUUUGGUCAUGUUGAUGGCUUGUAAACCCCCCCAUCCACACUCUGCUUUUGUUUUUGGGGCGUAGAGUAGAACUGCAUUUGCAUAGGGAAUUCUGGAAAGUUAUCAUGACCCUAACUGACCUCCCACUGCCUUGGUAAGCUCCGAAAUGUGCCUUAUGGAUGGAAUUACACUAAGAGGGGAAUACAGGAAUUGUGCGUUUAAACCAUACUGAAUUAGAGACCAAGCACUUUAUUAUUAUUAUUGAUCUCACAAUUAGGUUGCCAUAUGUAAGUGUAGUCUGUGAUAUAUCUAAAAAUAAUGUUCCCCCUUUCUACAUGCAACUUUGUUUCUAGAGCCUCCGGAAUGCAAAAAUGCAGCAACGUCACAUUAGGUGUCACUUUAUGUUCUCAAAAAAAAAAAUCUUGAAAUAUAAUUGGUGACCAUUUAAAUGCCAGAGCCCUAUAUGCGUGCAUCACAGAGUGUGGAAUGCGUAACUAACUAAACAUUUGGCAGCACCUAUUCACAUCCUCUAUAUCCUGUGUAGCUCAAUACGGUAGCUUUAUAUUUUAUUAGUACAUUACCCUUUCUAUGUUUGGGGACCAUGGCGAUUGGUAUCGUUGGUGAUAUUGUGAAUCUUUAAACUGUAUGGAUUGCAAUCCAUCCACCAGACCUGCUAAUGAAUGCACCUGGUACCUCGUUUUUAUAAGAAAUAAUAUGCAGGCCUUUCUAUAAUAAGAACGGAUUGGUUUUAUCCAGCAGAGAAAAGUAAGAUUGAAGUUUUAUGUAUGAAUAAAAUAUAUAGAAAUGAAUUACCAUUAUCUAAAAGUUGCCAAAUAUGAGCAAUUACAGCCACCCAAUUAAGUGGUUCCAGUUUAUAUAUCACGAUAAUUGUAUUAAUAAAUUCCAUUUUAGGCUAAAACUUACAGUUCUAUAUUGCCUCUUUUUUAUAUAAAAAAAAAAAAACCAAGUGGCCUUUUAGAGGGGCUCUAAACAAACAUACCCACUAUUAGUAUGUGUCUCAGUGCUGUAGUGAGUGGACAUUUUCAGCUUUCCAAAAUGGAAGUGGCUCACAAUGUUGGUUAUUUAAAAGAGCUUAUGUGAAGACUGGGCCUCCUAGGGUGUUUUGAAGCUUCCUGUGAGCAUUUUGACGCCAGGGUGUUUUCAUGUUGAAACUUGAUCUAUAUUUUUGCGUUAAAAACAAAGCAAAAAACUAUUCCAAACAUUUCUCGAAGCAUUGUGUUGAGAAUUUUAAAGCAUUGUUUUCAUCCUGUAUUGCUGGUCAGGGUGAUGCAUGGAAUGUGGAAUGUUUGUGUAUUUUAGGGCUGGUGCUGAGAAACAUUCUAAAUUAACCAGCACUCUUCCUUUUGAGUUUAUUGUUUGUUUAUUAAUAUUUUUGGGGGGUUUAUUAUAACCUUUAAAGGGACUUCAGUGAAGCUACAAUGUUUUCAUGGCAGGGUUAAGACGGCCUCUAGUGACCGUCUCCCAGACAGCCGCCAGAGGUGCAUCCUGGCCCAUUACAGAGUUGACUCUGUGAAAUGACGCAGGGUGUCCUCACACUUUGCAUGAGGACGUACAGUGUCUUCUAAAACACCAUAGGAUAGCAUUGAUUCAAUGCUUUCUUACAGAGAAAGUCGAAUGUGCAUGCAAAGUUUGCUGCGCAUGCACAUUAGGUGCCCCCCCAUCAGCUGAUCGUGAAAGAUGUUCUCUGUGCUGCCAAACACUCCUCCUCUAAUGACAUCAUCCUGGAAGCAUUGCUUAACCUUUUUUUUUUUUUUUGUCCAUACCGUUCCCUAUUACACUGGGAGUGAGAUGCAUGUGCUUGACCUAAUGUUUCCUACAGGGAAGUAUAGAAUCAAAUGCUUCCCAAUGAGCUGCAGUUUCCAACGUUUGAUGUUAAAUGUCACAUGACUGAGUGAGCCUCUGCCAUUCAGCGCAAGUGCCUCUAGUGGCUGUACGGAAGACUGUCACUAGAGGCUCCCUUCAGUGAAAACAUUGCGUAUCUAAUAAACCACAAUAUUUUAGAUGGAAGGGUUAAAAGCACAGACCACUUAAUUGAAUUGAUACUUUUCCAUCCUAUAUUACAGCGCAGUGUGUUUACUUUAGAAGUUUUUAUCCUGCUGUUAACCCCUUAAGGACAUUACUUCUGGAAUAAAAGGGAAUCAUGACGGAAUAUUUCCAUCAUGUGUCCUUAAGGGAUUACUUGAACUUUAAUCACACACAGGAGGGUGCUGCAGACUCAAGCAAGCUAUUUACAGAGCAGGAGAUACAUUCUAAAUUAAGCACACUGUUCAGUUAAGGAAGUAUGAAAAUUAUAUCUUUAUGGAAAGUGUGUAGAAAGGCCAUGUGAGUCACUACCAGUAUUGUUCUGGCUAGGGCUGCAUAAACUGACCUAAAAGACAGAGAAUUGAGCAGCGAGACGGAAAGGGCAUGAUCUGUACACCAAAACCACUUCAUUAAGACAAAUCUGUUUUUGGUGCAUAGAAUGUCCCUUUAUGAUAAGUUUUAUGUGUAUGGCUUUGUUGAAACAGUAGAGCAUUAUGGGAUUUGUAGUUCAGUGCCCCACUCCUUACCCUAUGUUGCUUCACCAGGUGUUUGCAGUCAAAAUGAUUGAAUUUGUUCAUUGAUACAUUUUCUCAUUUGUUUUAAUUGGGGAGCACCAUCCAUAUCCUGUAUUCACAGCUGGGAAAACCACUUUUAAUUUUGAGGGGGGGCUGGGAUUUUUGUUUCCCUUUUCCAACAAUUGUAACAGGAAGUUGUCUGAAGGUACAGUUUCCAUGGCACUCGGCCACUUGUAUCCAUCUCGUAUGAAGAUGAAAGCGUAGCACAAUCUUUUGAAAAGCAUGCAACUAAUUGGCCUGCCUGAAACUGCAAGGUCUUGUCAUUUAUUUUUGUUCCUCCCCCCACCCCCACCCCCCCUUUCUGUUCAACGUGGAAAAUGGACAAAAACAGCUCUGCUUAGACCAUUGUAUAAUCCCAUAUAAACAUUCCAAGAACAAGAGAAAUUAAUACCAUCUAAGCAAGGCAAAUAGGAUUGCAUUAGAGGUAUAUUUAUCUUGUAACUUGAUAUGUGAGGUAUUUCUGCAUUUCACGAAAAGAAAAGGGGGGUGAUAUUGCUCGCUAACGUUCAAGAUUUUUUUUUUUCUUGCAGCUUUUUUAUACUCUAGCAGUGAUGUAUUUUCAGCUCUUUUGAAAAAUCACAGUAUCUCUAUCACAAAGACUACAUUCCUCUUGUAUGAAAGACGGGAAGUGGCAGCUAUUGUUUUCUUUAGUCUUCUGCGAGCCCACAUCACCACAGAGAAGCAUGAUAAAGAUCAGAAUGACCGAGGUGUUUCUAAAUUGUGUGUAACCGCUGGCUUGGCGGGUGUUCUUGUUUAACUUUUCUGGUGGGGCCCCUAUGGAGCAUUGUCCAACUUGUAUAUGCUCCGUGAGUUCUUUUGAAAGUUUAUAUGUUGUAAUCUAGCCUGGAGGUGUGUAAAAGUCAUUGCGCUAAAGAGGUAGUGGAUUGCCCCUCAGCGAGCUAGCUUUAUGUAAAUCUAAAAUGAUUACAGCGCACAAACGGACAAACAAUAGUAAUUUGUUUUCAUCCGUUGACUUUUAGUGCCUACACAAUUUCUUCCAGUUUCUGUGUAUACUGUGUAGAUCAUGGGAAAUUGCCAUCUCCUAUAAACUAGGAAAGUUGAAUUGGGGUUUGCUGGCUAGUUAAAAGUCUCAAGGCUACUUUCCCACCUGCCUGUGAAUUAUUUAGGGUUAAUUAAUGCCCAGAGAAAGUUCCGAUAAAUCUCCAUUUGAGAGACCAAAGACUGUGGCUCAUAUCGUUCUUCUCUAGCUGCAUGGCAGCCUCAAACAUAAACAGGCUGAAAUCUGCCCUUGGUUUUCAGGAAACAAAGUCUUUGACUUCACUGUCCCUUUAAGAUCCAGGUUGUAAUGUUGAUAUUGAGCCUUCAGUGGCGAUCGACCAUUUAAUCAAUAACUGCACGGAGCCCUUGCCCAUUUAUGAAUGAGAUGGGGCCAAAGGUAGCACCGGCAGCAUUGUUACAUUUGUAAACAUCGAUUGAAAACCGGACUCUUUUGGUGGCAUAUCCCAUUCUUCAGCUUGGAUGGAUGUUGUUUUUAUUCCUUCACCGGUUCUCCUUAAAUGUCUGUUAUCAUUAAGGGCCGUUCCUACAAAACUUUUUAUUAGACAACAGCUGUAUGUGUGUGCGCCAAUUCUUGCUUUCUCUUAAAGCCUAUGGGACUGCUUGCUGGUUUGCCUGUCGCCCCUGGAAAUGCAUAACAUUGGAAGAGGGGUCUGCAAUCCGACACUGUGGGAAUGCAGGUGGUCUUAAGGCAAACGGCUGAAAUAAAUCCAAAACACCAAACCCCCCCAUUGCUGGGAGGAGAAGUGUCUGGAUCUUUGGGAUUUUAUAGGCCUCCUGUUUGUAUAUCUGGAACCCACAAUGUUCCACCCUCCUUCUCCUCCUGCAGUCAACACAUGAUUAGAUCACCAGAAAAUGACCGACAGUUACGGCCAGUCGCUGUGUUUGGGAUCAUGUUCGGCAGCUACAAACACGUCCCUGUCAUAUUUCCACACGUAAUUAACACGUGAACUACAGGACGCAAUGGUUUUAUUGCUAUCUUGGCCUACUAGCCAUCUUUCAGAUUUGGUUAUGAUUCCUUGACUUAUGACUAUGGAUUAUAUAUUGUCACUGGGUCCAUUACCGGCAGGCACACAAAUAUUUUUUUUUAUUAUUUAAAACAUUGUUUAUUGCAUUUUUUAAUUAAAAUUUUAUAUUGCACACACAAAUUGUAUUAAAAAAAAUUAACUCCACUUUGCUCACAAGAGGUCCAUGUACUCUCUAAUGCUCAUUAUUGGGCUAAACAUUUAAUAAUACAGACUGUACUCGCAUUUGCUGCCUGUGGGACAUCUCUCAAAACUGGCUAACAUUCUUCAUUAAAUUCUGAUUCCAACCCGUGAGAUUAUCUAUGGAGAGCUGUACGUUUUUUCCGUAAUCCCCUGUGUAGCCUUCAGCGCUAGAGUCCUCGUCUCUAGUAUUUUCUCAAACAACUCUGUCAUUUAAUUACUAAAUAUUAAAUUAUAGUAAUUUGAAAGCUAAAUUGCCAAAUCUAGGCUAAAAUAGCCACAUUGGAAAACUUGUACACUUGGCUAUAGUUACAGCGUGGCUAUGUUAAACCUAAAUAUUGUAAUUUUUUUCAUUUAGAACCAGUUCUGUGUUUAAUUAAUUCACCCCACUGUGUAUAGCUAGACUGUUGGCUGAUCUUAGAUUAGCAUCUGCAGUCAGUCAAGUUCUGCAGAAGUCAUGUGAAGUUAGGGAAAGAUGAGAAGGAAAAUGUAAUACAGUCCACUCCCGGGGCGUUCCCUCUCUCAGCACUGCCAUUAAAUGAUCCUAAUUAAGGAAUGUGCUCUUAUCCAAUCAAAAAUCACCCUUCUUAGCUCAUCAACACAUUCACAUUGCGAUAACCUUAAUUGUCAUCAGUGGGUGCCCCUUUGACCGUGUUAUCAAGCAAAGCUUAGAUCUUUGGUCGGAUAAGAGCAAGCUUGUAACAAAAAAUCACUUAAAUGGCACUCUCAAGGAGAUAACACUGUGGGAGUUUACAGUUUUGAAUUAAAGGGCAACACUUUUGGCACCAUAACAACUUCAUCUAUAUAAAAUUGUUAUGGUACUUGGAGGUUCUGGCGCCAACUUACCUUUAGGGGUCAAACCAUUCAUGAAUGGUUUAACCCCCCUGCCUUUCCGCUUCUCUUCGAUACUUGAAAUAAGUAGUCCUAGACCGUGGUGCUGCAAUUUGGCAACAUACCUAUUUCUCAAGCCAUUUUAUAAAUAGGGAGCUAGUGAUUGGUUUAGAGCGUCAUCUGAUGUACUUGGCCUGUCAGAAGCACCCUUCUUCGAGUCUAUUUGGGUCUUUCUGUUUCAAUAAUCUGAAAGACUGUGGUUAAACCGUUCCCCACAGGUAAGCUGGUGCCAGGGACCUUGUCUCACCAUAUCAACUUAAUUUCAAUGGUGCCUGUAGUGUUCCUUUAAGACCCCUAUUUAAAACAAUAGCUUGAUAAUUGGAUACAAUAAAAUACAAAGUACUUAAUCUGAACCCCAGGUAUGCCUUCACACAAUACAUCUGGGAUUUAUUAAAUAGCGAAUUGCAACUGACAUCUGACUCACAACAUUAAUGCUAUGAUAGCCUCAUGCGUUCUGGACCCACUGUGUUUCUUUAACUUUUUUUUUGUUUUGUUCUCGGAGGAGAAACUUAAACAUUUCUUAGUGGUAUAAAUGUAAACAUAAAACAGAAGAUGGAGAUUUUCUUUUCAUAAAAUAAAGGGCUGCAAGUACAUCUCAAGAGGUUGUGAAUAGUGCGGGGAGUGCGCACACACAGGCUGCGGUGGGGGAAGGGACAAGCAGUUAAUAAGUUUCAGACUUUGUCUCCAUUCUUUCCCUCCUAGAACAGUUUAAUUGAAACCUUGUAGCUUCAGUCUUAGAGAAUGAAGGGCAUCCAGCAGACUCAAAAGUAUCUACAAUGCUAUAUUACAAUAGCUAAUAAAUAUUAUUGCCCCAGCUAAAUUAUACACAACCCCCGAGUCCAGCCUUUGGCUCAGAUAACCCAGAAAACAGAAUAUUUUGUUAUGAGGGAAGUAAUAAUGCAGCGAUUCUGUUCUUUUUGUUUUGCUUUGAUAUCAGCAUAGUAGUAAUCCAAAGCGCUUUCCAUACCUGCAAAGUCACAUGUUUUGUGUUCAAGUCCUGCUUUCUCUCUCCAAGAGUUCUGAGCGUGUGUUGUGUAACAGAGCUUCAUGAGCAGGGCCCUCAUCGACCUGUUGUUCCUAUAAAGCUUUGUAUGUGUCUCAUUUAUUGUUUCAUUCCUCCCUAUAAUAUUUAAAGCACUGUGGAAUAUGUUGGCGCUAUAUAAAUAAUAGCAAAAAUACUCACUGUAACGUGCCUUUAAGCUACAAUAAUUAUGUUUAGAAAUCUAAAUAUAGUGUUUUGAUUUUCUUCACGAUUACAUUUUUAGUAACAUAAAUGUUCUUCUACCGCCUCCAAAAUAAAAGGGUGUCUCUUUCUUUAAAAAAAAAGUCCAGAGACUAAAGAAAGUAUUUAGAAAAUUGGGCAGACUAGAUGGGCCGAAUUGUUUCUUAUCUGCCGUCACAUUCUAUGUUUCUCUUUGGUUAUUCUAUAUGUAAUGUUGUCAGUUAUGUCUUUUGCCAAACAUAGAUGUGAGUGACGAGAGGUGCCUCUGCUGCACUGACAGUCAAACUCGUCUCAUGACUUGAAAGCCCAUAGGAAUGCUUUGAAUAUAAUACUUUCCUAUGGGGAAGCUUGAAGGCGAGCCAUGGCGAUUGCUGCGCAUGUGCCUAAAGUCCUCAAUGCUCCCCAGGAGGAGUGUUGAGUUGAUCACGCUGGAGAAGUCUGUGCCACCUCUGAUAUCAUUGGAGGCAGCAAUGAGCUUCACCACUGGAACGGUUAAAGUAAGCCCUUUUUCAAUUUUAUUGCAAACAGUGUGGGGCGGUGCAGGGGACAGUAGAUUUUGGAAUGCAGGUUAGAAAUUUAGGUUGAAUUCAUUUUAACAACAAAUCAUUCUUAGUGUAUUAUCCUGUAAGCAUCGAUUUUAAGAGAAUAGUUACUGUUAAGUGAUUUGAGAAAACUAGAUAAAACCUGUCCAGUUGCAAACUAAUAUUUCCAAGACUCGAGGUAUUACAGAGAGUAAAGGUACAGGACUGUAGUACGAGACAAUGUUUUUAUCACCCCUUGUGCUGCACAUCAGUGCUUUCCUUUUUCCCAGACGUUGGGAAUAUAACCAGACAACAGUGAAGCUUUGAUUAAUAAUACACUAGGAUGAGUGGUUACAUGAAAAUAAGCAAGUUUGCCUAGCUGAAAAUGAAAUAUUAUAUUUGAUACAAAUUGGGAUGAAAUGGGAUAUUGCAGUGUACUAAUGUCUGCGGUUAAAUAUAACAUUUUGAUGAUUUUAAUUCAUCUGACUUAUAGCUGUUGUAUGUCACAUUUGUGGUUGUUUUAUGCAGAACGGGAAUGUAUCGUGUCCUAAAAAAUAUUGUUCAUUAGCGAAGAUGUGAUGAAACGUUUUGAUACUGCCAGUAUUGCUGUAUAGGUCACAGCUGAUUCACAGGGUCUCCUAGUUUAAAGGAGAACGCCAACGUUAAAAAUGUGUGUUUUUUAAAUUUUAUAUUUAGCUCCCCAUCCAUAUUUUGUUGUUGUUUUUAAUCAUGUAAAUGAUUCCAGCGCCAAAACGAUCUCUGCUCUCAAACUAUGACCGCCUACUGUGCGGUGAUCAUUAUUCAUCAUAAUCUGAUCAGAAUCAAUGCUUCCCAUAGAAAAGAAUUGAGGUCAUGUGGUACAUGCGUGGCAGUCACGGCAAACCCCAAUACAAUUUCCUUUUAACGAUUGUUCAAGCAAAUCUGUUUAGUUUCAAAUGUUGUCAUUCCACCAGUGCUUUACCCAGGCAUAGAUGUGUGUAUGGACACUAUUAAAAUAUUAAGCAAGAUGUUGUUUAUCGUUUGUUUUACAAUAGAACUGUGUCUUCAGUGAAAUGUAACAUGUAAUGGCAUCAUGUGCAUGGCUUGACACAGACAUUGCCAACUUGCCUCCUUACUCAUUAAUGACUAUUCCAUGAAUACUAUUCAGAAAAAAAAAUGAAUACACUACCAAAUUAGCCAAGUAGGUCUAUGCUGGUAAACGUGCAAUGGUUUCAUCACUUAUGAUGUACACAAUCCACAUAGGAAAGCAAUUUACUCAGUAUAUCUUUAAAGAUGAGGAUUGUGGCUAAAAUCUAAACUUACCUUAUUGUGUCUGACAUGCUACCUACGGCACUAGUGCCAUGCACGGCACUCGAGGCGUCUUUCCACGGCACUCAAGGCUGCUAGAGCCAAACAAACUUUCCCAGUAAAACUUCAGAUAUCUGGUAAUACGAAGAGGUGGUGAAGGACAAUCCUCAAUUUAUGCAUUGCAGCACAUAGAGGAAAUGAUCUCAGAUGAUCAAUGAUCUCAGAUCACUUCCUCCCAGCACUUGUGAAUGGGAAUCCACACUGUAGUAGAGCAGCCCGCAGCUGGUGUUGCAGCUCCUGUCCUUGACCUGUACCUUGCCAGCCUGGUCCCCAAUGGAACCCAGGGAAGCCACCCACACUGCUAGAUAUACACAGAAAUGCAGAAUAACAGCCCACACACAAGCAUACACACAAUCCCACAAACGCAACACCACUAACAAUCCACACACAUGCACACAACCCCACAUGCAGCCUCUCACAUGCAAUACCCCAAACAGCCCCCAGACACUACCAAACACACAAUGUGACAUAUCCACAAACAAUUCCACAAGCAGCCCUCAUACACAGCCCACAUUCAUAUGUAUCAUACACGAUACCAUAAACUACUAAUGAACAGUUUUAUUUAAGGGUUAUUUUGUUAUAAUGCAAAGUAACAGCCCUGAGGAAUAUGUUUGCGUCUUAUAAAUAAAAGAUGGAAAUGUAGGACUGGUGGGAAAAAAAAAAAUAUUGAAUGGAUGAUUUGAAAUGCACAACACAAGAAACAAGCGGCAGCUUGAGUCGAUGGUUUGCGGAUAAGUGUGAGAAUAAGUAAUAAGGAGGAGAGUUGAAGGUCACGCUUGAAACUGCUUGACCGAUCAUUCAAAAUUCAGACAGACGUGCAAGAGAACUGAAGAGAUUGCAGACUGUAGAACAAUCAGGCGGUGUGUGUGUGUGAUGGUUAAAUAGUAAGAGUAGCCCGUGCAACGAUUUGGAGAAAUGGCACAGGAUAAACAAGCGGUGUGAAUUAGUCUGCCCGCAGUACUUUGGAUUAAUAGAAUUUAGGUAAUUGGGUUAGCAGGAGACUGACAAAUAGAAGGUUGCCAUAGCGAAGGCUGGAAUUGAUUAGCUCGUCAAUGAGCAUUUUGUUAGCACUGCUGCUACUUGAACUAAUAUACUAUUUCAGAAUUUGUUGGGUGGUGACAGUAACACAUUGUUGGGAGCUGAAGUGGAUGAAUGUAAAAGCAGGCUAAGAUGGCCCUACAUUUGUGCGUUGUAGACCCUAUGGUGAAGCUGUUGUACGACAGAGUUUUAUUUGCUUGUUAUUUUCCCCCCAGCUUUAGACCUGAUCUUGAAAACUCUUUAGACCCAGAGGCCUCUCCAUGAGCUCAUAAGGCAUUAUUUUUGGCUCAUAGCUUUGAAGUUUUUCUUUAAAUAGUUUUUAAAAAAGGAUCUGUUUGUAGGUCGGUCUUAAUUCUGCAAACAGUCAGUUCCUUGAGGUUGACGGAUUGGUAACGUCAGGUGUGAGAAGUAGACAAGGCUUGAGUUUAGUUUUUUUUUUUUAUAAAUUCUUUAUUUUGAGAAUUUUAGCAUUGUAUAUGGGGUACAGAAAGAAGAAAAUAUGGGAAGGGGGUACAACAUUAUGAAAAGAAUAGCAUCGUCCCGUGGAUCUCAUUCCCAGGCUAUCUUUAUCCCCCUAAGCUGUAGUCUCUCUGCUCUUGAUUGGACCGUCGAGGGAGGCGACUGUCUCGUCCCCUCUAGAGGGAGUAGGUGCGGUAAAAGUUUUGAGCUGCGUCUCUGGGCUUGUACAGCCUAUGGCCUAAGUCAGUGUCGUUACUGGAAAUUGAGGUCAUCGGAGACUUAUCGUGUCUGAACAUUAAGGGUGAAGCUCAACUGGAGCGAACAUGGGAUAUAAGGCCUAUCCUCGCCUAGACAUAGCCAAAACACACACAAAAAAAAAAAACACACGGGGGGUGCGUGGGAUUCUACAUAUCAGUGUAACAUCUCCCCUGUACUAGGUGCGUGUAAUCUAUCAGCGUGUGUGUAGGAGGCGUGUCUAUUAUGUGGGGCCGUGCUCAAAAAUUCUUGCGUCGAGAAGGAACCCUCCUCCGUCCUCUCUCCCCUCCCUCGCCUGCGCUACACAUUGCCCCAGGGGCUCCAGACCUUCCCUACCGAUGCUGUCGUCUCAUGGACCAGGGCAGAUAGCUCAUCCAUCUCCUUGGACUCCUCUAUUUUCCGUCGUACCUCUGAUAGAGUUGGGAUUUCCAUCCUCCCCCAGUGUGCUGCAAUGUCCCGUCGUGUAGCGAGGGCUAUUUUUGCCACUAGUUUAUUCUGUGCCCUAUGUAGUGCAUCUAGGGGUUUGGACAGCAACCAUAUCCACGGAUCCAGUGGGAGAGCCGUUUGUAAGGCUCUGGAGGCGACGUCAGCUACCCCCUUCCACAAUGCUGAAAUAUGCUCGCAUUCCCACCACAUGUGGAAGUACGUACCCUGGGCCCCACAACCUUUCCAGCACCGGUCGGAGGUCGAUUGUCGCAUCUGUUUGAGCUUGAGGGGGGUAACAUACCAUCUGAGCAGGGUCUUAUACGCCUGCUCCUUGUGGUUCACACAGAUCGUAACUGAUGCCGUUGCCUCCCAAAUUUCUGCCCAGUCUGAUGGAUCGGCCGGUGGGCCCAUGUCCCUCUCCCACUCCCUCACGUAUGAAAAGGCCUCCGGAGGGGUGUUUCUAGCAAAGAUAUCGUAAAGAAUGGAUAUCUGACCUCUCCUUACCGGUGUGUGCAUACUCAUUUUCUCGAAAGGUGUAAGCUGUUUUGUGGCUGCCAUUCUGAUGUCCGGAAUGGACAAAAAGCUCCGUAACUGGAGAUAGCGGAAAUAAUCAAAAGAGUUGAGAGGGGUAGAUUGCGGUAGGUCUGCAAAUAGGAGCAGGCGAUCACCCUGGAAGAAAUGGCAAAGUCUGAUGAGGUUAUUAUCUUCGAAGCGGGCAAAAUGUUGAGGUGUCAUACCUGGGGGAAAUUGCGGGUUCCGCAGAACUGGGGUGAGCGGUGAGGGCGUAUUGAUAAGGGGGUUUUUACCGUUGACUCUAUCCCACACCUGCAAAGACGUCCUUGAGUUUAGUUUUUAACUAUAGAUUUGGCAAUUUCAACUUGAAAAGGCGCUAUUGUUUGCUAAGAGAAGGAUAAAAGUCCAAAGACAUCAAUCCUCACAUGUCCAACUGGCUGCAAUAGGGCAUGAAAUAUAAAAGUAAUGCUAUCUUACUGCAUACAUUUGUUUUUCUCAUGGUAAUGGCGGCUGUGUUUUAAAGCAGGACACCCAUCAUUAAGCUUGAAGAUUCAGUGAAAGCUAAUUAUUCAAAGGAGAGCCAAAUUGGAACAUUAAACGGUUACUCCAACCACAAAAACAGUUUUUUUGUAGUUUGCAACAAUGUCUGAUGUCGAAAUAUUCUAUUUCCACUCUGUAAUAAACCUUUUGACCAUUUGUUACAUAUUUUGUAAAGAUAUCCAUCCAAUCCAUCUUAAAUAGAUGUAAAACAUUAAAGGAAAACUAUAGGGUCAGGAACACAAACCUGUAUUUCUGACCCUUUAGUGGAAAACCCACCAUUUACAUGGGUGCCUAUUGUGUCCCUUGAAGCAGGUGCUGCUGGAAAUUUCCUGAUCCGGAUAGCAAACUAUUGAUGAAGAAGAUGGUGUCUGUAGAUCUCAGUUUGUCUUUUACUAAUGGUGAGAAAUGUGCAGCUCUCUCAUUUUCUGUUUUAGGAAUGCAGUCUUUCUUGUGAUCCGGAGGCUGGGUGUGGUUGUGGUUCACUUAAUCAGAUGUUCUUCUGAAAAUCAGAGUGGUCUUUGUUUGCACUGUUAGGGCUGCCAUUUGUUGCGGCGCUGUCUCCCUCUCCAUCCAAAAUGAGUAUUUCAUAAAGCUAAAAUAUUUGUGAAAUACUUGUACUGUGUUAGAAUUUCACCAAAAUUCCAACCCAGUCAAAAGAUAUACUAAGACAAGCGAGGGACCACUUUUCUUUGUAUUUGCCUUAUGCUUGCUAUAAGGUGGAACAAGCUCUUGUCAAUCCCUGAGACUUCAAGUGGAAAAAGGCUCUGUCUAGGUACAUGCAUGAGCAUAAAACACCAGGAGAUGAAUAGGACCAUAAGGAAGAGGAUGGCGGUGGGCACUAUGAACAGAUUCAGGUAAGUAUAACUUGCCUUCCCCGACACCCUGUGGUCACCGCACUGCCAGUGGCGCAGUCCCUGUAGAGGUCUUUGCAAAUGUUGCAAAGAUCACAGAUUGUAGCAGAGCCUCUUUAAAAUAGGAGGCAAAUGCAAAAUCGCUGUACAAAAGCUUUCUGGAAUCCCUCCAUUUAUUUAUUUUCCAAGGUUUCUCUAUGAAUUCACGGUCCUUAUUAAUGAUUCGAUUUAGAUACACAUCAUUGCCAUAGACAUGGAGAUGCUCGCACUAGUAUUCGAAGAGAAGUGAUGUAUAAGCGUUUGUGAUCUCAAUCCUUCCAUAAUGCCAUAGGCUGUGUCAAGACAUCCAAGCGUAGAAAGUAAAAUUAAAACCUGGGACCUAACUAAUUUGAUAUGCAUAUUUCUGUCGUAUUACCGUCAACUCGAUAAUGUAUUAUUGUCUAAUUGCAGAAGCCCAAUGCAACAUAUUUUAAGGCACUUUUUCAAAUUUUCCCAACCCUGGCUGAUGAAGCAGGUGGCACUUCCAUCAUGUGUCUAGCGAUGGAACGUCUUCUUCUUUUUAAAGGAAGAGUUGUUGAAAUACAGCAGGAUAGUAGCAUGCGUUAUUUUUCUGUUCUGAGAAGUGAUCUGUAAAUGUGUUUAUUUUUAAUGCACUGGGGACAAAAAGACAGCUGCUGUUUUCUCAGAGAUGUAAUUUGAAUGAUUCAUCUUUGACUGUGAAGGUAUGUUUGGAGUUUGAGAAGCAUUGAAAAAACGAAAUCACUAUUGCGUGCAAAAAUGUAUUCUGCAGGUUUCAGUCUCUUCCUUCUGUCGGAAUGUAUUUUAAGACUUUAGGUAUCUAUCCUUAAAGGGGUGCGGUCACAUCCCACAAUUUUUUUAUUUAUUUUUUUAAUAUUGUUUGUUUAGCUUUGUUUAAAAAAUAUGUAUUUGUGAGGUGUGAAAAUUUAAAUUAAUUGUAGAAAUCUAAAAUUCUUUAUUCUAAAUGAGGGCCUCCAUCUUAGUCCUCUAUCGGUCAUAGUUAUAACCUUUUUCAUUUCGGUCAGCAUAGAGAACCUUUCCGUUUCUCCUCUCCAGUCUUUGUCUGAAAUGGAUUAUGAUGUCAUAUGCUAUAGAUUUAAAUAUAGUACUCAAUUAGAUAAAUGUGAUAUGUGAUCAAAAUUCCCGAGAAGUUGCAGUUUGGGAAAGUACUUAAAAAAAAAAUAAAUAAAUAAUUAAAUAAAAAAAUAAAGUAAACCAAUUAAUUUAGAAAAUUAAAUAAAUAAAAAAAACAACAUUGCAAUACUCAACCUAUGCAACAUUUUAAUAAUUUUCUUGAGUUGAAUUCUUCUUUGCCCUUUGUCUUACCCUCCUCCAUAACAGACUAAUAAGAUAAGGCCAGGUACUAAUGAAAGUAUUUAGAUACUAGAUGGGCCGAAUGGUUCUUAUCUGCCGAUACAUUUUUAAAUAAUACAUUUUAAAAAAUAAAAAAAAGUCAGAUAUACUUCUUUACUUCCCUUGUUUGCGGCAAAUCUGCAACUUUUUAAUGAACCAUGAUAAGCAAAUACAUUAAAAGUCCUUGAACAGGCAAGUGGCUGCAUAGAUCCACGCUGUGACAUUGAGCAGGGCUAGGUGUAUAGCAGCCUCUAUAACAGGAGUAGACAACCUACGGCACUCAAGGCUGCUAGAGCCAAACGCACUCUGGCCUAUCAGGAGUCUCAGUAUCCGAUAUCUGCUAAUACAGAGAGAUGGUGAAAGACAAUCCUCAAUUUAUGCAUUGCAGCAUGUAGAGGAAGUGAUCUCAGAUCACUUCCUCCCAGCACUUGUGAAUGUGAAUCCAUACUGCAGUAGAGCAGUCUGCAGCUGCUGUUGCAGCUCAUUUCCUUGACCUGUACCUGGCCAGCCUGGUCCCCACUGGAACCCAGGGAAGCCACCCACACUGCUAGAUAUACACAGAAAUGCAGAAUAACCCUCCCCUCAUACAAAUAAUACAGACAGCCCACACACAAACAUGCACACAAUCCACACAAACACAACACCACUAACAAUCCACAUGCAUGCACACAACCCCACGUGCAGCAUCUCACGUGCAAUACUCCAAACAGCCCCCACACACUACCAAACACACAAUGUGACACAUCCAUCCACACACACAAUUCCACAAGCAACUCCCAUACACAGCCCACAUUCAUAUGUAUCAUACACAAUACCAUAAACUACUCAUGAACAUAUACAAUAUAAUAGCUCAUAUACUCACAAAUACAACGAUACAAAGCAAUUACAGUAAAAAUAACACAAGCAGAAUACGGCAGCAUACACACCACAAUUUAAAAAAAAUAGGACCGGCACGCUACGGGACAUCACCAUCCUAUAUCGGCACAGUGCUGCUAAAAGGUUGCCUACCCCUGCUCUAUAACUAAUGCAAUGCUUGGACAUUUUGACAGGGGAGCUUCAUGUAUAGAGCACCGACUGUUUAACGGUGCUCCGAGUGUUCCAUAAAGAGAAUCCCUUUAUAGGUAGUAAACAAUUCUAAACCUCACUGUAAGCUGUCAGCAGAGUCUACAUGCCUGUCCAGUAAACCGAUGAGUUGUAGAUGUAGCAAUAGUAAAUGUCAUUUUAAUUACAGGUCAGGGUUUUUUUUUUUUUUCAUCAUUUAUCAUUUUAUGCUUUUAAUUACAUGAACUCUGCCACAUUUAAUCUUGUGUGAGACCACAGGGCAAGAUUGGUAUUUUAGGAUGUGUGUUGGAAGGCCACUGUAUUUGAUUUAUUUAAAUUUAUUUUUUUUAUAUUAGAUUCUUGCAGCCAAAUGUAUCAUGUUGCAAAGUAAUCUCCUCCACGAACUGAUUCCAAAAUGUAUAGUAGAUUGUCUGAUGUGCAAAUUAAACUGUCUCAAUCAAGACUAACAGUAUCUCGUGUCUGAUAAAUAUCUGGUGUCAUCUUUGCAGCCAAGUGGAAGAUUUGCAUUCUCUUAUGGGUUUUAAUUACAGUUCUAGAAGAAAAAGGGGAACUUUCUAUAAACUGUACUAUUCUUUUGAAUGGCUAAACCAUGGCUAAACUUGGGCAUUAACCAGAACCAACAAGAACUCAGAGAGCCAAUAUUGCCAAAGUAUUUUAUUUAAAAAAAAAAACAACAGAUUUAAUGUAGUUAAAUCAUGGUGCCUCAUCUUCAUCAUCUGUACAUCCACUGCAGAUGGCUGGGGCACACAUUGAUGGCAGUAGCAUAGUUUUCCCCACCUAUUCGUUCUUACAGCAUACUUGCCGCAAACUCCUUUAACUUCCAGUAACCCUUCACUACUAAAUUAGUAAAUUAAAGAUAUUUUGUGUGUGUGCAUUUUAUGGAAAGUAAUGAUAUUUUUCAUAUUGUUAUUCAUUGAUGGCACAGUUAGUAGCCAAACGAAAAUAUUGUUGGAAACCCCCCAAAAAAUCUAAUGGACCAGUAUGUAUGUAUACUAUAUCUAUAAUAUACAUCUGUCUUUCCAAAAAAAAAAACGCAUUAUGCAGUAAAUACUCCUUUUCUUUUUUUCUAAAUUGCUUUUGCAGCAUCUGUCCAAGAGAGUGCUGUUACAGGAAGGCCUCUCAGAGAUCAGGAAGAGGCUGCACCAAUCGUGAGGCUCUCAUAGUCCAGUUUAUUUAUUUUCCCCAAUAAAUUGCUUCUCUGCAAGCAAUUAUGGGAUUUGCAGUUUAGCCACAGUUCCAUGUAUCACAUCAUAUGUUAUGGAACUGCUCAAUAAACCUAUAGAUACGCCGCAGUUUUAUACACCUGAGCUGGUAAUCUCACAUGGCCCUGUGUCUUUCUUUCUAGCCAGAGAGCGGAGAAGUAUCUCUCCUAUCUGUGUGUGUGUGCAAACUUCACAUGCCAGCUGGACCUGUCUUUGACCAGUAAAGGAAUAUUUGUUCUAAGCCACGGUGUGCUGUAACACUGCGACAGGGGCACUCCACGCACUAUAACCCUGCUCACUGAAGCAAAGUUGUUAUGGUUCCCAGAGUAGCCAGUGUUAAAAUGUGCCUGGUAACUUGCAACAACUGCCAAUGAACCCUGCUGAUUUGUCCUGGAUUGUUUCCACCCCCCUCCAGCCAGCAGUUGGACCCUGGCUUACCUUUAAUGGAAAUCCAAGGUGUUAAUUCCUAGCCGGUAACCUGAGCUAUUUGACCUCAGUGACGCACUUGGGUUAACUUGGCGAAUAAUGAAUAGAUAUAUAAUGGAGAGCCUCACACCUCCCCCCUCUUCUUUCAUUCAUCUUUAGGUGCAAUUCUCCUAGUUAUCCAUUCUUCUUCAUCCAAGCAUUGUUUGUUUUUAUAUGAUGUAAUGUUUAUCCAAACUGCUUUAUUUAAACUGCAGGAAUCUACUGAGCGUUUUGUUCUUGCUCGAGUUUUUGCUUUGAUUGAUAUUCAAUAAUCCUUUUAAAAGGUUUUGUUUUUUUUUGCUUUUAUUUCUACUUUUUACAUAAAUAGAUAAAUCUUAAGCUUAAGCAGUUUGUAAAUCUUAUCUGUCCGUUAUGUAAUCUGAGUUCACUGCUUGUGUUCUUAAAUGUUUGAUUCCUUUCCAGUUCCUCUUUUCAGACAAACAUAACUGAAUUCCAUUUUGUAAUGCUGCUAAUUUUAACUUUACAUAGUGCUCGCCAAACAUGUAGUGAGAUAGCUCCGUAGUCAAAGCUCCAGCGUAGUUACAGAUUCUCAGUCACAGAUUUGCUUCCUCAAAAGGUCAAUGCAGCAUUUAUCCUUUUGAAUUCAGUACGGUGAGUGCAAUUAAAGGUAAAUUCUAGGUCCAAAAAUGAAUAUUUUAUUAAAUCAUAACACAAAUGUUUCGUAAAGGAACACUGGAAGCUCCUUAAGCUCGUUUGAGCAGGGUCCUCAUCUACCCAAUGUUCCUGUAGCAAUUUGUAAUUGUCUCAUUUAUUGUUAAAUGUCCCCCACUUUUGUAAUAUUGUAAAGCACUGCUGCAUAAGUUGGCGCUAUAUACAUGCUAAUAAUAAUAACCACUACAGCUCCCUUUAGUGGUUGUGGAGCUAAAGGUGCCCUGGCACCUUUCCGGAGUAAUUUGUCAAACCAUGAAAGAAUGGUUUCACAAUUUAGCUGAAUCUGAAUCUAUAUAAAUGAAGAUGAUGAUGAUGAUGAUCAUUGUCCCACAGCAUUUGAGGUACUGUUACUCUAGUAACUUUUAAGAUAAAGUCUCCCAGCUCUUACUACACUGUAGAAUUGUUUUUAUUUAUUAAUAAUUUAUUUAAUGCUUGAUGUAGUAUGCACUUUUGAACUACUAUAUUGCUAGGAUUAAUAUUAUUUAAAUUUAUUUUUUUCCUCUCGCUUAAGCUAAAUUUAAUUGAACACAAAACAUCUCUGCAAUUCGAGUCUUUUUGUGGCUCUAUAAAUGUUAAUAUGGAAACUUGUAAACAUGCAAGAAUGCAUGCCUCGGGCUCAAAUCUUUAAUUUUAUUUUUGCAUUCCCAAUCAGUGCAUUUUACAAAGGCCAUAUUGCCAGGAAGCAAAAUUCGACUAAUUGGGGCUCUGUCAAUUGGCCUUUAUGCUGCUUGUCAUGAACGGAAACUAGCUUUUCUAUAAAGGAGAAAAUGAAGAUUAAAUUAUAGAGGAUAUUAAAACAUUUUACAUAUUUUUACUUGCAUAGAACUAUGCCUUCAAUAUAAAUACACAUACACACACACACACACUUUUAACAAGCCUAGUUGGAAAAAUACUCUACUAAGUUUGCCUUCAAUCAUCUAUUCCUGACUUGUAUUCCCCCCCCAGUAAAUCUUGUUCCAUCUUACUAACUGCCUUGCUAAUUGCUGUAGCUCUUUUGCACUAGCAUACCAGUAUACAGUGUGAGAUUAGGAGGUCUGUCAAUUGGCCCAUAGCCACUAGCAUACAUGGUUUGUGAGCUACAGCCUCAAACCAUACUUGUGUACAUUAAAAUAGCAGGACACAUGUUGGGAUUUCUGCAGGGCCUUUACUUGUUCAGCACUGUUUGUGAGUGUGCUGAGGUCACACUGUAUCAGUUUUCUCUAGGCCUGGACUGGCCCCCGAGGAUACUUCUCAGUGCACUGCAAUAUCGGUAGUUGUUGAUUGAGCUGCCAGAUUAAGAUGCGUAUGUAUGAUGUCCAUGGAGAUGUUUACAAGUGACCACGGUGUGAGACCAGGCACUGCUCAUGACGUUCUUAACAAAUACCUGUCGUCAUUGGUGGUAAUGGAGUCAUGGGAAGUAGACUGUCUUAGACUUGGACAUAAUUCUAUGAAAGCUCUCUCAUUCUGUGCUGAUUGUACUAGUGAACAUUGCAUUGUUAUAUUACGUCACACCCUUGAAUUCUGUCAGCCGCUAUCUAUCAAACUCCUAUGUCACAUGCGUUGCAUUAGUACGACUGUCUACAUAAACAAGAAAAAGGUUAUUCUUUUGUAGUAUCCUCAAGCCCAAUAUUUGCCAACUUUUCUCUGAAUGUAAGAUCUUAAUUUGCUGCUACCCCUCCCCAAAAUAUAGCAUAUUGGCUUAUUAGAUGAUGCUUGAGUCUAAUGGCUGACUAACGGUUAGCUCUAAGCUGUCCUUUUUCCAUUUUAGUUGUUUUUUAUUUAUUUACAUGAUUUGCUAAUUAAACCCUGGCAAAGUAUGCCACGGAGUUGGCACACGUAGUGCUUGAUUCACAUACAGAAACUUUCAUAUUAGAUGGCUGCAUUUGUGUGCCCUAGGCAACAUAGGAUAGCGAUGUCGCUGCAACGUGGAACAUUAAGUACCUUUUAAGUUGGUUAAGAACUUCUAGACUCCAGGAAAAUAGUGCUUGGAAAAUAGUGACAAGCUACCUAUACUUUUUCUGGUCAGUACUUUAAGAAUAAUAGUAUAAUUUAGUUAGUGACAUUUAAACUGAGCUUGGUCUAAUCACAGCUCCCAAAUAUCCAAAUUACUGGCGUGCAACUUGUGAGGCUAAGAUGGGAAAACUAGUUAUUAAGUAGAACUGUUUUGUUUGUUACAGUUACAUGUUAUUAACACUACAUGCUGAUCUGUAGAUCUGUUAUAGUUGGUGCAGUUGAUUCUCCCUGCAACUGUUUCCUUUGCUUUUAGGCAGAAAAUGUUAUCCAGACACUACACGUUGCUGGCAGAGCUGAUGUACUGUCAUCUUGGGGGUUGGUUUUUUUUUUUAGUUUUGGCUAAAUUUGUUCUCCAUACCUGACAGUCUGUGUCUGUUAGAGUAGGCUGGUGACAUAGUUUGAAAAAGCAGAGGAGUUUCAAUAGAGGGAGUGAGCUUAGUUUGGGGGGGGAAGUAAUGCAGACAUAUUUAUAAAAAUCACAUUUAUAUAAGGGUGUCUGUGCAGCUCUGCUAAAAGAAACUGUCAACUAUCACUGUCAACCCAUUGUCUGCCCUAUUCUGUUCUCAUAUUUCUCUCUCAGUUCAUUUCAUUCCAGAUAUUUACCGUGUGGUUUAUUCCGAAAUAUUUCUCUGUUUUGCGCGCUCAUUUUUUUGCAGUGCGUCAUUGUUUAGCUCACCCUUUUUUUUUGCCAAGGACCCCAAUUAUGUGCAUUUUCACUUGGACACAAGUUCAAGUUGAUAAUUAUCUGUGCCUCAUUCCUAAAGUAUGAUCUAAUUGGAAUUAAAUUAAGUUUUUCAAAACACCUUAGAUGUUGUGGACAGCUGCCUGGGGCUUGAUGAAUAUGAUAUGCCAUUUCCUUUGAAUAUGGACCCCCUGAAAGGACAUAGCUAAGACCUGUUUUUUUGGUCCUGAUGUUAAGGUUAAGGAGCACAGGUGAAGGAGAGUAGUGUGUCCCACUAUUCCUGUCCAACAUGUGGUCUCUGGUUUCCCUACAGCCCAUUUGUUUUGCAAAGAGAUGGCGAGGAGGUUCCUUUCUGCUGAAUUCAAAAUCUGUUCCAGCUGAUACGAGCGCUUAUUAUCCCAAGUCUUGUGUACUUGUUCUUUCACAAGAGCCAUGCCAAAGCAUCUUUGGAGUUUUUUAUUAAGAGACCAAGGCUACUUCCUUUUUGUUUCAGUUAUUCUUGCAAAAUCAAAAAAAUAAAACUUGGGGGGAAAAAAGAAACCAAGGCUUAUUUCAUUUAAUCUUUUUCUUCUAAACCUCAAUAAAUAACCAAUGCCAGUAUCAGGAUUGUCCUAAUUGCGGCCAUGUUCCUAUAGCUAAGAACAUAUUGUUUAAACUGAAUGGAAUUCUCUUCUUAUAGCGAACAAAUAUUGUUCAAAAGAGCAACUAUGCGACCAUCUUGUUAAAUAUAGCCAAAGUGAAUUUUCAGUUUAGAACCAUUAGAUUUUAUUAAUGGCUGGAUCACUUCUUGCACUUUAAAAAAAUAAUUUAUCCUUUAUCUUCACAUCAGCUGUUAGGUUUUACUACUUAAACCAUUCUUGCUGUUUAAAUCCUGUGUUUUGUCAAAUAUCUAAAAUAUAAAAAGGAAUUUACAAGAGGCUUGCAGAGCUUUGGCCAACGUACUCAAACACUGAUUUUGUAAAUAGCGCCCCCUUUUUAGGGGGACCAAAACAAAUAGCUACAACCUGUAGAUCAUAGUAUGUGAUAUUUGAGCUACUUCUGUGAGAAGGUCAUAGGAGUUGUAAUUCAUAGACCGAGAAAGGCAAGCAGUCUGUCCAUGUCUCUCUCUCUGCGUUUAUUGAAACCAUCUGGAUUAUUAUUAUUUAUUUUUUUAAGUGUGGAUAACAUAUCUUCUUGAGGUAGAAGAUUUCUGAGCACUGCAUCAGAAGUAUUGCCUUGGUUAAAUUACACAACUUAAUCCUGCAUUUUUAAAACAUGUGGUACCUAUUUUUUGGCCUCUCUCCCACCCAAACUGACUAACCUCUGAUUGUAACCUUCAGCGCCACUCAUUACUUUUUGGCAAUGUUUCAGAUUCCCUAUAUACUGAUUGCAGAAAACCUUGACUACGGGGGUGGGGUGGGGGGGGGAGCUUUUACUCAUUUUCAGUUGGGGGGGGGAGCAUAGGGAAAAUAUUUAAAUACAGAAUGUUUGGAUUUAAACAAAAUCAUCAUAACCGACAGACCGUUUCUUGCUAACCGAAUUAUUAACAAAAGUCGACUGUUUUCAGUUUGGAUUUUAUGGCGUAUAAUGAUGACAUUAGUAUAUUGUAAUAUCUUUAUUAGACUAACAGAAUUUUUGGUUGACAAGUUUUUUGGAGAAGCCUCCCUUUCUCAAGUCUAAAGCAUUUCUGAGCAUAGAGGACACAGAAUUCAAAGUUGAGUUGUGAUACUGGGGUUAAAGCGACAUGAAUGCAGAUAAGACACAGGUUUGAUUCUCACAGAGGGUCGUGAGAAUAUGGUCUAUUUUCUUUCCAAACGUGUGUCUUAUCGGCACUCGAGAUGUCACUUUAACCCCAGUAUCACAACUCAACUUUGAAUUCUGUGUGAUUUAUGCUCAGAAUUGCUUUAGACUAGAGAAAGGGAGGCUCUCCUGAAAGCUUGUCAUUCCAAAAUUUAGUCUAAUAAAAAAAAAAUAAGUAUUGCAAGAUACAAAUGUAAUCUUUUAAUUUACAUCUGCAUCACUGGACUAAUAUGUCUACACUAUCUACUCUAACAGUUAAGAAAAAUAAAUGCCAAAUAAAUAUCACAUUCUGUGCCUGCAAAGGAUCUGUGUAGCGGGAUUCCAAUAAAAUGUCAUAUUGCAAACCUUAAGCAUAGGAGAUUCAUAGAUUGUAAAUUUGUUUGAGCAGGGCCUUCCUCCCCAUGUCUUGUCAAAUGUCCCCAUUCUAUACUUAGAAAGAGCUUCAAAAAUAGGUUGGAGCUAUGUAAAUGCUAGUAAUUUAUAUAGCUCCAGUAAUCUCCAUUAAACAGCAGAACGUUGGCAAUUAAUAGAAUAUUAAUUGAUACUUCUGGUCCUCUGCUUUGAAUGCACAACCCUAAUUUCUAUUGUUGGAUAAAACUAACAAGGUGUAACUUACUGUCCUGCUAUAAAUAUUACAGCAGAGCUAUUUAAAUUCAGGAACCUGCGAACAGUCCGCUAGAAUGUAUAUGGCUGCGUCCUUACCAACCAUUUUAAAUCUAUUUAUAUAGAUGUUAGGUCAUACCUCUUCCUCACGCACAGCAAACUUUGCUUCGCUCCUGAAUUCUGUACACAUUGCCAUCCAUUGUUUAAGAAUAUUUGGGAGUAAAUCGUCCAAAGUGACCAUUAAACUCAUGGCUUUCUGUGGCCUAUGCAUACUCUGCAAUAGGAAAUUGGGGUUUGGGAUCCAUGUCACUCGUACCAUGUACAUUGGAAAAAUACACUAAAAGAACAGUUGGCAGGGCCAACUAUUUCACAAUAGCCUCAAUGCAGAGAGCCAGACUGGCCAGUGACUUAUAGAUUGUUUUUUUGGGGGGAAAAAGAAUUCUAAAAUGUUGUUUUUCUUCAACUCUUCAAAGAGAUUAGAUUAAUGAUCUUGAUUACAGAUUGUGAUGUUUCCACGAAGCAUGUGGUUUUGUUUUUUUUUGUCUGAGCAGAGCAUCGUGGGGAAAUUGUUAAUUUGCAUAAAAUGCCAAGAGGCUGAGAAGACAGGCAUGAUGUCAGAGAAUAGCGCUAUGAACCUAUAUAAAUAUAGAGCCAUGUGUGUUCAAAUUAAUGAGGUGGUAAAUUAUUGCUCAUUUUAUGUGAUGAAUUCCACAACACACUUAUCUCCGUCAUGGAAGGUCUUAUGUAUGCAUAAGAUUUUUUAGUAUCUUUUUCUCUCCAUUACGUUCAAUAAAAAUGUUUUUUUAAUGAACUGUUUGUGCUGUGUAUGGAUUUCAGAAACCUUCAUGUAGAGUAUUUUCAGGAAGAACUCUGUUGCUUGCACUCUCUCUCUCCCUCUGCAAUGCCCCUUUACAGUAAAUAGGAUACAGAAACUAUUUCAGCUGAAUUGCAAGCAAUUAUUUUAUAGCCCGCGGGCGAAUUCGGGACUGGAGAACUUAUCUGUGAAUUGUUGGAUGACUAGACCUUUUCACAAAAUGGUACAGUCCUAAUUUAAUGUGGAUUUACGAGUUUGUAUCGUCUGUGAAAAUGGCAGAUACCCUAAUAGGUUUUUACCUGAGCUGCACAAAUUUAAUGAAAAGCAGAACUGGGUUUUGCCUGAAAGCACGAGUUCAAAGUGUUGGCUUGGGAGUGCUUUGUGAACUGGUGUUGAUUAAGUGUUGCUUGUGGGCCUGUCUAAGGCAGCUAAUAGCACUUAUUGACUCAAUAAAUAGUUAAUAAGGAAAGGCAAAAAAUGUGAUCCUUAAAUAUUAAUACACUGGUUUUGAUUUUAGUUUAUAUUGGGUGACUAAUGUCUAGCCAGCUCUGUGUGCGUGCUAGUGUGCGUGAUCUACAUAUAUACGCGCACACACGAUUUUUAAUAAUCUUUUGAGUGCCACACAUGUGCUCCACAUAGGGGUUCUAAGAAGCUUUCUCUGUGCUUAUGAAAUGUAGAGACAGCCCACUGAUUUGCAAACCAAGUUCUCACUCUCCAGGUUCCAGUUCUUUGUCACCUUGGCAGCCUGUUUGCUAGAUAUUGUGUGUUUAUAUGUAUGUCACCCGUUUGCUGUAUACAUAUAUAUAAAGCGAAAUUCUGGUAUUUUAAAAAUGGAGCAAUCGGCGGGAACACUCAUUGGUUUCCAUGGCGAUUGCUCUGCCUUUUUUAAAUUUGCCCCAUUAUUGGUUAAAUUUUAAUGUUUGGGGUUUUUUUUUUUUUUGCAGGGCAGGUAAUUACAAACGAUCCUGUGGUGCCACGACAGCAGCAACAGACAUAUAGCAUCAUACAUAUUGAUACAGAAGCAUGGCAUGUAAAUAUUAUGCACUAUUUUUAGGAAAAGGCCUAACAAGAUGAAGUAGGUUUGGUGUAUGAGUAUGUACAUUUAGUGCUGGUAGGUUAGGUGAGAAAAACAAAUAUGCUAAGCAGAAUGGCAUGGCGAAUGUAUGCAAAACAAAACUGAGGAGAACAUGCCACAAUGAUUAAAGAACCCUGGGCCCCCGAAUAGAGACACUCCUCCUAGUGGAAAGGUAAACAUUACCCUGAUAAUAACUACUCAGGAGCCAGAGGAGAGGCAACCCCAGUCCCCAUGCAGAGAGCAGCUAACUCCCAUCACUGGCAGGACACAGUCCUUUUGCUUUUCAUAUUCAUCUAAGAGUAGUUCCCUGAUGCAGUGGUGUGGCUUGUCGGGUGGUAUCAGCCGUUUGCGGUUAGGAGCUGGAUGUGUGCAGUAACGUUGUAGUGGACCGCAGCUAUCGGUUGUGUAAUUCGGCAUCAUGUGUCUGUACCAGCUUGCAGCCUGAUUACCUCGGGAAGUGAGGUGAUCUCCGCACAGGUUCCUUAGUGUCGAUUGGUAGCACCCCAGGCCGGGCCUCAGGAGAGGUAUGUUGCUCAGAUGAUAUUGCCCAGAUUUGCCUGCUGUGAGCGUCCAGAGCCCUGAAGGGGGGGAGGGGGUCACCUUCUCCAAGGACCUUCUCUGCAGCCAUCUUGAAGGUUAGGUGAGGCCUCCGAUCAGAGUAGUGCCCCAGGAUAGGACGGGAUGGCCCCACCGGCCCAAAGGGGGUGGGGGAGCAGGGCCAUCACCCAAUUAUAUUAGGGGACCACCAUGUUGCAGACAGGCAGGAUAGCAGGGCGGUGGCCAUCUACCCUACUCACCACCUGGGUAGGCUUGACUAGGCCUUGGUCACGGAGCUUAGCUUUCUCCCCUAAAGGGGCCAAGAGUCGAGGCACAGGCUAAUUGUCAGAGCUAGCACCUCAUCGUGCAGUUGCUUGCUGUGUCUCAGCACCAGAAAUUGUGUUUUGGGACCAAAUUGUCUGUAAAUCGCUGGAGCAAGAGUAAUAUGUGUCUACUCGUCUUGGCGGUCCGGGCCCGCCCCCUAAUGUUUGAUGUUUUAUGAUUUGUCGGGUUAGUGACCACGCUGCUGUGUACUGUGCCAGUCAAAUUCACUAUAAUGUAAUUCUUUCCGUUCAUUGUUAAAAUUGCUAAAUACUGACACUAUAGGAAGGGGCAUGUUUAUCCAGGUUUGUUUGUUUGUUUUUUAGCAAUAUCAUUGUAUUAUGGUUUUGUUAUUGCUGAUUUGUGAAAUUGAAGCUCUUAGCAGGGAUUUCCAUUGGUUCUGCAAUGCUGGGUUUUAGUUUAUUGCUUAGAGCUAAAAAUUGUUCUGUUCGUGCAGUAUAGCAUAGCUACAUUUAUUGUAUUCUAACAUAGGUUUUGUUUUCUUUAAAUAACCGUUCUUGUCCAUGCAUUUCGUGAGGAGCGACAAAUUGUAGCAAAGCCUCCAUUAAUAACGGAUACUGCUCAGAGCUCUUACACAGUCCUUUUACUUGGUUUCCAAUUCUAAUUUAUUAUUUAAUUUAUAAAAUGCUUUGAACUUACAUUUUCUUUUUAUGUAUUGCAGAAGAGAUUCGACUCUUUUGUGUAUACAGAGAAGACUUCAAAUGGAGAAAGCGAAGUACAACAAGUAAGUCAUUUCACGUUUUAUUUUGUUAUUCUUUAUUCUUUAUUCCAACACAAUCUGAAAUAAUACAACCGUUCCAUAACAUUUGUAACUUGUACAUACCCAUUGUACAGCGCUACGGAAUUUGUUGGCGCUAUAUAAAUAAUAUAAUAAUAAUAAUAAUAAUAGGUAGGUGCUAACAUAUGCACAGCGAAAAUAUACAUAUACACAUGGACAGUUAAAACACAGCUGUGAAAAGUACCACACAGUUAGCCGUCUAGUUCAGAUAGUACAAUGUAUCUUUAAACCCAUCUCGUAAGUGUACUACGUCCAGCAUCUUGUCCUGGGUUUUUUUUUUUUAAUAAUAACAAUACCUUUAUUUUUGCGUGAAAGUCUCGUCACGUGCAUAACAUGCUAUUUAUAACAUAUGUGGUGUACAUGACAUAUCUACACUUCCCAUUCACUGUGUGUCCUUUUCUCCGUGGUCUUAUUUGAUAGGACACAGUCUGGUGACAGCGAGACAGUUCACAUGUUUAUACUUAUUACAGUCUAAACAACAUUUUAACGGUAUGCAAAAUACAUCUUUCUGAGUUUUAUAGUGUACAAUAUCGUAAGGUAGUGAUGUUGGUCGGGUGGGGAGCCCCGACACCCGUCCCUCUUGUUUUGGCCCUGGACCAGCCAAGGACUGCCUUGUUCGCUAAGGUGAAGGGUCCCCCACGACACUGAGGUUUUUUAUAUAAAGUAAAUUCUGCAUUAUGCUGUGCACCAUGUAUUAUGACCUAUAGCUGUUUAUCGAACCUCUGGGAUUCUGGAGCCAUUGAUUCUAACAGAUGUCUGCUGGUAUUUACAUUUAUCAAGUGUGAUCCUUCUGUGGAUCUGUUGUACUUAGCAGACUCGUGCUGUCUAAUUUCUAUAACUUGUAUAGAUACAAUUUGUUACAUUUGCGUUUAUACUGCUAUUCAGUGGCUGUUGGGGACGUUUUAAGAUGGCAGGGCGCCAGACUCCUCCCUUUUACAGUGCAUAGAUACUCAUAAUACAGAGAGCUGAGCUUAAUACAGAUUCUCAUACAAUAAAACAAGCUGUAUAUUAUCUAUAAAAUACAUAGAGCGGAGUACUAUACUGAGAUAACAUACCACAAACAGAGCUCUAAUACACAGGGCUGGACACAAUUUAAAGAUACCUACACAAUACACAGAACUGGAUAGACUGCAGAGAUAACAUACAGCAGGUAGAACUGAGGAACAUACUGAGACAUAACACACAGAGCUGGCUGACCGCCCUGAGGAGGAUGGAGACGACUGGCUGAGGCAGCAUGGUUCAGGCCGCCCGCGUGAGCAUUGUAGGCAGCGCGCGAGGGAGCAGUAAUCUUACUGCAGCCGCUCUCUGCUUCCUCGCACUGUUUAAUGAUGCCGGAAGCCGGAAUAUGACGUCACUCUGGCCCCAGAGAGCUUGCAGGGAGCAACUGCAGUAAGAUUACUGCUCCUUCGCACAGAGGAAGAGAGCAGCCCCGCUGGACCCCACUUAGCUAUCCCAAAGGUAGGGAGACUGGAUGGGUUUCAAUUGAAACAAAAAUGUGUGUGUGUGCCUGUCUGUCAGUGUGUGUGUGUGUGCGUGCAUGCAAGCCUGUUGUCAGCAUGUGUGUAUGUGUGUGCGUUUAGGUACCUGCUUUCUCCAAACAAUUUUUCCCACGCCAUGCCAGUUUUGCCACGGCUGGUCACAUCUCUUUGGCUGAAAUUACCAAUCUUUGUGAUCUCGUCUAACCCAAUGAUUUCCACUAGGAAAGCAUUGGGAGGAUUUUGUGCAUGCCCAGUCCUGACCCAGGACUCUGAGUGACUGUCACUAGAGGUAUUACUAAGCAGCAAUGUCUCUGAAAAGCCUGCAGGGACAAGCUACAGACACAUUAGAACAACUCCAGUUGCAAGAAAAAGUAUGUGAACCCUUUGGAAUGAUAUGGAUUUCUGCACAAAUUGGUCAUAAAAUGUGAUCUGAUCAUCAUCUAAGUCACAACAGAAGACAAUCACAGUCUGCUUAAACUAAUAACACACAAAGAAUGAAAUGUUACCAUGUUUUUAUUGAACACACCAUGUAAACAUUCACAGUGCAGGUGGAAAAAGUAUGUGGAUUUAAUAACCCUUGGAUUUAAUAACUGGUUGAACCUCCUUUGGCAGCAAUAACUUCAACCAAACGUUUCCUGUAGUUGCAGAUCAGACGUGCACAACGGUCAAGAGUAAUUCUUGACCAUUCCUCUUUACAGAACUGUUUCAGUUCAGCAAUAUUCUUGGGAUGUCUGGUGUGAAUCGCUUUCUUGAGGUCAUGCCACAGCAUCUCAAUUGGGUUGAGGUCAGGACUCUGACUGGGCCCUUCAGAAGGCAUAUUUUCUUCUGUUUAAGCCAUUCUGUUGAUUUACUAUGCUUUGGGUCAUUGUCCUGUUGCAACAUCAAUCUUCUGUUGAGCUUCAGCUGGUAGACAGGUGGCCUUAAGUUCUCCUGCAAAAUGUCUUUAUAAACUUGGGAAUUAAUUUUUCCUUCGAUGAUAGCAAUCCGUCCAGGCCCUGAUGCAGCAAAGCAGCCCCAAACCAUGAUGCCCCCACCACCAUACUUCACAGUUGGGAUGAGGUUUUGAUGUUGGUGGGCUGUGCCUUUUUUUCAUCACACAUAGUGUUGUGUGUUUCUUCCAAACAACUCAACUUUCAUCUGUCCACAGAAUAUUUUGCCAGUACUGCUGUGGAACAUCCAGGUGCUCUUGUGAAAACUGUAAACGUGCAGCAAUGUUUUGUUUGGACAGCAGUGGCUUCCUCUGUGGUAUCCUCCCAUGAAAUCCAUUCUUGUUUAGUGUUUUACGUAUUGUAGAUUCGCUAACAGGGAUGUUAGCAUUUGCCAGUGACUUUUGUAAGUCUUUAGCUGACACUCUAGGAUUCUUCUUCACCUCAUUGAGCAGUCUGCGCUGUGCUCUUGCAGUCAUCUUUACAGGACGGCCACUCCUAGGGAGAGUAGCAGCAGUGCUGAACUUUCUCCAUUUAUAGACAAUUUGUCUUACCGUGGACUGAUGAACAGCAAGGCUUUUGGAGAUACUUUUAUAACCCUUUCCAGCUUUAUGCAAGUCAACAAUUCUUAAUUGUAGGUCUUCUGAGAGCUCUUUUGUGCGAGGCAUCAUUCACAUCAGGCAAUGUUUCUUGUGAAAAGCAAACCCAGAACUGGUGUGUGUUUUUUAUAGGGCAGGGCAGCUGUAACCAACACCUCCAAUCUCAUCUCAUUGACUGGACUCAAGUUGGCUGACAUCUCACUCCAAUUAGCUCUUGGAGAUGUCAUUAGUCUAGGGGUUCACAUACUUUUUCCACCUGCACUGUGAAUGUUUAAAUGGUGUGUUCAAAAAAAAACAUGGUAACAUUUCAUUCUUUGUGUGUUAUUAGUUUAAGCAGGCUGUGAUUGUCUUCUGUUGUGACUUAGAUGAUGAUCAGAUCACAUUUUAUGACCAAUUUGUGCAGAAAUACAUAUCAUUCCAAAGGGUUCACAUACUUUUUCUUGCAACUGUACAUCUAGCUGUAGUGGUUCUGGUGAUUAUAGUGUCCCUUUAAGAAUUGCAUAUGAAAAAUUUGCUCGUUGAAAAUUACUGGCUCCUAACUUUUCUAGCUGGCUCCUAGAUUCCAAACAAAUUUGUCAAGCCCUGAUCUAAGCAAAUCCAUAGGAAAGCAUUGGGAGGCUAUUACGCAUGCGUGGCUAAAUGCCACACUGCACUAAUCAGCAUCUCCUCAAUGAGAUGCAUUAAAUCACUGCCACUCCAUUUUACCCCAGAAUUCCUAAGAACCAGCAAACAACCCCAGGUAGACACAUAAUAAAGUGUUUAAGUCUUCAUGGAGAGCGUGGAGACGUUGAACAUCAGUGCUUCCCACUAGAGGUGUUCCCAGGCAGUAGUGUAAACACUGCCUUUUCUCUGAAAAGGCACUGUUUACAUUAAAAAGCCUGCGAGGAUUAUCUGUGGACACCAGAACAACUACAUUAAGCUGUAGUUAUUCUGGUGACUAUAAUGUCCCUUUUAAUAAUUAAUAUUUAGUCUUCAAAGUGCCCAAGAUAUAAUGUUGCCCGUUGUCUCAGAAGGCUGUCAGUCCGUCUCUGGAUAGACCAUUUAUUUAUUACAUUUGUAGCUGGCAAUAUGAUUAGUCCUCAGAGUCACAGCCCCAGUCCUGUAGUUUGAAUCUUCACAACUUUUCAACUAGCCACAACAUAAGUGUCUCAUGUGUCAGCUGUAGAGUGACUGAGCAAUUUAAAGACGAUAGUGGGUUUGUGCAGUAGGAGUUAUUAAAACAAUUGGUGACAGGCAGCACAGUGCUCUCAGAAAUGUCCCCUUCCCCUGGGCUUCCCUGGUGUUAUAUUAUAUUAAUCAGCCCUCAGGCAGUCACUAGGGAUGUUGGAGGAGAGAAGAUAAUAUUUUACACUUACAUUGGGCAGGGGCCAGGAGCUGCUGUGUUCUCUCUGUGUUACUUCCAAGAAGGCUGCUUGUUUUUCUCUCCUGUGGGCACUGUAACUCCACCCCGUGGUGCUAUGAGUCAAUGAUGGCUCUUGAAUAGAGAGGCCUCCACUUAUGGGAAGCUGGCUCUGCUACCCGAAUCGGAACUGGAUUGAAAUUCAUUCUUAAAGGACAUUAGACAUGGGCAAAACCAGCUGAAACAGGGCAGAUUUCAAACCUGACCCAUUUGUUUUGACAUGCCUAGAAGCUCUCCCAUAAGCUUCUCCAAACGGCUACCAAUAAUGUGGAAGGGGGGCCUGAAGAACCAAAAACGAUUACCGAAUUAACCCCUUAAGGACACCUGACGUGUGACAUGUCAUGAUUCCCUUUUAUUCCAGAAGUUUGGUCCUUAAGGGCUUAAAGAGACACUCUUAUUCCCCAUAUUUGUUUGGCUUACCACCCUCUUAGUAUUUUCAUAGAGUGCCUCUAUGGACGAGCCUUUAAUGCUCAUAUCCUAUUAUCUCUGCCGUAUAAGUGUCAGCUAUGCUAAAUCAGUGGGUGAUUUCUUUUUUUUUUUUUGUUUCCACAAUUCUUAGUCUGAGUUGCAUGCACUACAGGGAACAGCAUGAGAGCAAUGCAGCAAGCUUUGAGUAACUGGUUGUUUAAUGUAUACAUUUUGCCUGCAUACGUGUGGAUGGCAGUCCACACUUAGUAUACCACUCCUACCCAUAUCACCCAGCAUUACUUCUCUAAGUAUGGGCUUAAAGCCCUAAAACACAUUGAGCAGUGCAAGUGCAUCUAAUUAUGCACUUACUGGAGACCCGUCCCAGUUUACCUGGGACACAAGGUAACAAAGCUGGGACAGAAGCCCAAAACUGCGAGUCCCAUGCCAGAUCAGGGACCUGUUAUUUCUGAUGAUUUUUGAUUUUCAUGAAGCACCCUUGUUUUGAAAGAAUAGUUUUCAUUUAAAAAAAUACUUGAGGCAAAUAUUAAUGUGGUUAUGCAAAGUAGCUAUGUGCAGUUCCCUAUCCAUUUAAAAUAAAUAUAAAUAUAGUAAAUAUAAAUGUUUGCCUAAUAGACACAUUUGAUUUGUUUGCUAAAGCAAUCAAACAAGUGCUCUCUAUUUUUCAUUGAUAUGUGUGUGCACAAAUAGAUAUAUCGUUGUCUACAGUUUUCUGGCAGACAAAAGGUUAAUUCACUUGUUCUAAACUCUGGCUUCCCUCUGCGAGGCCCCAUAAUCUGAGACUGAGAAACCCAGCAAGAUUUCUUCAAAUUCCCAUAACAAUCAUUUAGUAACAUUUGAAACAGGAGAGUAUCUUUACUGGCCAGAUGUUUGGUGUAACUCCAGGUGCCAAGUUCCAGUUCAGAUGUUCUCAUCUCCCUCUAUGUAAAAGCAACGAUUGCACUUUACACGGAAGCAAAUGUUGCAGUUGUACAAAUUUGACCAUGAAACGGAGUAGAUAUAAGAUGUCUUCAACUGCAUUAUUUAGAGAUUUGAAAAAAAAUAGUACAUUCCGUAUUGUGGACAUAGUGCCCGUAGACCGUUUAGUUUGUAAUUGCGUUGCUGAAAAUGUUUUUGUAAUCCGACUCAAAAUGACCUGUGAUUGAUAAAAGCUUGGAUUCAUCAGUCACGAUUAAAAUAUUUACAAGCAGGGAUAUUGCCUAAAGUAAAUAGAAAAAAUAUAGCGCACUGGAAACUACUCACAUUUGUCAAUUUUGAUUCCUGUUCAUAUGCAUUUUAGUUCAUGACUCUGUGUUUUUAUUAUUCUUAUUUAAUAGGUAAACCAUCAAUAAAUUAAAUGAUAUAUUUAAAGUUUGUAUAGUGUGUUAAGUAGUGCAAAUGAAUUAAACCGUAUGCUUGGAAAACAUACAAUCCACAUUUAAAGAGCGUGUAGACCUUGUUCCUGCAGGUGACAUAUGUAAGUAUUGGCAUUAACAUUUGCUGGUCAGAAUGCCUCUAGGUCUAGGGACAUCUCUAAACAGCCACUAGAGGCACUUUCUCGUGACAACCUUUAAUAAUUUAAAUUCUCCCCACCCGGAAUAAUUACUCCCAGCAUGAGGCAUCCAAACGCUAAUUAUUCUUCCCAUAGAGGAGUAUUGUAAAGAUAAUCAUCGAUGCUGAGUCAACAUCAGGCGCAGCAACAGACUACCAGGAUGGCUGUGGUUUAAUGGUGCAUUUAUAUUUAUUUUUUAGUCUCACAAGUCCUACAGUGCAAGGAGCGGAAUCUAAUUUUUAUAAGGAGCACUAGAUUAGUAAAUAUGGCAAUAUAAUAAAUAUAUAACAUUUGUGUUUCUUUAAAAACCUGCAGACAAUUUAGAUUUGUGAUUUAAAUGUCCUAAAGGUCUAGCUGCAGGCCAAAGUCAUUGUAGUGUAUAGGAACUGGGCAGACAAGAUAUGCCAAAUGACUAUUAUCUGCUAUCAGAAAGCAUGCUUUUACGAAUGUUUGGUUGUUUUUGUUUGUUUAUUUUUUUUCUUUAAACCAGGGGUGCCUAAAACCCAGCAAGAAGUACAUCCCCAGAUGCUUUAAAACUACAGUUUCCAUCAUGCUUUGUCAUUCUGAACUCAUGCAAGGCAUCAUGGGAGGUGUAGUUCUAUAACAUCUAAAGAUCUACAUUUUGGGCACCCUCGUUUUAAACCUUUUCAUUUACCAUGUGCAGAAUUACACUCCCACAGCCUCCUCGUUUCUAUGAAAUAGAUUGUGGCUUGGCUAUUGGAAUGAGUGUUCAUGUCUUUAACAUUCUUACAUUCACUUGUUGAUUUUUUUUUAUUGACUUAGAUCAGAAAUUUAAACUGUGUAGAGUGCAUUAAAAAAAAAUAGUAUCACUUUAAGGCUGCUGGUACUAGUGCAGAUUUAUUUUAGUCUUCCAGAAAAAAAAACGCAAGUUCCAAACAAUUGGACUAUUGUAGAAUCUUGCCAUAUUAUUCCUUAUAAACCUGAAGCUUCCAGCCACUGCCUUCUGAUGCAGAGAUCUUUAUUUUUAUCUUUUACCCAAAGGCCAUGAAUUACCAGGCCCAGACGGAGCGAGAUCUUUUAUUUAGGAUAUUCCACAUCUGUAUAAAAAUGAUUAACACGCUAAUACAUCUGCCGGCUUCAUCAUGGAAUUUAACUGCUUGUGUUUUUCUUGGGCCUCACAUGAAGGCACUAAUACCGAGCUAUUAGACAUUAAUUUACCAACAUGUCUCUACAACAUUUGGUAUUAAUAUUUAUUUACAUUCCUUUAGCACUUGUCACAGCUUUAUUAAUUCGCUUAUAGAGAGAGAGAGAGUGUGUGUGUGUCAUGCAGAGAGAGGCGCCAAUAUUUACAAAGAGUUGAGAUAUUAAUCUAGUCUUGGGCCAGUUAUAGGGUAUGAUUAAAUUUACAUCAAUAAGCACCCGGCCAAUAAUGGCUUCUCUGCCUCUGUUUAUGUACAUGUUUAACCCUUCAGAUGCCAUGUGGUUUGAGAAAUAUUUUGGUCACACCUCUAACUCCUUUAUUCGCUAAAAGAAUUGUGAUUAUUUAUUUAUUGAAAAACAAUAUUGCAAAAUUUAGGCCAAAUGUACUUACACGGAAAUAUUUUUUAAUUCUGCUAAAUGUUUGACUGACUUGGUCCAAACACUGGUGCCCUAUUACAUUUUGUUACAAUGGCCCAACCCAAGCCUGUCGUUUAUGAUUUGCCUACCGUACAGAUGGUGUGUGCGUGUGAUUUACACACACACAAAUACAAAAGUCUAUCGUUUUAAGGAGUUGCAUGUUUGUGUGGGAGAGCUAAACGAGAGAGACUGAUGUGUGGCAGAAGGUACUAGUCUAGAAGGGGUUAUUCAAAGCCGUUUUAGGUUUUCUAAACACAGCGUUAAAUGUUCAAAAUAUAUUGUGCCCGUUCCUGUAGGCGCAAAGAGUACUGUUGAAGAAAUUUCCCUGUGAACCCCGUCUACUAAGAUGAUGCAAAUUGGUGUACAGUAACAUUGUUAUUGUCAAGUGUUUUAAAACCUUCUCUCCUUGCAGUGUUUAUAAAGAGUCCUCUCUGUACAGCACUAAGUAGUGGACAGGCCCACUGCACGAUUAGUUACAAGUUUGUUGUUUAACUGUCCGUUUUGUGACUUACAUGAGCGAGCUUGUCAAAAUCAUCAGGAAAUUCCAUUUUGGUAUCAAAAUACUCGCUGUUCAUGAGGCCUUCACCCCUGGGAGUUCAGCUCCAUAUGUUGGGUUUAAAUACAAGUGAACAGCAAACAGCUGAUUGGCAGUACUUAUUACAGACCCUGACUGCAGUGCUUUGAGAUGGGCUAACAAUACAGUUUGAUCUGGUCUUUGGGCUUAUCUGUAUGCCAUUAGUUUAGGAAGGGAAAAAAAUCCUGCCAGUGUGACCAUCAGCAUAAUGCCGGGUUGUUUUUUGUUUUUCUUUCACAACUUGACUGGAAAAUAAAUUGACUGUUUGUAGUAUGAAAUUAUCCUAUCUUUUUUUAGUUUAUUUGUAAAGAAUUGUUGUUGUUCAGAGAGGGGGCUGAUAUUUUUUAAGGGGACCUUUUUUUUAUUCACAGUGAUGGAAAAAAUGUUUUUAUGUUUUUUUAUUCUAUAGUGGUUUAAGCUCUAGUCUAUAACUUUCCCACAUGCAUAAAAGCUAGUGAUGUUGCAUUAUUAUUAUGAUUAUUUGAAAAGUGCCAAGUAUUCCGCAGUAUUGUACAUUAAGAUGUCUGCUGCCGGUUUGCUGGAAGUUAUAGCUCCAUUAAGCUUUACUUCCACGUAGCUUUCACGAACCGCUCCGUUAGUUUUAUCUUGCGUUAUACUUUCAUGUUACAUCGAUUUGUGUAUUCUACCUCCAAGCAGUCACUAAAAAUAAAUAUUAAUUUAAAGGGACACUCCAAGCUCCUGCACAUUUCACAUACAUUUAUAGCUCAAGUAAUGACAACACUACUUGUCCAGUGUUAGAAGAAGUAGUAUCUGAUUGUAAAUACUGCACAAUCUAGCUCAAUCUAAAAUUUUCAUUUGUCAAAAGGAAACAGAUUGCUGAAAGUCUUUAGAAAACCCACAGGUAUUGCGAUUCUCAGAUACAUCAAAGACCUGUUCCUUGACAUCAGUGCAAGUAAGGAGAGGCGGGGUGUUGCCUGGGAUAUCACACCCCCUUUGUGGGUGGUCUGCACCUUUUCGGCUGGUCAGCUUUAUUUUUUAUGGUCAGUUCUUUAUUAAUGCCCAAGCAUCCAACAAUUCAUACGUCCUCGUGUUAGGGUGUAUGAAAUCAUAUGGAUCACAUUUAGCUAGGAUUAAGUAUUGAUAUUCCAUGCUGGCAAAAUCUCUAGUAAUUGUAUAGAUUAAAAUAUCUAUGUAUGUAGAAUGUAUAUUUACCGAAGGUCAAACUUGAUAAUGCACAAAAAAAACGCUGUAGGUGUGCUAACACGUAAAUAACUAACCACUUAUACAUAGCUCAAAUGGGAACCAUCGCUUAAGUAAAUAUUAUUGAAUAAAGUAUUUAAAAUCACGCACUACUUGUAUUCCAAUAUUUAAUUUUAUUUUUAUCGCAACUCGCAAAUACAUGUUUGUUAAUUAUAUAGAGCACAAAUAAAUAAACUUUUUUUUAAAAUCCUGGAAGCUGACAGGUUUACAGAGGUUAAUAGAUCAGGGGAGGAUCUCAAUAUGCUAUGGGUUAAUCUAAUACACAUUAAAUUGUAGUGAAUUUUUAUGUUAUCUACAUAGCGCCAACAAAUUCCACAGAGCUUUACAGUGGGUGGAUGACAACGUGCAGCUGUUUUGCCCUUAAAAAAGAAAUUCACUUCAAAUUCUCACUUUAGUGAACAACCCUGUAAAUGUGAUAUUUUUCAUGUCCUACUUUCUGUUAUUUGCAUUUAUUUUUAACAUAACCUACAGUAAUUAAAGGGACACUGUAGGCACCCCAGACAACUUCAGCCCAUCAAAGUAGUCUGGGAGCAAUAUCCCAGGUCCCUUAACUCUGCAAUUGCGAUUAUUGCAGUUAUUGAGAAACGGCAAUAAUUACUAUCCAGGGUUAACUCCAACUCUUGUGGCUGUCUACCAGGGAAGGAGGGGGGCUGCGAGGGAGGGGGGCAAUGUAGGAUUCUAUUGUGCCAGGAAAACUGCUUUGUUAUCCUGGCACUAUAGAAUACCUUUAAAGCAAGGGUUAACAUGACACACAGGCCCAGCUCAGAAUGUGUGGAUUCUAUCUUUGGCUCUUAUCUUAAUUGCAGGCCUUUUUUGUCCUAUUACUGUUAAUGGCAUUCCUAGUAUUCAUCUUCUGCCAGUGCGUGGGGAGGUUAAUAUUGUGUUUGUGUGUGUGUGUACCUGUGACCUGGGUUAUAAACUCGAUAAUAACACCUAAUUAAACCUUGAGCCAUUGCUUUGCAUCUCUCCCUCCAAUCUGCAGACCGUCUGCCUACUGCACAGAAAGCCAUAUAUUUGUAUGCAGUGUAUGCUCUUGAUCAGAUACAGGUCCUUCAGACUUUCAGAUGCCAUUUUUCCCUUUCUAAAGGACUACUUUUGUAAAGCUUUGGGGAGAGGUGGAGAUAAACAAACGGUGUCUAGGGAAAGUUAGGGCGGAUAAAAGGAAAGAGAUAAGUUCACUAAAACGCCCGCUACAGUCAAAGCACAAAAGGAAUUGCUAUUCAAAGAGCUGUUUGGAUUCUCCUUUUAUUGAAUACAAAGCGCCUGGAGAACAUCUUUGCAUAUUUAGCUCUAUCUACCAUCUUCGUUCCAGCUCUCCAGCUGAUCUGAUUUCAUAUUAAUUCUGAUUUGGUAUUUAUUAACAGCUCACUCUUCCAAUGUGAUCCCUAAAGAUACUGUAUCCUUCUUAUUAAGCCCCAAGAGCUCUAUAAAGACUCAUCGUUGCUAAAGUGGGGCAUCCCAUCUUAAUUUUGAUGAAAAUAAUCAGACUAAACAUUUGACUCCUUUUUGUCAUUUUUGUAGCAUUUAUUUCAAUACCUCAAUGUGACAUUUCAUACCAAUCAUAUUGUUAGAGCAGCGAUCACUAACUUUGGCACUGUAGAUGUUUGGACUACAGUUCCCACGAUGCUCUGCUAUGGCCUAGAGCAAGGUAACAAAUACCUCUCCGGCUUGUGAACUGUGACUCCCUUGGAUACUUAGGCAAUUAAUUAUUAAUUCCACAGCCAACACAAAUACUAAGAGAGAGUAUUCGUGCACAAUUUUUUUGGUGAGCAAUUUUUAUUAAUGCGAAAACUCCUUAUUUAGGGGUGUCGAGCAUAAAGGUAAGCUAUUAUUUACCUAUUUACAUGGCAAUAGUCACAUCGCUCUGAGUUACACCAUUAACUAUUGUGUUAGCAAUUUUCAUUUAAUGAUAUAUGAAAGAUCUAACAAUGGACAUCACAGUCCAGGCACAGUGAUUGCACAUACUACAUUGGAAGAGGACUUGAUAAUGAAACAUUUCUGUUUCUCGAUAUACUUGUUCAAUGAUGAAAAAGACAGAGCUUUAACAAUGAUUGACAGGGAGCCUGGAUCAAGGCACUCCGUUCCAGGAUAAAGCUAAAUAGAAUGGUGUGGGUUUUUAAAUUUCAUUUCUGACCUCUCAGACCCAUAUGCUAAAUGUGUGGGAUAGCUACGCUAACUGGACAUUUCUACUAACGUGAGAAAUCAAAGUGAAUAUGAAAUUCAAGGUAAAAGUAUCUCAACUGAAAACAUUCUGUAAGUCAGCAGUAUUUAUUAUUAUUUUAUUAUAUAUAUAUAGCGCCAGCAAAUUCCGUAGCGCUGUACAAUAGGUUAAAUAUUCUCUCCAAAACAGAGGGAUAUUUUGAAGUCAUGUUUUCAAGAUUUCAAACGAGUUAAAUACAUAUUGCUUGAGUACUGGAGAAGGGGGGGGAUAGUUAAGACACUGUAACUACACUGAACAAAAGUGUUGCGUUUAUAAUUUAGUUCAGUAUGUUUCAAUAAGAUGUAGUUAUUAUAGGGCAUUCAGUGUUCCUUUAAGAUAGGGCAAAUUGCAUUCAUUUCAUGCUGUACUUGGCUGUCUCAGAUGCAGAAAUAUUUGCCGCAUCCAUGAUGUACGGAUUGGUUGCUCACUCUGUGUGUUCAGUUUGUUUUAGAACUAGCUCAGUGUUCCAGAAAUGGCAGAAGGGAGAGAGUUUUUAAAACUGUCACAAGAAAUAUGACAAUCAUAUAGGUUUACAUACGUAUAAUAGUUGUAAGGUGUGCUUGCUCUGCCUUUUUACUCCUACAGUAGUUAAGAGUUUAGAUUAAUAGUGGCCAAAAUUUAUACCCCCCUCCCCUCCAUUUUUUAUAGAAGUACAAAUCCCACAAUUUUUUCAAUUUGAGGGCUUGUAGAUCACUAUGAGAUUUGUAUGAAUGAAUUAAGGAAAGGCCACCCCAGUCUUGGGUAUAAAUAAGUUAAAGGGGCACUAUAGUAAACAAACUCGUUUUCCUGGCACUAUAGGGUCAUUAGGUCCUCCGCAUCUGUCAGGGCCCCACUCCCGCUGGGCUGAAGGGGUUAAAACCCCUUCAGCCACUUACCUUUCUCCAGCGCCGGGCUCCCCCUGCCAACGUCAGAACCGAAUGCGCAUGCACAGCAAGAGCCACGCACGCAUUCAUUCAUUACUCAAUGCUUUCAUGUGGACGUCCAGUGAUUUUUCACAGCGAGAAGCGCCUCUAGUGGCUGUCAAUGAGACAGCCACUAGAGGCUGGAUUACCCUAAUGUAAAUAUAUUUUCAGCUGCAGGGUUAACCCUAGAUGGACCUGGCAUCCAGACCACUUCAUUGAGCUGAAGUGGUCUGUGUGCCUAUAGUGGUACAUUAAUGUGCAUAGCUGUGAUACACAUAAUCAGAAUGCAUCUAAAAGUUUAAGUAAUCUGUGAUUAUGCACAGGACUUGUGUUGUUGAGAAUAAACUCCCUGUCAGCAACACAAGGUCGGCUUCUGGUGGAAACAAAAUGGGGGAAAGCAUGUCAUAGUAUAUUUGAAAUCCAAUAUACCUCCCAAACCUCUCAGUCACAAAUCCAAGACACGAAAACACAUCAAAAGGAUGGAUAGUUUCAAUUAGUGUUGUCUGUUCUGAUUCUUUUAGUCCACCUACUGGGCAAGGACAAAUAAAGCCUUUUUGCAAUCUUGAAAUUGUUAAUACUCUGAGGAUGGUUUUGUGUCCCCCAAAGAAGUGGGUCACUAGUCUAAAGUGAGGACUGUUCCAGCAGUUUCAGGACACUUGAUAUAUUGAAAAUGCGCUCUUUGCUAUUAGUUGCCAACAUUUGAAUAAAACAUUUCCAGGGACACUUUGCAACACAGCUAUCAAUUACUACCUUGAAAAUGUACCCCACCCACUGCCGCAAAGCUCUGGCCAUCCUACAUAAUUACUCUGCCUACUUAUCAAAGUGCAGAUUAUAGGGUCUACAAAAUAAAGAGAGAAUUACAGGGUAUUGAGAUGGCAAUUUUGCAGUUUGUGAGGGGUGCUGUGUGUGUGUGUGUGUGUGUGUGUGUGUAAGAGGGGCUUUGUGUGUGUGUGUGUGUGUGUGUGUGUGUGUAUAUAUAAGGGUGCUGUGCCCUGGUGGUCCGCUGGUGGUGAGUUGUCUAUAGCCUGCAGCUCCUCUGGCUGUAGGCUGUCUUCACUCCUCCCACGAGCAGAAUGUUGUGUCGGAGCAUUGCCAUGGGAACACGUGGUAACUUUCUGCACAACAUGCUUAACAAGGGGCUUUGAGAUCUUGUUUUGGCACAGUACUACUCGUGGGCUAGACAGUAGGCAAGUUGACAUGGAUCACUGGGUCAUCAUCAUGUCUGAAUUCUAAUUCAAAUGUGUCUAUCCUGGUUUAGCGAAAUAUCACUAAAUGUGCACAAAUGGUCGUGUUUCAGUGAAAGAAUUUAGCUCUGUUGUUUGCCUUUAAUAAAUCACUCCCAAACACCAAUUAGAGAUAAUAUAGUUCAAGCGGGUUUUAUUGGAAUAAUAUUUUUCACUUAAAAACUAUGUCCCUUAGAGACCCUCCAUUGAAUUGUAGAUUUUGAUGAAAACAACCAGUGGAACACAUUCAGUUCAGUCAUUAUUCAUGCCUACAAAUAAAUCGUGUUGAAGUGCUCUGUUAAUAAUACUUAAGAAUCACAUUUGUCAAUACCAGCUCUCAACAUCCCAGCUGGGGGUUAUUAAUUGGAAAGAUUGGAUUACUAGCUAAAGAGAUGGGGGGGGUGGUGCAAUCUAUUUAGAAUGCAACAAAAUUCACCAGAGGGGCCCAGAGUAAGAGAGCACGCUGUAACUCUGUGAAUGAGAAGAUUCUGUUGCUGUUAAUUUUGUGGAUAUUUUACAUUUUAGAUUAUGUGUAUGUGCUACUUCUUUAUGGAUCAGCUGUUAUUUUUACCAGCUACUUAUUAGUAUGUCUGUAGACGACAGUGGGUUAUUUUGUUAAAUUUCCAGAUUCUCAACUUUUUAAAGAAUAUUUUUUCUUCUUCUCUUUUUUUUUUUUCUUUCUGUUUAUAUAAAUAGGGCGAUUAAAUACCUUCUAAAAAAGUUAAUGCAAAGACAAUUUGUAGAGGAAAAUAAAAUCUUCCACGAACACAAAAAAUUGCUAAAACCAAAAUAAAAUUUUGUCACAUUUUGAACUUUCACAACUUUGUUUUUUCAAGCCAUCUCCUCCCCCUGCACACUCAUUUUAAAGGUCUCAUAUCCGUAGCUAUAUAGACUGUUUCCUUUUAAUAAAUUUAAUAAGUUAAUGAGCAUUUUUUUUUCUUCUCCCCUCAUUAGCUGGCCAAAAAGAUUCGGGAAAAGUUUAAUCGUUAUUUGGAUGUGGUGACGCGUAACAAGCAAGUGGUAGAAGCCUCUUAUACAGCACACCUAACAUCUCCACUGACCACCAUUCAGGACUGCUGCACGAUACCACCGUCCAUGAUGGAGUAAGUUCUUUCUUCUGUUUGAAAUAGUUUGUGCACUCAGAGAGAGAUUUAGAAUGUAUUACUAUGAGACAACAGUCACAAUCUCCCCGGAUGCAUAAAUAAAAUCCCUGAAUGUGGACUUUGUGUCUAGUAGAUUAGUGUAGGAACCUUGGAGGUUCAUGUAGGUGCAGAUAACCUUUUAGCAAUGUGUAAUUAACUGCUUUCUUCUGAAUCAUUUUGUAAAACAAGUGACCAACUCUCUAAACACAUUAGUUGCUGAAAUUCACCAUUCUCCCAACUUAUGUACAUGAAUCAAGUUGAGUGCAGCUAUUUUUUGGGUCUGAUAAAGAUUUGAAAUAUUAACUCUGACAACUUGGCUUGCUGCCCAAAAAUGCAACCAAUAUUGUACAAUUUACCAUUAGCGUCCACAUAUUGGGAGUAUGUGAAACGCAGCAGGGCUAAGUUCACUUUCAUUCUUUGUUCUCAUUGCAGAGGCCUAUGGCGACCAGAAAGCAUUUUUAAAAAGGUCACCCAUAGAGUUCUUUUAUUCUCUUUUGAUGUGUACUGUGCCAUUCUUAUACAUUAUUCUUGGAUAAAGUUCUAUAUUUUUUGUAAAAGGCUUGCUUGGUGCGGUAAAAUAACACAUUCACAGGGCAUACAAUUUUAAAUCCCAUGUUAUUAGCCAGACCUAGCCACUGCAAGCCUGAAUAAUGCGUUUGGUUGAUUGAAGUGUGUCUGUCUGUCUGUCGGUUUCCCCCCAUAAGAGUGCAGUUCUAGGAACAACUAAGAUACAGCACAGAAUCCCAGGCCUCUGGCAGAGGACCCGAGAUUGAGGAAUAUACCACCCAGGAGGGGGUGUGAAAAGCAAUAAUUUUUUUAAAAAAUUUAGAUAGAUCUAAAGAUAUCUCUAUCUUUCAUCAGGAAAAAAGUUUACAAAAUAAAACACGUGUGUGUAUGCCAUACAGUGGAUAAUUGAAGUGCACUCAUUUGCGGGUGUACUACCUCCCUCAGAAUGCCUUCUUGGUGUGAAUGUGGUUGAAAUGGCAUUUUAGACGCCAAUGUGUGAUCGCGGCAUCGCUAAAAACAAAGUUUUGAGGAUUUAGAACAGUGGCACAAAUGUGGGCAAUGUGAUUGAGGCAACGAACCUUGGUUGUUAAACAAGCUAUGUGUGAAGCCCUGUAGGCAAAUAGUUUUCAUGAUCCUACCUAUUUGUAUGCACACAUAACUGGGAACCUCCACUGAAUAGUGCAUGAAGGGAAGAUGCUAAGUGGACCGACAAUUUUAAAAAAAAAAAAGUGUGUCCAAUAUUCCUGAACCUAAUUAUAUCCAGUUUAGACUGAUGUGCUGAAGGGGUGCAAGCCCAUAUGCCAGGGGUCCUCAAACUCCGACCCCCCAGAUGUUGCUGAACUACAACUCCCAUGAUUCUUUGAAUUACAUAGAUUGUAAGAGAAUCAUGGGAGUUGUAGUUCAGCAACAUCUGGGGGGCCAGAGUUUGAGGACCCUUGCCAUAUGCUAUGCAAGCCUAUAUAAAUAAAUAUAUAAAUUAAGGUUAUGUGGCUGUAGAUAUCUUGCCUGUCUUGCAUAACCUCAAAUGGAUGACAAAAGAAUAAAUAUCUGAAGUCUAAGGAAAGAUUUUUUGCUAAGUGUAACCUGCUCCUGUAAAAAAAUAUAUAUAUAAAUUUUGUGUUUAUUUGCCUGGUAAGUUCAAGCUGGGCAUUGUAUAUAGUCACAUGCUCCCUCUAUUAAUAAUAUUAGCACUGAAGUGGAUCUGUCACUUUUUAGUAUUUAAUAAAGGUAUAUUUAUUAUGAAAAACGUAUUCAGACUGUGUAGGAAUGUCCGUGAGAUUCCAACCAGUUCAUAAGACAAAGUAGGGACAGCUUCAAGUUAGUAAAACCUACUCUCCUCUGCACCCUGGGGCCACUGGAUCUGUAACUUUUGGGUAUCUUUGCAUAUCAAAGACCCUGGAAAAAGACAAAUUUGCUUUAACAUAGAGCCAAUGUUUAAAAACAAGUAAUUGGCAUACAACAUACCUCCCAACAAUCAGGAGGGGAGGGGAGAAUAUCGGACUUCCCAUUUUGGGAAGUCCGAUAUAGUAUUGACAGAGAUCAGAGGCUCUGGCUUAAGUUAACCUGCUCAGAUUAGUUUACAAUAUAUAUUGGCGAUAGCGUGGGUAGAGGGAUAAUGGUAAAAAUAUAUUGUUGUACUAUAGAAUUAUAAAAGUUCCCAAUUCUGGUCAUUGUUUUUGCAUGCUUGGCAGACAUGUUCACUGAAUGCGAUAAGUAGCCUCCAUGAUACUUUUUUUAAAUGACGUGAUCGACAUACCAGCGCCAUGUUUAUCUGUCUGUUUGCGUCAUUGAUACAUUUUUAUACAGGAUACCUUGGUGCUCUUUACAAAUAAGUGGUGACAUGACUUGUUUAGACAUAUUGUAACUUGAUGUGAGUGGGCACUGCUCCAAAGAACUUAAUGGAUUAUGACAGAUACUUAUUGUAAUGGUGACCCGCACACAAAUUCUUAUCUGCUCAGUCCUUGAGAGUCCGUAUUUAUCUUGCUUCACUUUACUGCAGCUGGAAGUAAUGGGAUGUUGUCUAAGCAUACUAAUCUGCUGAAGCUGUACAGAAUGCCAUUUUUUUUUCUUUUGGUCUCGGGGUCUGCACUCAGUUUAAUUGUAUUAUCAAGCGGCGCCCGUGUCCCGUGAUUUUGUGAGGAAGCAUAAGAGAAGUUCUAAAGAUAAAACGGACUGUGUGUAACGCAAAUAACUCAAACACAACAUAAAUACAUCUGACCUAGAAUUUCCUUAUCUCAGAAAUGACAUUGGCCUACAUCGAAACUAAAUUAAUAUAAAUAAAUCACUGUAUUUAUUUCAAAUCCACAUAUAUUCCUAAACUGCCAUAAAAUGCAGUGAUUGAAUGUGUAGGUACAUCCAGCUGUUUGCAGAUUAAUGCAGUGACCUACAUUGGCUGUCAUGCAGCCAGCGACAUGCCAGGCAUUAAGAUUCCCUCUUAGUUACAUUUUUCUAAUAUUAGGUAGGACUCCCUUUGCCCUAGAACAGUUCGAUUAAAAAAAAUAAUAAUAAAUAAAAUAAUUUUGUUUUAUUGUGGGAGGAAUCACCGGGGUGUCCAUGUGGGCACUUUGGGAUCAAUACAGCCAGGGCUAGCUUAAGCCCAGUGUGAAAAAUCACACACAGACAUACAGUGACACACAGGUAGACUGUCUGCCUUUGUGUGUGGCAGUUACCCACACACAGGCGGACAGCCGCUCGCGCACCCACACACAGGCGGACAGCCGCUCGCGCGCCCACCCACACACAGGCGGACAGUCGCUCGCGCGCCCACCCACACACAGGCGGACAGUCGCUCGCGCGCCCACCCACACACAGGCGGACAGUCGCUCGCGCACCCACCCACACACAGGCGGACAGUCGCUCGCGCACCCACCCACACACAGGCGGACAGCCGCGCGCGCGCACACACAGCAGACAGCCACUCGCACGCACGCAGCCAGUCACACGCACGCAGUUACCUCUGUCCAUUAUGGGCUGGAACUUGCAAGGGAGGAGUGGAGGGAGUGCAGCUCCUGGAGUCUGGAUGUUGGGGGAAGCAGGGACUCCUUCCUGCUUCCCCCUUCCUGUGCAGCAGUCACCUAGCAUGUCUUCUGGGUGCUUUAGCCCCGCCUCUGUUUAGGAGAGUGUUGAGGAGUGCAAGGAGAGUGUGGUAGUGCAAGGGUUAAUGACACCCGACCCCUGGUUACCUGUUGCUAGUCCCUGCAAUCCCAUCUACACUAACAACGUAGUACACACUUUACUGCCACCACCAAGAUUUUAUGCCGGGCGUCUUAGGUUACCCCACACACAGUCGAAUUAUAGUAACACAACCUUACUUUACUGAUCAGACUUAUCAGUAAUUAACUCUUUUAGUAACGAAUUUUCCUCAGGAGAGUGAGCUCAUAGAGAACAAAGACACAAGCUGACUAAAUAAAUAUUUACUCUGACAAAAAGGAUUCACAGUGCUGGGUACAAAAAUGACAGAAAUAAAUGACAUACAGAAACACAGAUAACAUUGCAAAACAGUCCAUAAAAUAAAUUGGGAGAGAACACAAGCGAUCCUUACAUAUAUUCAUAUAUUUACCCCUUAUAUAUAAUUCUUGUGGGAGAUUCUGAUGUUACAGGUCUCCAAGUAGUUGUUGAAAAAGAAAUCUCCCUCUGGAUAGUCCAACAUCCUCAUUAUAUAUCUCAAACUAGUUGUUUGUAAGUGGGCAGACCCCUGGGUGUAUCAGAAGGGUUUUUUGGCCUGGCAGUUUUUGCCCACUCCAUAUUUUCUUAUAUCAUGUUGUCCCUUGAAUAACCCAAAGUCAGAGCAUAUGCACCAAUACCUUUUAUGACACCCUAUGUCCAGCUCUAGUGAUGGUUAUCUAGUAGUUUUAUGGCUUAGGCCUGGUGUAAGAUCAAAGCCUACAAUAAAGGUUAUCCCAACAUGUACUAAAACAACUCAUAACAUAUAUCAAAUGCCAACUAAUGUAACAAUGCAAUGAUUUGUGGACCCAGGACAUACUUGAAAACGAGAGAAAUCUCAAUGUAUCUUUCCUGGUAAAAUAUUUUAUAAAUAAAUAAAUAAAAACUCAUGCUUUGGCAUGACAUUUAGUUAAUCUCAGGUUCCUAGGCCUGUCCUCCUAUGGAGGGGCAUGUGAUGUACAAAUCUCCUUUAUAUGAGACAAUACACCCGGCUGAAAACUACAUACAAUGUAUUUUUGAGAUGUUUUGUGUGAUGCAAUGCAUAACCAGGACUAAACACUUCUUGGGAUCUGGACAUUUUAUUUGAGACUAAACAUGGUAUCUUUCAUAUCUAAUGCUCAAAUAAAAUAAAAAUGCUUUCCAAAUCACUUGACCAACAUUUCAAUCUUUGGACCUUCAUUGUUUUUCAUCUGAACUCUCGCUUUUGGUAGUUAUGGUCCCUGUAUACAAGGGUAGCAAUGCUUCUGUCUGGUUCUAGUAUAAUGGAAUUGUAAAUUCCUUUAAGACAUUGUUUCAUUCACAUAGUGAAAUAGGAUGUCUUUGAGAUUUUCCAUUUCAAGGUAUUUUCCUGAGGUCACAUAUAAGAUUUAACCUAUGACAGCCCAAAUACAUUUUGCCUCAUGACAAUUCUGGUGCGUGGCGACAUCAUGCACAUCUGGCAGCCGCUCACUCGCAUAUCGUAAAGCUACUUUUUUUGCUCUGGUGAGUGUGGUGGAGGCCAUCAGUGUAUCCUGAAGUCAUUGCCUUGUUUGUGAAGCCAUCUUGAGAUGACACUUGCUUUGUGUCAUGUAUUGUUAUCCUGCUAGAAGAAGUCAUUAUAGGAUCGGUAGACUGUGACUGUGAAGGGAUGUGCAUGGUCAGCAAGAUUAAACAAUGCUCAUUUUAUGGGUUUAAUAUGUGUCAAGAGAAUGUUUCCCACACGAUUACACUACUAUCUGGAACUCUUGACGCUGUGCUGGUGGAUCAAUUGAGUUAGGUUUUCACCAAAAUCUGAGCCUAACCUGCACUUUGCAGCAGAAAUCGAGAUUUCUUACACUAGUUAUUUGUUUUCACCAGUCCGCUACUUUCCAUUUUUGGUGCCCGCUGCAGCUGCUGUUUCCUGUUCUUGGCCAAUACGAGGGGAACCUGGUCGAUUUUUCUGUUUCUAGAGCCUGUCCACUUCUAGCUUCGGAAUGUUGAUAUUCAGAGAUGCUCCUCUGCAUAGCAAUGUUGUAAUGCGUGGGUAUUUCAGUGACCUCUUCCAAUAACAGGGCGUUAUCAUUGGUGCUCACUGGAUGUGUUUUGUUUUCACACCAUCCUCUAUAAACCCCUAGAGACUGUUGUGUGUGCAAAUUUUAGAUCAGUCAUUUGAGAUACUCAAACCACCGCAUCUGGCACCAACAAUCACUCCUCGGAUAGUCUCCAAGAUCACUUUUCUUCUCCAUUACGAUGUUUUGGUUUUAGCAACUGAGCCUCUUGACCAUGCCUGCAUGAUUUUGUGCUUUGAGCUGCUUCCACGUGAUAUUUACAUUAAUGUACAUGUUAAAUUGACCACUGAGUUUAUGCUUUAUUCAUAAUAUACUAACCUUUCUGCCUUUUUAUAUGGGCAUUUUAAGUACCAUAACCACUACAUUGUUUUGUAGUAGUAAUGCUGCUAUUUGUCUGUGCGGUCCAUCUCCUGGUGUUCUGUCCAUCUCUUGCUUUCAUGAGAAACUCAUAUCCUUACCCCUCUGAAACCACAUGGAUAAUGUAGAAAACAGUUUGAAAGAAAAACAAGGCACUUCUCCCAAAGUCUCAUAGCACCAUAACCACUGCAAUGAGCUUUAAUGGUAAUGCUGCUCUGUGUCCCUUUCUUUUUAAAAUUCUUAUAAAAGGUGCACUGUGCAUUCUCCAAAUAUGGCCAACCUUUGCUAGAUUCUACACUGGGUGAUGGCAUCAGAACAUCGCUCACCCUUUUGGCAGUAGUAUCGCCAUAUUGUUGAUAUUUUACCAGUAGAAGAAAAAAAAUUACUCUUUUUUUUUUCACACUUCCUAGUAUAGUAUGUUUCGCAACUUGCUUCUGAAAUUCUGAAAUUAUCUUUUUAAAAUCUUGUUUGCAUGUCUUAUUUGUCUAAAAAUAAAAAUUUGAGCAAAAUAAAAAUAAAAAAAUAGAAAAAAACCCACAAUCAAAACCUUCCCCAACUACAGAGUGUGCCUAUUUUAUGCAGGAUUCAAAGCUCCUGUGAAUUUAUUUUAUGUUCUACACUGGUGAUCUCCUGCUUGUAAAUCCUGUUGAAGGAGAAAAGAAAUGAAUGCAGCCUGAUGGGAAUUCAUAUGACUGAAGUUCAAAGCUGCCUGCACAUCAGAGCAGACGUCAGUCAAGCCUACAUCUCGCAAGUAACGCCAGCAUAGGAUAUCUCUGUGGGGAAAAGAUCAAAGUGGGAGUCGCAAGCAAUGUUUUUUCCCUUGGGAUGCAGUAUUCGAUCAGUUCUUCAUUAAAGUCAAUCCAGAAGCACUUUUCUUUUUUUUAAUUUUUUCUUAAAUGCCCCUUCUCCUCAUAUAUGCUUCUUUUUGCAAACUCCCCCUCCCCCAUCUAUCCCUCCUCCCCCAAAUGAAUUUCAGGCGGCUGUUUGAUGUCCUGUAAGUCAGUGAAGACACCAAUUACGGUCAAAUGUGUUUUUAUUUUAUUAUUUCUUUUCACUGCUAUCGACAAUGCAGAGGAUUUUUUUUUUUUUAAGGAUAGAUUUGAGUGGCGUUCUCUGCGUCUUUCUUUGCGAGAUCUUCUGCAGCAAGAAUAGAAUAGAGCCUUUUCGCUGGAGAACCAUUAUUUUUUUUUAAACUAUUUGGGGAAUUCUCGUGUUGCUUUUUCUUGUCUUUUGAAGGUGUGUGUGCGUGCAUGCACACACGUCUGUGUUUUUUGCCUUGUUUAUUUUUAGAUUUUUUUUUUUUGUAUUCUGUAAAAAAAAAAAAAGCACUCUGUGGCUUGGUAUCAUGCUGGGACAGAUGCGUGUAAUAAUUGUGUAUUUUUUUUUUACAUUACAUUCCUAGAAUGUGCUGGUAUAUUGCAGAGCAGAUUCCGAUUGUGUUUAACCUGCUGAGUGACAGACAGCUGGGCAGACUGUUUGCAGUGGCUGCUUUCCUAUUAGGGAAUGGACACUUCUAUUGAAGUGAUACUAUUGCAUAAAAUAUUGCAAAGCUCAUGUAAUUUUUGUUAAAGGGAUUCUCUAAAUCGCCAAAAGAACUUUUAGCGUAAUGAAGCUGUUUUGGCGAAUAGAUCGUGCCUCUACAGUCAAACUGCUCAAUUCUCUGCCAUUCAGAUAAUAAAUCUUGGUUUAUGCAGCCCAAGACACAUCUCCACCUGACUGCUUUACCCAGUCUCCUUACACACUUCCUAAAAAAAAAAUCUAAUUUUUGCACAGUCUUUCUAAUUUACAACUUACUUCCUGCUAUGUGAAUUGCCUGUUAGAACCUGCAUCCACCUCCUGUGUGUGUGAUUAAAGUUCCAUUAACUGAGCAAAAGAUCUUCUAAACUUAUAAACACACUGCUCUGAAAAUUAAGUAUGGUUUGAGCUACCUAAACAAAGUGGUUUGAAUUCUAAUCGAGAAUUAGACUUAUUUCCACGCCCAAUCUGAUGUCAUUGCCCCUUCACGAAAUCCAAUCAAAUACUUCUCAUAAAGAGGGGAUAGAUAGCAAGUGAAAAUAAAAUUAAAAAAAAUCUGUCACAGGAGGGAGGUGAGGAGUGCAUAGAGGGAGGGGGAGAUUCAGGAUGCACACCCAGCAAGGCCUGCAUAGAGCGAAGCUGAGAACGUCUGUCGCCAUCACGCAGUGUGCUUUGAUAAUGUACUUUUUGCACAGAAUCGAUGUUGGGAACAGACCUCUGAAGUCACAUGCUGGGGAUGUAAUUAGCCACUCAGCACAAAAGUGCAAAUAUCUCUGAAUGUGCAGAAUUUCAAGCAGAAACACCACACAUCCAGAUUAGUGCCACUUUAAGCUAAAGUUUAGUUUUUGGUUUUUGUGCUAGUAUCCCUUAAACAGUCUUCCUCAGAAGCUCUAUUUUAAAAAAAAUAUUUAAAGAUGUAGCAAUGGGCAUUCUAAUCCAUUCCUCGCACAGACAUGGUGCAUAUUGCAUUGGAGGAGAUAAAUAUUUCAGAUAUAUCUCUUCACCUCUCUCUCUCUAUGCUGAAUGCCAGGUGCAAACGGCAGAAAUAGGAGAUUGAGAUAUUAGGUUAUGUCAGGCUGUGCCUGUUAAUUAGAGCCUUAGGCAUAUCACCCAACAAUUAAAGACAAUAGAAUAGAAUUCUAUGGGGCAAUACUUCAUCAUGGAAGCCAACUUUAUACAAUGUGUUCAUUGCUGCACAUCUUAAAGUACUUGUGCGUUAAUGUACAGCGUACAGUUUUAGCCAUUGUGCUUUGGUUUUCUUGGGUAAUAGAGAAAUGGGAUCCAAGGAAAUUAAUAGACAGCAUAAUCUUCCAAAUUGGACAGCUGAAAAAAUGUUUAAAUCAGUUAUUUUAUUAUCAUUUAUAAUGUGCCUAUGAGAUUUUCUUAUACUUGUUCAUAUUUUUCACAUUGUAGGGUAUCUGUCUGCCCCUACUCCCGCCACCCCCAUUAUUAGGGUCUCCACUUAGUCAGUUUAUCAUUACUCUUUUAUUUCACCCUCUAAACCUUUUCUUUUAUUUACCAGUAAACAUGUUUAUUCCUUUUCCUCCUUCCUUAUACUGUCUUUAUUAUUCUUUUUGUCAGUCCCAUCCCAAUUGUUACUUGACCCUCUAUUAUCUCACUGUUUCAAUAUACUUGCUAGUUCCCUCUUUGUCCCCCUCUUUGUCCAGUCAAUGAUGUGGGUUGAAUCCCUAACAUUUAAGGCCUUUACCAUUGUACACAAUGGGCUGGUCAGUAGUAGUUUUUUGUGCGUCCGUCCGUCCGUCCACAAAUUAUAUAAGAAAGAAAAGGAGGCAACUUUCUUAUAUAAGUGUGGCCUUAUGUCCUCCCCUGUGUAGCACCUUGGUAUAUCGUUAAAACAACUGCGCUUCAGUGAAGUAUAAAUUGCUAAAACCUGUGUAUUUCAGUUUUCUGACUUUGAAGGUGAAAAUGUUUGCAACAGUGAUCUACACCAAAACCAUGCUGUAUGUGUCUUGCUGCCACUGAAAGUAAGAAACUAAUUUGUUUAUAUAUUUAUUUUUUAAUUUCAGUUUUGAUGGUAAUUUCAAUACCAAUAUCUCGAAAACCAUUAGCUGCGACCGGCUCUCCACAACAGUCAACAGCCGAGCUUUCAACCCUGGGAGGGAUUUAAAUUCGGGUCAGUAUCACGCAUUGUGCAUGUUUUGUGUGAACAUCCAUACAUUUUAUAUCCCACCAUUAAAUUUUAUUAACAUAGCUGGUAGACGUGUUUUCAAGUUUUUUAAAAAAUAAAUACAGUUUAAAUUUUAUCUUCUAACCCUCUUUAAACCUCUUUAACUUGCAGCAAGGUGUGUAAAUCAAACUGUGACCCUUCUGUCUGUCAAUAAUGGGGUGAAACCCUGUGUGUGUAAAUAUUUCACCAAACCUUGUUAAUUUCACACGCUCUGGGGAUACUUUGACGCCUCCAGUCAAACCACACUUUUAAUCUUAAUUUUGUCAAAAUAUGACACUUAAAAACGUGCCGUAACAAAUAAGUAUUUUACAUGCAUUCAUAAAUCUUUUACUCUUACGUUUGCAGAAUCCUUCUUUUUCUUUGCCUUUUUUAGCAUUAACAGUAGAAAAUGCAUCAAUUUCAUUUCCAACCUAAACUCCUAUGUGGCUGUAGCUGUCCUGCCAUAGGUUUUGUGUGAUUAAGAAUAGUAAAACAUUUAUUACUUGGUCCAGCAGAAUGAGUUAAACGUGCAUUUUACAGGGAUUUUGAAACCCAUAUUGUUAUUAUUUAUGCUGUGUUUUAAAGACCAUGGGCAAGUGAUUUAUUGCUUCAGACAAUUUGCACUCAAGUAACAUGAGACAGGCUAUAUCAUCAGCGUGUCUACUAAAAAAGAACAAGUUUAUCAUUACGGUACUUGUAAUUAUUAUUAAUAAUAAUAUAUUACUUGUUUAUAUGCAUUUAUAUUCAAAGCUUAAAAUGUCCCUAUUACACGAUUUAUUUUUCUUCAAUUAUUUUUGCAUUUCUGAGCAACAAAUAGUCUUUGAAUUAAAAAGUAGCAAUCUGACGAAGAAAGCGACUGGAUGUUUAGAAUUGUCUGAUCCCAUCCCCCCAUUAACUUUCAUAUAUACAAGUCCAAGGAUUACGUUAAUUUGCUAAAAGCCAUUAAAGGCCCAGUGUUUACAUGUGUAAGAAUCUCAACUCCAGGCACUUAUGGAUUGUUUAUAAUCUAUCUGCCGUAUUCAAUGCUCAUGGUUUCAAUUUGUCUUUGGGUCUGGUGAAAAGUGAACUCAUGUUAGGAGUAAACACUUCAUUCGUGUAAAUAAAUGUGACUGAUGAUGUUUAGAGUGGGUCUGUAAUAAAGAGAGGUGGGAUUAGUUAUAUAUAUUUAAUAGGUCAAAUAAAGUAUUAAGGGUUGAGAAACAGAUAUGAGACUACAUCAGAAGGACCCUGUCUAUACAUCUGGGCAGGCAAUAAGCGCCAGACUGUCUCUCCACCACAUCGCCCGCAUUUUUAGCACUAGACCUUUAAAAAAAAAAAAAAACUUUAUGAAAUACUCAUUUUGACUGUGUUGGAAUGUCACUGAAAUUCCAGCCAGUCAACAGAUAUACGGAGACAAAGUCUUUGUAUAUUUCCUCCGCCUGACACUUCGAGACACUGGGCCGAACUACCAUCUUCUAGAAGUGUCAUUUCCACAAGCUGUCACCAGUGAUGGCUGCAGGGAAUUGGCUCUGUCUAUGGAGGAUGUUGCGGGAUCCUCCAUAGACCUCAAUGCUGUACUCUUGCGAGGGACAGAUUGAGAAAAUUAGAACUCCCCUUAACCUGCCCCACUGGCAAUGGGUCGUUGCUAAUUCUGUAAAGUCCCCAGGCUGUGACAGUGCAUGUUUAAAAAAAAAAACAUAACUAGCUCACCAUAAUUUAAAAUUAAUUGUACACUACUCCUUAAGGUAACAGUCACCCGAGGCUUUAUUUCGCAUUCGCUCAACUAUAUCCAUACUCCCUCUUCUUUCUAUCAAAUUCUUCCAGCACUAUUUUGUGGCUAUCAGUACAACAUUUACUCUUAGUUUUAUUUCUAAACUUUUGUGUCUAAAACUCUCCUGCAGAGUCACAUUUUGUUAGCCUGAUAUCAUUUGCAUUCAUUUUGUUGAAAUUGAACCAUUUCCAUAAAGCCAAUGUUCAUGUGAAAUGUGCUUUACAGGGAGAAAGAGAGAGACAUAACUAGUUUCAAUUUCUGAUACAUAAAAUACGUUCAUGCUGUAAUAACUGUAGGAGGGUUGCACUGAACAUCAUAGCAAAAUGCAAUCUGGCUUUAUUUAGUUACAAACUGGGUCAAUGUGUAACACAUGAAAGACAUUUUACUACCAAGGAGCAAUUUAAAGGCACACAGUCAUCAGCGUAUUGUUUUAUAAGGGAGUAUGUCGGUUACUAGACCAGCAGAAGCAUAUGCAGCUUCCAAAAUCUAUAGAGAGAAGUUUUCAAAUUGAUUGAGUCUGAAUUUAUAAUGUUCCCUACUGCAUUCAUUUGCAAAUGGUAUUACACAGUGACGUCACAUGGGGGAGCAAAGUCUCCUGAUUUUAGCCCCAUCACAAUAGUAUUGACUUUAGCAUAGGAUUACGCUGGUAUCAUGGCACCUGAACUCCAGUGUUAGGAUUUUGAGGAUUGUAUGCACCCGAUUCAUCUAGAGAACCCAUGUAUGAGGAAGGGACGAUGACACUUAACAUUCAUUCCAUACAGAUCAUAAUUAGUCUAUAGCUUUAUUAACUGACUCGUUAUCAAACUAGAGGCAAAAUUGUGCAAUGCUUGGCCUAGGCUUCAUUAGACUUGAAUCAACAGCAAAAACAGAUCUGAGAAAGGCGACGUUUGAUGGUCGCAGGUCUCUUUUCUGCCUUUGUAACUAUGUAGCCACCGGCAAAAUUAAAUACGUAAUGUGUGAACUGUGCCUAAGCGGUCACUUGCUCAAUCCACCUUUUCAUAGUCUGGUCAUAGGACCAUCGUGUGUUCAAAACAGAAGUGAGGCCCUACCAAUGGAAAAUAUUAGACAUUUUGAACUAUAAAAAGAUAGUUAAUGAUUUAUACGGUUUUAUACUUCUAUCUAGUGUGUUUCUAGAAUCUGAAAUGGUUAAGUCUGGCAGACCUGCCCAUGUUCAACAACAUUUCCACUCAGAAGACCAGCAUAUUUGAGUGAAACUGAAAUCUAAUGACAUAUGUUUACCUACAAAUCCAGCUUUCAUUUUUUAGCUGGUUGUACACUGUAAUGUUCUGCAAGGAGGCUGCAGUGGCUUGUGCGGUUCACAGGAGCCAUCAGCACUUCAAUUUCUGAUAGCAAGAUUAUUGCAAGAAAACCGCUGUGCUUUUUCCACGAACAACCUCAAUUGUCCUUUCUUCACCAAAAUUACUGUGUUUCAUGGACAGGGCUAGUGCUAACCUGUGGCAGUGAGGAUAGAGUGGACAUGAACGGUUAAUGUAAAGCACUGCAGAAUUUGUUAGCACUAUAUAAAUGAUAACAUAAUAUUAAUAUAACAAUGCCUCUAUGGUUCUGGUUUGUUAGCACGUUCUAAAUCAUGUGGCCCCUCAAAUCUUACCUUCUAAACCUCAAGUUAUUAACUCAUUGUCAUCAUCAAGACUUUGUCAGUCAUCGUCCGUUAGCCAGUGCCGCCAUUGUAGAGCACGUCUAAAUUAUAUCACUGCCCUGCUUCACUUGUAUAACCUCUUCCGCAAAUUAAUCAAGGAUGCCGAGUUAAUGCGCUUCUGGCCUUUUCUAAACACAUUUUUUUUCCCUUGUUUCUUUCGAUGUUGCAAUUUCUAGAUUUCCUUUAGAAGAAUUCUAAAUACAUUGCCAUGUUUCUUCAAAGAAAUGGAGGUUUUGCUCAAAGCAUUGUACAAGUUGGAUUUAACAGAAACUUGGCCAGGGAGUUUUCUCUCACUUCCAUUCCAUUCAUUUGCUUAUUGUAUGCCGAUAUGCCAAGGAUAUUAUAAAUUCAGUCAUUCCAAAUGUGCAUUUUUUCUCCCCCACCCCCUGCAGUUCUCGCUGACAAUCUGAAAUCCAACCCUGGAAUUAAAUGGCAGUACUUCAGCUCUGAAGAAGGAAUUUUUACGGUCUUUCCAGCACACAAGUUUCGCUGCAAAAGUAGCUAUGAGCAUCGGAGCAGGUAUGAUAAAUGAAGACCUUCGUUAUCCCUCAUGAUUUCACAACCCAAAAACAUUCAUUUAUAAUGAUUUAUUCGUAUUUUUAUGUUCGUAACAAUAUUACAGUAGUGGCAUCAGACUGCUACGUGUUUAUAUGUUGAAUUUUGUUUUCUUGACACUAUAGUGAUCCUUUAAAAUGUGAUAUGUGCACUUUUCCUGAGCAAAUUGUGUUGUCCAUACACUGCAGGUUCUAUAGAGUGUAAACAGGGCAAAUGCUGCAAAAUGUACAGAUCAAAUAAAUUUUCUGUGAAGUAUUUGGUUUUCAUUUGUACGCCAUCGGCAUGCAGGAAUUCUUGCGGCGUUGUGAACUGGAUUACAGUCUCACUGAUCUAAUGCUGUGCUUUUGGGAGUGACCUGCCAGGCAGUAAAAUAGACUAAAUGUAGUUUAUCUAUGGAUCUAUACAUUUGUCAUGUAGAAGUAAAUUUGUAACCUUAAUUGAAGUAGAUUGCUAUUUACAUAUUCUGUGUGUUGGCCACUUUUUUAAGGAUGUCAUAUGCCAUUAAUUUAAAAAUACUUUUACACAAGUAAAAGUGAAACUUAGUGUCCCUGUUUGUAUCUAGUCUAUUACCUGUUAAAUAAUGACCAUAAAGUGCCACGUAUUUGGGGCCGAGGGGGGAGGAAAGUUCUCCAUUUUCAGCUCCUUGCUUAGUGUCCUGUAAUUGUCAUUCACAAAAAUUCUUAAAUCGUUCAGAAUUUCAGCCCUCGCUGCCAUAUAGUCACACUCGUGCACUAUAGAUAAUAUUAUAGUUGUCUUCUUGUACUUCCUGUAGGAAUAAAGUGUGAAAAUGACGUUAUGGCCAAUGCUGAGACUUCCCAUGCCCCAUGUGUCAUUGUCACUGGGUGUUUACGCAGCUGGCACUAUGAGAUUAAUCGGUUAUAGAAUGCAUUGUACCUGUUAUCAAUACCCGAGCAAAUACAUCGUAAUGUCUGCACCGUUUAUCAUCAGGACAGAGUCCACCCCCCAGGAGAGCCUGGAGCCUUAUUUCUGCCUGAAUACUGAGUUGUUUACACUGGGAUAGUCAGGACAUAGAUCAUUUGCCUGGUAGAGCUUGGUGGCUGUUUUAUUUUCAUCUGCCAAAUCCUCCACGCUAUGAAAUUUCCAGGUUUUCUACAACGGAAGAAUUCCUUUUUCUGCCGUCUUUGGAAACGGUGUUUGAAAGAGUUGUCUAACAAAGUUCCAGGUUUUCGGCUUUUUACUCGAAGUAUUACUUUUAAUGCUGUAAGCUAUGCAGGAGGUCAUUGAAGUGACUGUCAUUCCAAUAAGUGUUCAGAAUUCAUAUUUGGUUGCAUGUUCAACUUCGUAAUGGAAAAACCUGGAUGAUACGUCGGCAUCAUUUCAGAAUUUGGCAGGAUUAUUUGUUAGUGUGAUUUUCAGGUUUUAAACAUCGGCUGAAUUGGAAACCUUCUCCAAGUCAGGUGUGACUUCAGUUUAGUUAAUAACUGCUCUAGAUAGAAAGAUGUAUGUUCAUUUGUAAGACCAGCACCAAAUACUUUCUCAGAAUUCAAACAAUUAAAAAUUCUGCUAGAAAGUGCUACAUUCACACUUUAAGUAGUUAUGUUUACAGUUCAUGUUUUAUUGUUUUGUUUGGCCAUUUACCAGUGACUUAGAGUUAGUAUGAAACAAGUGAGAAACACCCUUUUGUCCAUCUCCAAUUUAACUGAAAUGUGAGGGGUUUUCCCCCCUUUUAUUUUGUGUGCCACUUGCUGUUUAGUGAAUAAGCUCCUUAGCUUGGUAAAAUAAAUUGGUAUGUUUGUUGCAAGAGAGAUUCAGUACUAGGCAACCCUUCAAAGCCUCACAUACAGUGCUUUGGGCAUAAACAGAGCACAUAUCCUGUUCAUUUCAGUCAUUCCGUGUCUUCUCUGAACAAUCUGUCUGGGAUUAGUUUUGUCUCUUUCUUUCUUUCUUUUUUUUUUUUUGUGAAAGAUUUCCAAAUUUCUGCUGCCAAAAUGAAUUAAGUGUGAAGUGUUUUAACUGCUUUUACGUGGAUGUGAAAGAAUGAACAAGAUUUAUUAGAACUGGUGCAGUUUGUAACGGUGUUAGAUUACUACUCUGUUCACUUUAUUUGUAAAAUCUGUUUUGAUUUUUUUUAAUUUAUUUUUUUUAUCAAGUUUAUUCUUGAAAGUGCUUUGUUAUCCACAAUGCUAGUCUGAGUAUUUGUUAUAGUUUAACUUAAAGGGACAUUAAGGGCAAUUUUAAUGCAUUGACCACAUAAAUACGUUGUUUUUAUUUAAAAAAAAAUUUUUUUGCAUUAAAUGUUAUUAGUUUUUGUGUGUAGGGGGGUAGGGGGUGGAGAAGCAGAAUGCUGCAACAUAAGACUGCCACUUUAGCCAUCCCUCUGAUUCCGUAGAAUUACUUCCAAACAAUGCCAGGGUUAGCGGUGCUUAGAACUCCGUCCUUAGUGAGCGGGACAAAAAGCAGUUACCCCAGGAUUUCAUCCCAACCUGCCACUCGGAGUUAAAAAUGUGUGGGGGAUAUCCUAUGUAUGAUCAGAUCACACUAACCUAAAAUGUAAACCGGGCAAAUUCAAAGAAGCUGCUGCGUCUGAAUGCAAGGUUCCAAAGCACUACAAGUAAACAAAUUAAGAAAAGAACUGUGCUAAGUAAUAGCUGAAUAAUGGCUAACAUACUUGUAUUUAUUAAAUGUUAAAGUGCAGAAUCAAUAUUAUAUCAUAAAAAUACAAGAAUAAUCAACUCACCGCGGCACUGAUAACAGAACAACGUCCAAAGGAACACCUUUAUUUAAAUGAAGUUCUAUCACAUAGGACGAGAGUACCACAAGCAGUGAAGACAGAAAAUUCUAAUCAAAAAGUGAAUGUAAUAUAUUAUCAAUAAAGGAUUGAUUAAAAGAGAUAGGUGUUAUGUUUAUAAAAUAAGUCACCUCCUCUGGGUAUAUUCCCUAAAGGUCAAUGUGACCACAAAAUAAAAACAUGAUAAAAUUCUAUGUAAACAAUACAUCAUACUGUUAAAUUAUUAAACUGGGUUAUAACAAACAUCAGUUAAGUAACACAAAACAUUAAUAAAUCAAUAACAUUACUAUUGGACAACGACGUUACAUAGGUCACUCUGCCUUAAUAGAUACCUCCUAGAUCGCAACUAUGCGAUAAAUUAGAUGGAAUAUAGUCGUCAAAUGAGAUUCUCAGUGUUGAUAUAGUCCUCUAGUGGACAUUGUAUCAAGUAGAUAUCUGCACUUGGAUUUGUCCGGUAAUAAAUUUAUACUUAAGUGGCUGGAUCAAUAUGGGGUGGUAUCACCUGUUGUAGUCUUCAAGUUGGGGCCUCUUACGAUGGUAAUCGGGACAUCAGAUAAAUGCAACCACUGAUUUUCACGUGUCUAUAGUGCAUUUGUGUGUCUUCUUUUAAUGCAGACUGAUUGGCUAUACUACAAGCUAGGCUUGUAAUAUGCAGCUUCAGACAGAGAAACCGACAUAAGUGUAAAGUAUCCACACAGGCUGCUUGACCUCCAACAGUUCAGCUCACACAGUGCUGUCCGCAACUGAGCUCUGUACGUACACUAAUAAGGAAGUAUUUUUCCAGAACAAGGGAAGUGGCUAAGGAGGCAGACUUUAAUUAUUAUUUUUUACUUUUUUCUCCACAAAAAACAAACAAAAACUUAAAAGAUUUGAUCAUAUAGAAAAUUACUACAUAUACUUGACCGCUUUAGUUUUCUUUUAAACAAAUUUUAAAAAUCUAUAUAUUUUUUUUAAUUAACUCCCUCCUCCCCACCCCCAUUUUGUUGAUCUACUGAUUUAUAUCUGUGAAGUAUAUUUUGUCGUAGAGAUCUAUUGCUUGUUUGAUACUUUAAAAAAAAAAAUUGCAGUAGUGUCAACGCAAUGCUGAUUUUGUUUACAUUCCCCCCCUCUCCCUCCCCAGACCAGUGUAUGUGUCUACUGUCAGACCACAAUCAAAGCAUAUUGUUGUUAUCAUGGACCACGGCGCUUCCAUCACUGAGACGCAGCUGCAGAUUGCACGGGACGCGUCGCAGGUUAUUUUAAACGCAAUCGACGAACAUGAUAAGGUAACCGUGCUCUCAAAUUGUUUUUAUAGAUUUAAACAGAUUAAAGGGGGACUUGUCAUUUGUCUAGACUUUACAUUAUAACUUGUGUCACCUGUUUUCACGCGGUGCUUCAUUCUCAUUUAAAUUAUAUUAAAGAUCUAUCAAUUAAUCCAGUUCAGUCCUGGCACAGGCAAGGCAGACAUUUAAAUUGGUGGAGGAGAAACAAAACAGUCCCCCCCUACACCCCCUCUGUGUUCUCCCAUGCUCUCCCUGUGCUGAUUGACAGGUAAACAAGUUCGAUACACUCCAUUCCAGGAUAGUGUGGUGUGGAUAUAUAGCCUUUGUUUUUGGUUCUACAAACACAUUAGUAAAAUUUAUGGGAUAAGUAAGCAUAAUAUUGUAAAAUCCUGAGCUGUGACAAUUCCCCUUUUCACAGAAUCUGUUGCAACUAAUUAAACUUGGAUGCAUUGAUGUAAUGCUUUCCCAAAUCAUUAGAAAAAGGAAAGUCAUAAAAAUGAGAUUAAGCUGGAAUUUAUUACCAGGGAGGAAGCAGAUCCUGUUCCCAUUGUUAGUUUGCAAAGGUUUAAACAAAACCAAACUUUAUUUGGCAACACUAAACCACUCAGCCGCACUGUGAUACAUAGAUGCUCUAACAACCUUUAUUAAACUUCAUUGCUUAAUUACAUUUAAAUCCACAGAGAAAAAAAAUCCUGGUCUGUUUCAGCUUGAAGCGAAACCAAAUUAUGUCUGUGUUCGCUUUAGGAUUAGUAGUGACAUAGAUAGGGACAGCUGGGAACGCUCCUGAUGUGCUUGGUUAUUGUAUAUGAUUCAGGAGUCUCUGGGUCACUAACCAAUUCUCCAGGCAGAUAGAGUAAUGUAGAUUUGCCUACUUUUAACCCACUUCCAUUCCAUCAAUCUUCAUUUUCGGGAGGCAUGGGUUGUUUUGUCCCUAUGAUUUACAUUAUUUAUUCGUUUUUGUUUCCCAUAUUUUUCGUGUUGGCAUCAUAAUUUUUGGUGCUGGUGCCACCCAUUUCCUGUCUACCCACCUGUGUUUCCAUACAACAUAUCUGAUAAAAUUACAAAGUAAUAAUCUCCCUGGUAUUGUCUAAACCUUAACUUGUUUGUCUGCACUUCAUUCCUAUAGAAUGUAAGCUUGUUUGAGCAGGGUCCUCUUCAACCUAUCGUUCCUGUACGUUUUCUUGUAAUUGUCCUAUUUAUAGUUAAAUCCUCCCCUCUUAUAAUAUAGUAAAGCGCUACGGAAUCUGUUGGCGCUAUAUAAAUGGCAAUAAUAAUAAUUAAAGCAUCUUAGCAAGUGGAUAUGUUGAUACUACAGGAUUCAAACAUUUUCCCCACUUGUUAAAGACACUUCAAUAAAAAAUCUAUUUGUAUUGAAAUGAAUUGGCAUUCAAACUGACUGGUGUGUUUUGUUCGUUUCCUUAGAUCUCUGUACUGACUGUGGCGGAUGUCGUAAGGACCUGCUCCCUCGACCAGUGUUACAAAUCUUUUUUGUCCCCUGCCACCAGUGAGACCAAACGAAAAAUGUCUAGCUUUGUUACUGGCAUCAAGUCAUCAGACAGCCCAACGCAACACGCCCUUGGUUUUCAAAAAGCAUUUCAGCUCAUCCGAAAUACAAACAAUAGUACAAAGGUCCAUGCAAGUAAGAAUUUUAUUAUUUUUAUUUUAGAAAUAAUUGGUGACAGGAAUAGUUGUCUGUGGGUGUGUUGUAAACUCCCCCAUUCUUGAACCAUUUGCCCACACCUUAUAAAACAUGGGCAAGGUGUCAUGAAGGAUAAAAGUGAGUUUGUCUAUAGUCUUAUUCUGUUCUGAGUUGACCUGCAUAGGGUGGGAAAGUUUGGAUUCCACCAAGGCUCAUCCAAGGGCCAUUUUUGUAAAAUUCCUUAUUUAUUCAAAUCUAAUGCGCCAUCGCAUCUAAUGCACAUUCCAUUUUUGAAAUCUGGAAGUCUAAAAAUGUUUUUGCGGGCGAAUGUAAUGCACGUUUGUACAAGAAAAUACUACUUUACAACAUAGAUUCAGUGACGCAUUAGAUUAGAGUAUUAAUUUGCCCGUGCGACAUUCACCGGGGCAAAGUUCAUACCAGAAUAAAGAUGCCAGGUACAGCUUUACUGAACACAGAAAUCAAGUUUUGUAUUCCUGUCGCAGCGAUGCAAAUUUCGCCCCCAAAGAAUGUGUCGAAUGUCCAUCAUAUUUAAUGCACCGUUCCCUACUCGAGUCUGAUGCGCCAUAGAAUCUAAUGUGCAUUCAUAGUUUGGAGACUUUAUUUUACCAAAAAAGGGGUGCAUUAGAGUUGAGUAAAUAUGUUAACUUGCACUUGACAGAAAAUCAGAGGGUUUCGAUAACAAAUAAGACCACGUGCCUAUGUGAACAGGUUUAGCAAGCAUCCUAGUAUACAAACCACAAUGGGACAGGUACAACACUAAUGAAUAUAUGUGCUCCAAUAGGCAUCUGUAAUGAAUCUGCCCUUUUUAAGAAAUGUAACCAGAGUUGUGGUCCUUUAUAUAAAAGGUUUAAUACUUUGUUCUAUGAAGUUACACAUACGGAUGAUUAAGUGGUACAUUCUCAUAUGACUAUCCAGUCAACCAGUGUACCUCAAGACCCAUUUCCCAAGCAGAAAUGUAGGUUAUUUCCUUUAAAUAUAAAAUAGAAGAAAGCGUAUUAUAUGUGGUGGAAAUGAAACCUUUUGCGCAUGACAUUUGAAAGCAUAGAGCCACAGCGGCAGCUCCAAGCAAGAGGCAUUUUUCAUGUUGAGAUAACUUUGUUAUUGUAACACCGCCCGUAUCCUUAAGAUUAUGUAUAGAGUGUGCAAAGUGAUACAGAGUUCUACAAUUUGAGCAGUUGCUACAGAAACCAUUGGAAUGUCUUUUGCCCCAAAGUGCAGAAGAUGUUCCAAAGCAGACAAGAAGACUCCGUUGUUCUGUGCUGUUUCUCUCUCUCUCUCUCUCUCUCUCUCUCUCUCUCAAUAUCCUGCAUCCACAGCCUGCAUUCUGGGCGUGUUGACAAAGUAUAUAUGUAACUGGAAAAUGUAGACUUUUUUUUUUUUACCCCUUAAGGACCAAACUUCUGGAAUAAAAGGGAAUCAUGACAUGUCACACGUCAUGUGUCCUUAAGGGGUUAAACCAUUCUUGCUUCAGACAUGUAAAAUCUAUAGAUUUUUGGCAGGAAGGCACCUUGACCGUGUUUUUUAAGAGAGUUGUAGUAUUGGGUAACCACAAAUUGAAUUUGAUCCUUCAUGCUCUGACUUGUUGGUUCAGAUGCUAAAGUAUGAAGUGUAAAAUUAUUUUUAGAAUGUUUUUUUUUUUUUUUUUUUAAUGGAAUAUGAAAAGCUUGUGUAAUAGUUGAUUUCUUUAUUGAAACAUUAUUUAUAAAGGAAACUUCUACAAUUCCAGAUUCUGCGUACUAUAACCUCACUUGGAACAACAGAGGCUAGAGGUGGCCUGGUUUUUAAUGCAUUAUAAAUAAAUAAGUUUUAAAGAAUGCAAUGUCUGCAUUUGGUGCAAAUCACCAAGCUUUGGAGGGAUUUUUGAUGGUCCCAUUUUGUAGGAGUCCAUGUUCAGACAUGUUAUUUGCCCCCCAGCACACAUCAACUAAUGUAAAUUUCUUAAAAUGUUGCCCACCAAAAUGGAAAGGAAAACUGAUGGCAUAACACACCUAGCUGGGAGGGCAGUGAAUAUUUUAUUCUGUUGUAAGGAGAUAUUUAAAGGGAAACUAUUGUGCCAGGAAAACAAACUCCGGUGCAGAAAGGGUUAAAAACACCUUCUGUUACUUAGAUGGGUCCAGCGCCAAUGUCCCUCGACUCUAGCUCAGGUCUUCCUUCUCUUCUCCCCCACCGACGUCAGCCGGCGGGAGAGACCUUAUGCGCAUGUGCUGCAAUGGCCACACUCGCAUUAGCAUUUUCCCCAUAGGAAAGCUUUAUUCAAUGCUUUCCUAUUGGGUUUUAGGUGACGCUGGACGUCCCCAUGCGUAGCUUGAGGACGUCCAGCAUCAGUCAACCAAAAGUCACCUAACAGACCAGAAGUUCCUCUGGUAGAUAGUCACUAGAUAUGGAGUUAACACUUAAAGGGAAUUAUUGCAGUUUCUUAACUGCAAUAAUUACCUGCUCAGUGUUAGGGAACCUGGGACACUGCACCCAGACCACUUCAAUGAGUUUUGGCAAGCUAAGAUUCUCUUUGUCCUAUUUAUACAGGACGUUAAGUAUAUUGUUUGUUUGUUUUUUAGAUACAGACAUAGUCAUUAUCUAUUUGUCAGCUGGAAUAACAUCGAGAGAUUCUGCCGAAAAUGAUAAAAAAUCGACCUUGCGUGUAAUACAUGAAGAAAACGUGUUGCUUAACAAUUCCGUGAUGAUUCUCACAUACGCCAUCAUGAACGGUAAGAGCAAUCGGUGUUUGUCUUGGUAACUAAGCACCAUGUCUAUUUCAUAUUUGAGCUCAUGUUAUGUUGCCUCACCUUGCCCCUGUUUACAGACUGAAUUGAAUUCUCACAGCAGACAAAACACUCCUUCAAACAUAUGAAUUUAAAUAUAACUGUUUAUUAAGAUUUUCUUUUUUGGGUCAUAUCUUGUGCUUGUUAGCUCUUGUUAAGAGUUUCAUUUUGACACUUGCAUUAUGUCAUGGAAUCCUGGGAAGAUCAGUGCAGUGUGCGUGCUCUGGCUGUACAUGGGUAGCUCUGGGGAUCCUGAGUGGUUAUUCAAAAAUAUAUAGGAAUUAUUUGUAAAAUGUAUUUUCUAACUUGGCUCUACCUAGAUGUUGACGCUGAGUCAUGAUUUGAUAAUAGUAAUUGCAUUUGCUAAUUUGGGACAAACUGAUUGAUGAUGCCGAGAUCUGUCAGAUCUGCCCACAGUAAGUUGGUUACUGUAACAGUACUGCCUAGCUACUAUAGAUAAUUCUGACUUGGGAGAGACUAAUGCUGUGUAGUUAGCUUUGUUCUAUAUUACAUUACGGUUGAGGAAACGGUGGCUUAUCCCAUGUACGUAGUUUGUGGCCAUGUCAAAUAUGUUUUGAAAAGUUCUACAAGUCAUACUUUUUCUAUUGGACCUUUUUUUUUUUUUUUUAUCAAGAGGGUGUGACUGGUUUGAAAGAGCUGGCGUUUCUCCGAGACCUGGCAGAACAAAAUGCUGCAAAAUAUGGGCUGUACGAUCGGACUGGGCUCCAAGUCACCAAAGGCAGCAUGAUGGUAUUAAAUCAGCUCAGCAACCUGGAGACCACGGUGGGAAGGUUCUACACUAACCUCCCAAAUCGAAUGAUCGAUGAAGCUGUGUUUAGUCUUCCGUUUUCAGAUGAGAUGGGAGAUGGUAAGUGUCAAAACCACAAACAACAUUUUGUCAUCUUUUUAGUCCUGAUUUGGCGCUGUGCGCUUUUGCAUGUUUAUGUAUGGAAUAUGAAACCGUGUCAUCAGGUGACUAUACAUCGGCCCAACUUCUGUUAGCUUUCAUAGAAGCUACAUUCUCCUGCCUUUCCAUUUAAUGAAACUACUGCAGAAUGCUGAACAACAUAUUCCUAAAACCCUUUAUUCUGCAUUCUUCUAAUGAAACCAAUUGCGGGACCAGCACUGACCGAGAAUUUUCAGCCACUUUCUUGGUGGACGUUGGCUACAAACAAUCUAAAUCUCCAUAACGCAUUAAAUAGAGGGAUGGACACCACAACCUAAUGCCCUUUUAUCGUGCGAAGGAGGGUUACCUGCUGGCUGGGACAAGUAGACUUUUUAUUUUGCAAUUUGAAAAUUAACAUCUUUUUCCUUUGUUUUAGGAUUGAUAAUGACUGUCAGUAAGCCGUGCUACUUCGGAAACCUUCUGCUGGGGAUUGUGGGUGUUGACGUCAAUCUCGCUUAUAUCCUUGAAGAUGUAACCUAUUACCAGGACUCCUUGGCGUCAUACACAUUUCUCAUCGAUAACAAAGGUAUCUUUGUGACUAUCCAGUUGGAAAUGUUUUCACCGAGUUAUUAGUGGCUGGAAAUGCUGCAAGGAAGCCGUCACAAUAAUCACUUUUUCCCCACCUAGGAUUUUUUUUGCCUUGUCCCUUAGUCUACGUGUUACAAUAAACAAUGCAAAGUACACAUUCCCAGCCUGCUCUGAAACCUGUCUUGUCACUAUGCUGGCUGGCUAGAUGGCAAUCGGGAUAAUUGUUUUUAAGUGCUUUCAAAAGAUUGUGAUAGCCGAGGGAUUAACCUGUUAGUCAAACAGUAUUAUUGCCGUAAUGCCCAGAUAAUUGGCAGCCGCUUUGGGUUGUUUUAUAACCUCUGCAUGUAAGUAAAUAGUCCCUGCAAGUUCCAUUAAAAGAUAAGCUGCACUCAUAUUAUCGUACACAGCACCCUCUAGUGGUUUAUAUUUUCUUUUAUCUCCAUGUUCGGAAUAAACUGCAUAUGGCUACAGACUCUUAAUUGAGCUCAAUAACCCUAUGGAGGUGAUAACUCUAAUUUCACUGGUUCACACAACUUGCACAGGGUAAAGCCAUCUCAAACUUUUUUUCUCUCUCAUGUAAUACUUUGUUUUUUUCAUGUAUGUUGCAAAUGUAACAUUUGGCAACGCAAUCCAGUUCAGCCAGAACAUACAUUGUAUUUGACGAACAGUAACCGUAACAUUAAUUUCAUAGGCUUUAACUCAUACCUCUCGAGUUUGUCUCAUAGGUGUAUAGGUUUAUCCUCUCAAAGAACACAAACAAAACACACGACCUCAUUUCAGCAAAGAUGCCUUUGUUAUGGUUUACUCAGGAAUGGCUACACCCCAUUAGUGUUACUAAAAAAAAAAUGUAUUUAACGCUUAAUGCAAGUGUGUUCGCACGGGAACGCUAUCCCUUCUUCCAAAUCUAUAACAUUUGACAUUUACGGUCUUUUAGGAGCACUGGAAACAAUUCUGCUAUUCACAUAUUAUACAUUAUACAUCAAUGAUACUCAUCCCACAAGCAGUAUAUGGAGAAAGCUACUUAAUACAUUGUACCCAAAGGUUUAUCUAGUCUGUUUAUUUAUAAUACUUUAUUUACCUGCUGGAGUGCUCAGAAAUAGUGUUUUGUUUUUGAUUUCGGGAUAUGGUGUUUUAUUUUAUCAAGUCUGUCCCCAUCCUGAUAUUUUACUGCAGAAUUACGUUGCGAUACAAUUUAUUCUCUAGUCUGUGAAUUAUGGUUUGAAAACGGAAUUUAGAGUAAGGCUGAUUGUUCCAACUCUACAGUAGCCGCAGGUGGGCUUGUUCUGCCUAGGCCUUGGCUUUUGAGUUUAUUUAGAGCCCUGCCUGUAAUUGUUUUAUGAAAGUGAUCCUUAGAUAUGCUUAGAAUUCUAUGCAUUUAGCCCAACAGUCAAAUAUACAUAUAUUUUAUUUUUCAUUAAUUGGAUUUUUCUUUUAACAUUUUAAAGAUGAAGCACCCCUUUCGCUCCCCCCCGCCGCCACAUUAAAAUAUAGUAGCAGUUUGUCAGUUUAAGUGCGUUUCAGUUUAUUGAUUGAGAUCAAAUGUCUUCUCUCCCAAGGUUACACGUUAAUGCACCCAUCGCUGACAAGGCCGUAUUUGCUUGCAGAACCUCCGCUGCACACAGACAUCAUUCACUAUGAAAAUAUUCCAAAGUUUUAUCUUGUUCGGCAGAAUAUUCUCAGGUGAGAGAAAGGCACAUAAUACCACUCCCCCAAAAAACUGAGGAAAUUCCCUUUACAGUUCUAUCUGUGAGAAUGUGCUCUAAUUUUCUGUCUGGAACUAAAAAAAGAAUUAACUUUUAUAAUGUGAAUUAAUCCUUUUAAGAUUUGCAUUUAGUAACCCAUUGCUCUCUGUGUCUAGUCUCCCACUGGGUAGUCAGAUCAUUUCUGUGCCUGUGAAUUCCUCUCUGUCCUGGCACGUCAACAAACUGCGAGAUCCGGCACGGGAUGCAUAUAAUGUCAGCUAUGCGUGGAAGAUGGUAAGAGGGGUGAUCUAUAAUUAGUUAUGUUUCAGGGAGCAGUGCAUUGACACAUAUCGGACUCCUUUAUACUCUUGGGCUAAUCUAUAUGGAGUCCUGUAAUUUGAUAAAGCAGCGUUAUGUCAUUUUAUCCAUGAUUAAUUCUCUUAUUGCCAGAGGGCUGUGCUACUCAUCACCUUUUGGCACUGGACAGGUUUGGAAGGCCUUUCUUAUCAAAUAGAAAGCAUCUGUCUAUAUUCUAAUUCUAACCUUGGUAUAAAAUCAGUAAAUCACAUAUGAGAAGCUUUUCCAAUAUGAAUAUAUUGUUUUCCCAGUAAUAAGAAGUAAGGGGUUUCCAAAGAAAAUACCCCUGUUCCUGUAACCCAAAGCAGCGUUUUGAGUGAUCCAUGGAUUUGUCAUAUACAUUAUUAAUGUCUGUUUAAAAUUAUUCAUUUGUUGACCUAAAAGGCCAGAAAAUGUUCUAGAGCCCCCCUAUGUAUGUCCAUAGUUUUAUGAAAUUAUAGUAAAAGUUAUUAAUUAUCAAUAUAUUUUCUGAUGGGGCUCAGCAGAAUAUCUGGCAUUCACAAUCAACUAUUGGCAUAAUUUUUAUGUUGGGAAGGAGGAGAAUUAAUCAACAUUAAUUAUCAAUCCUUGGGUGAAUUGAAAUAAUUGUUGAUGUAGAUUUUUUUGUCUUUCCAAAAUGUUUACUUUGUUGUCUUGUUUCUCUCCCCAGGUUCAGGACACCUCGUUCAUUUUGUGCAUUGUGGUCAUACAGCCGGAAAUCCCAGUUAAACAACUGAAAAACUUGAACACUGUGCCCAGCAGCAAGUUAUUGUAUCACCGGCUUGAUCUCCUUGGCCAGCCCAAGGCAUGCCUUCACUUUAAACAGCUGGCCACCCUGGGUAAGGCUACAGGUAACUGUGUUUGUGUUCAUGAAAUCUCCGGUUCCAGCUGAAAGUCUGACCAGUUUGUAUCCUCUUUCAGAGAGUCCCACUGUCAUGUUGGCAGCAGGAAGCUUCUCUUCUCCUUACGAGCAUCUGAGUCAGCCGGAGACCAAGAGGAUGGUGGAGCACUACACCGCAUAUCUCAGUGAUAACACGCGUCUCAUAGCCAAUCCUGGGCUCAAGGUAACUCAGAAGGCAAAAUCGUUUGAUAUGCAUUCAAAGCACAAGUAAAUGAACGUACUGUACACAUGGGUAUUUAUUCAUUUUUUUGUAUUGUAUUAAAAUGAACCAGUAGCCACAUUCUGUGGGGUCUGCUCCCCCGCCACGAUCUCAUUAUAGAGGUGGGUGUAACUCUUCUCAAACACCCACCUCCAGUCUGUCCGUGCUCCUCUUCUGCCAGUCACUGAUUUGUCCUGCAUGGGGACACUUCCCCAUGAAGUGCAAACCUCAGUGACGCCAGCACGCUGGCAUCAUCGCCAUCAUGACGGCGUCUGAACGGAGUGACGUCACCUCACUCCAAAACUGCUAUUAUUAUAUAUAGAUGGAAUUUAUUGAUGGAAUUUAUUGCUUGCACUACUGUGUCACUUUGUAGUGAGUCUUGGGUAUGGAUCAAUGUCUCUAUGUCCCUACUGUGCCACCUCUGCUGCCUAGCUGUGACUGUAUUUAAUCAGAAGCAGAUGAUUAAUUUGUUACAUGUAGACGUGUAUUCUAAUAAUAGAAUUAAUUCUUCAACAGGAGGGUUGCCUUCAAAUUUUUAGAACAUAGUAUUCGUGUAUAAAUGUUCUAGUUUGGAAGGUUGUGCAGCCAACCUAUAACCCAUGAGCAGAGCAAAGAUUCAUCCUCCUAUUGGCUGAACACAGUUCUUGAAUUAAUAGCUUUUGUAAUGUUCCAUGACAACCAUUCUGUGACGUGUACAGACUGAUUACAUACACUGCUGAUAGGCUACUAACUCUAUAAAGUGGGAAUUGUCAUGGUGAAUUUAAGAUUUUAGGUCAAAUUAGCGGAAAUAAAAACAUAGCAGAUUUUUGAUCAUUUUUCCACUUUUAUGGCCUAAAUUGUAAAAUGAACACAUUUUAAAUAAAUAUCCGCGUGAGUGUGAGGAGUUUUAUGACGUGUUUACUGACUUUAUACAUCACUGUAACUUUGUAUACAGAGUAUAUCAGUGCUUUCUGUGUCUUUGCUGUGUGUGUGUUUUAUGAUGCUUAAUCUUACAGCUAAGGUAAAUUUAAUGUAUUUCUUAGUUCAUUCAAUGGAAAGACUACAAUUAGAUAGAUAUGUUUACUAAAUGGUUACUUGCAGAUCAUUCUGCGUUUUGGUAAAAUUAGAUUUUGCUUUUUUACUUAAUUUUUUUUCUCACCAACUCUAUUCUGCCUUGAAAUUUGCCUGUAGAUUUAAUGCCCGCUCCUAGGUUUUUGCCAAACGUGCAUUUCGAGAUUCAGAGGGGUAUUUAAAAGAUGCGAUUGCUUUUUGCAUUCUGUCUGCGAUCUCUGGAGAGAAAACCCGGUGAUGGCUUAAAUCCCUUUUUAUGUGAGUCUUAAAGGAACCCUGGCAUGAUCCUUUUUGUCUUUCAGUUCUCUGUCAGGAAUGAAGUCAUGGCUACCAGUCACGUCACAGAUGAAUGGAUGACACAAAUGGAAAUGAGUAGCCUGAGCAGCUACAUUGUCCGGCGUUACAUAGCAACACCCAAUGGGGUGCUUCGGAUUUACCCCGGCUCUCUCAUGGACAAAGCAUUUGAUCCCACUAGAAGACAAUGGUAAGUUUCAGAGAUUCUUUAUGCGUCCAUUAUUUUGCCAGGAUAGAACACAGAUUGGAAUCUGCAGCUUAAAGGAAUUUAUUUUGUGCAAAAUUACAUUAUUGAUGACAGGUCUGUUUGUUUCAGCAACCUGCUAGUUUCAUAAACAUGCUAACAGGUUAAACAACCUGUUAACAUUUACAAUACCAGAGAGGUGAACUUCAUUAGUAUUGGAACACUUCCUUCUGGUACUCAAUGGGUGUCAUGUGGUUUUCGUAGCAGCCUUAAAGUGGCACUGUCCCUGAAACAUUCUUUGCAUAACUCACAACAAAACCGUAUUCCCAACAGAUUAAUAGUUCCAUCAAGCAAAUUUAAAGUAAGUUUAGCUCUACUUACCAGGUGAUACUAGACAGAUGUCAACUUCGGAGGUGGACAUGUUGGUAUUGUCACAUUUUCCAAACACUCAGGAACAGUUGUAGGUAAAAAACAAAACACAAGGCAUCAGAUAUCUGGGGCCGCUGUGUGUGUGUGUGUGUGUGUGUAUAUAUAUAUAUAUAUAUAUAUAUAUAUAUAUAUAUAUAUGUAUUUUUAAUGAUAUCACUGAUUUCCAAGAGAAUCCCUGUGUUUUCGUUGAUAAUGCUUGUUAUUGAAUUGACUUUUGAUUUCUGUCCAGGUAUCUACACGCUUUGGCCAACCCAGGCCUAAUCACUUUCACUGGGCCCUAUUUGGAUGUCGGAGGAGCAGGCUAUGUGGUGACGAUAAGCCACACUAUUCAUUCCUCCAGGUAAUUGGCCAUAAAGUUGGGAGUUAGCAUAGUUAGUGUAUAGUCCCCUACACAGUCAUUCUGUGUGUGUGAGCGCUAAUAGCACAAUGUGGCUAUUAUCACCUUAAAAGAACACUCCAAACUCUACAGCUUGUCUUAAAAAGGUUUGAUUUCUUACCUGGGUCACCUGGCAUUGGUUCCUUCCUUCAAUACAGAUAAUGGAAAGCCAGAAGUUUAUAACCAAGAGCUUCCGUUAACUCCAUUGUCAGUGGAGACAGGGAGUGAUGGCCAGCUGGCCCCUGGAAAGUAUUCAAGCCGCUCUAAAACUGCUUCACUAUUUACAGUAAGAUGCGUCAGGGCUGUCCUUGCCCUAUAUAACCUUUACAGUUGCAAUGGUUAUGGCGGUUGGAGUGUUCCUUUAAGACACAUGCUCAAUAGGCCAUGCACAGUGUUCCAGUGCAGUGGUAUUAUGGAGAUAUUGUGAGAGGGGCAGCAGAAAUCUCUAUAGACCGAUGUGAAACUGUGGUAUAGGGAGUGUUAAGAGGCAGAGAAGAAAAGACUCUGUUACAGAGCCAAGGCAAAAAAAAUGGAUGUGGGGAAAAGUUUGCUGUGAAAGGAAAAAUAUUUGGUUGAAGGAGAAUAGAAGGGGGAGAGGUAAAAUUAUUGGGAUGUAAGUGACUAACGGUGGAGAAAGUGUUGUAGGGAAUGAAUUAGCAUUGACAUCAGUCAGUACCUUGUGUCUGAUUCACUGUCUAGAAUAGAAACACUGAUUAUCCCCAGGAGUGCUUCAAUAACUCUUGUUUUUCCAGUUCUCUCGUCUCUUCUGGUCACACUGUCGCUGUGAUGGGCAUGGACUUUACCCUGCGCUACUUUUACAAAGUGCUCAUAGACCUUCUCCCAAUUUGCAAUCAAGAUGGAGGCAAUAAGUUACGGUAAGUGUUCUCUGAUGUGAACAAGAUUUUUCCCCUGGUUUUACCAGAGAACAUUAGUUCAACACCGCUCCUCCUCCCCUGACGUCUAGUACCUAAUAUGCAAGCACAGCGAGAUCUGGGAUCGUACUAGGACUUCCCAAUAGGAUAGCAUUAAAUCAAUGCUUUCCUAUUGGGGGUUUUAGCUGACGUUGGAUUUCAUCAUGCAGAGCGUGAGGACCUACAGCGUCAGGUGACCAAAAGUCACCUAAAUACCUGGAAGUGCCUCUAGUGGCUGUCUGGUAGUUAACCCUGCAAUGUAAUUACUGCAGUAAUUACAAUUGAAGGGUUGAAGGGACAGGAGCACUGCACCCAUACCACGUCAAUGAGUUGAAGUGGUCUGGGUGCCUAUGGUGUCCCUUUAAAUUCCUUAUUAAGUGGUUGACUUUAAAUUGACUUUAUUCAGCCAACACUUGUCAGUCGGUCUGUCAGACCAGUAAUGGAGGAAUUUUUACCACAAGAUGAAGGUUCAAGGCAUGGCGCCAUGAUGUGUUUAUUAGAUGUGUUCAGCACUUCCAUAGAAAGCAUGUAAGCAUCAGAUAUGGAUGAGUCACUAUCUAGUUUGGUGAGAGCUCUCUGCACAAGCAACAUAUAUCUCUGGGGAUUAGCAUCAAAUGCAGGAACUUCAAACAACAAUAUCUCUAAUGUUUUAUUUUUUUAUCAUUUUUUUUUUGUUUGUUUUAGUUUUUUCAGAUUUUUUUUCAGUGUGUUAUUGAUAAAAGGCAUUAAAGGCUAGGGCCAGCUCUAGCCUUAAAAACCAAAUAUCCUGGAAAAUUUUACAUUACCAACAUUAACCGGUUUCAAAUACACAUUAAAAAUAAAAUACAGCACUUUGUAUUGUAACCUACCGUGCGCCAUGUCCUUUGACUGUCUCUCAGAUAGUGGUUUGGUACAGAGUAAGAAUUCCCUCAGUCUGUUUUUUUAGGAGAUUUUCCCCUUUGGCCUGAUGAUAUAGUGCGUUCUUUGCCUGGUGUCCUUAUAACAUAGCACAGAGUUAGUCAUCCAUGAAUACAAUCCUAUUAGGAAGAAAGUCAUGAGCAGCUUCAAAUGGUGUUCAUUUUGUCUAUGUUGCAAAAACAGUUUUGUAACCAGCACGCAAUCUUUCAUCAGGUGCUUCAUCAUGGAAGACAGAGGUUACCUUGUCGCUCACCCGAAAGGACACACAACGGUGGAACAGCAACACAUUACUCACAAGGUCUGUCCCACCUUCCCUGCCAGGUGUCCACCUUGACAAGACGCUCCUGCUGGAUGUGGACUGAUUUUCUUUUUUGAUUUUUUUUUUCCUGAUCUUGUUUGUUAUAGGAACCUGUGGUGGCCAACGAUAUCUUGAAUCACCCCAACUUUGUGAAGAAGAAUCUCUGCAAUAGUUUCAGUGACAGAACUGUCCAGAGAUUCUAUAAAUUUAAUACGAGCCUUGUGGUGAGUGCCUCCAUGCUAAGUGCAAUAAUUAUAUUGGGAGGAAAUCUAAUGUUUGUUACAAGUAAUUGUUCAGAUUUAAAAAAUGUAUCUGUGUAAAUAAAUGUAUAGGAACAGAUUUGCUUUUUAAUUUUUUUUAACAUUCUUUAUAGUUGACACAUGCAAUACAGUUCACCUUCUUUACCUGAUGCAAAGAGACACAGAAGCCCCAGAGCUUAUGAUAUGAACUGUUUCUAUUAGAUGAGAUAGGGGACAAUGUUAUGUUAAAUGCGUACUUCGGGCACCAUAACUUCAUCCCAGUGAAGUCGUUUUGGUGUCAGGAGAUCCUGGAGCCAUCUUACCUUAAUGGGCUUAAUCCAUUAGUAAAUAAUUUAACCCAAACAUAUGGUUUAGUCUCAUGAGGUGGGAUGGUGCCUAGGGACCACCUGACACUAUAACAAUUUCAUUGCGCUGACAUUGUUAUAGUGCCCAGAAUAGUCCUUUCAGUGUUUACAAAUUGGUAUUAUAUUGACUGAUUUCUUUGUUUUGUUUAUUCACUAGGGAGACUUGACCAAUCUUCACGGCAGCCACUAUUCCAAAUACAGACUGACACGAAUCCCUGGAACCAAUGCGUUUGUUGGAAUUGUCAAUGAAACCUCAGAGCCUUUUACUUUUUGUGCAUGCAGCAUGGUAGACCGACUCUGUCUUAACUGCCACAGGUAUUUCGUGAUGUCAGGUUAACCCAAAUUAAUCUUCCAGGAUCAUUGUUAAAUGGCUCAAAUUAGUAUUAAUUAUUUUAUAUCUAUUUAUUUGUGGGAGAUGGUAAAUUAACUUUAAUCUUUUGAGCAUCUUAGAAAUUGCUGUGUGGACCGAUUCAUUCAAAGCCAAAUUUAGGUCCUUGGCUGCAAAAUCCCACCAGAGAACACCAGCUAAGAUAACUCCAAAUCACUCUCCAGUCUGUUAAUGUAUUUAAUGAGAUGAUGAAGACUCAUCUUGUACAGAUUAACUGAAGCCUGUUUGCAAUGUUGUUCAUACUUUCCCCAACACAUGGACAAGCUGAAAGUAUAACUUCCUUCAAGGAAGCCAAUCACUGCUUUCUGAUUCUGGUUUAAUUGUAGCCCAUGAACCCUGAAUGAGUUACUUUUCACACCGUUUGUUCAAUUUUGGCAUUUUAGUUUAUCCAAUAUAUUUGCAGCCUAAACUGAAACCUCUGCUCAUGUUCACAGGCCACACAGACAUAAUAAAAAAAAAAUAUAUAUAUAGUCCUGAUGAAAGUCUGUGAGUAACAGACUGAAACGUCGAUUUAUUUGUAAAGUUAAUUAAAAGUAAAAUUUUAUACUUUUUCUAAGUCCUGGGAGUGCUAUCUGGACCAUCUAUUGUUGUGUGUGUGUGUGUGUAUGUAUAUAUAUAUAUCUAUAUAUCUAUAUAUAUAUAUAUAUAUCUUGUGAUAUUCCCGAGCUUAUGAACUGGUAUCAAAGAUUGCUGCAAUAAGUAAACCACUCAGUAAAAUGGUUGUCACUGCGACUGACUAGUUCAUAGUCACUGCCCCUUUAACUACAGAUUAUUAUACACAGUGCAGGACUGCACUGGGCACCUGCACAAUGCAUGAAGAUAUAUUAUGCUACAUCAUAAGUCCUUAAAAAGUUUAUGUAUUCUUUCUCAACUAAGCAAUGGUUCUUUUGUACAAUGUUUAAAACAAACCGUAGAUUAAAAAUGAAAAUUCUUUCAGUUAUUGUUUUAGGACAAGCGAUCUCCUUUGUUUUGCAAUAAUUAUUUAAUUAAUUCGUUAAGUUGUAAUAAAACUAUGACAUAAAGUAGAAGGCGCUGAUGUAUGUGCCUUUUCCAUAGAGAUAAUAAUAAUAAAAAAAUUUAAAAAAUCCUAAAUAAAAAAAAAAAACGUAUUGUCUUUAUACUAAACACAACUUGUGGCUUGCUCAAAAUAUUGUGACCUGACGCAUGAAUCCCUGUUUUUAGGAUGGAGCAAAAGGAAUGUGAAUGUCCGUGUGAGUGCCCUCUAGAGGUGAAUGAGUGCACUGGCAAUCUAACAAACACUGAAAGCAGGUAAGCGAAAAUUGAUCAUAUAUGGUAGUUUGUUUCCAAAUUUAGGAAUUGAUAUGUAUAUUAAAAUAACAGCUUAGUUAUCAUGGGAAUGUGAUUAUUUUAGUCGCCCUUCCAGCCCCUUUUUUAAAAAAUUUUUUUUCUUAUCCCAGUGAAUCAGUCUCCUAGUACGCUACACUGUCUACUGCUAUUUCUUCGGUUCUAUACGCAGUGUCUGCGAUUCCUAUCCCCACUUAUUUUAUCGAUCUGACAAUAUUGGACCUGGUAUUGUGGGUCCAGGCGUCCACAAACAAUAGAAAAACUGGGGAUGUUUAAAUGUUUGCUUCGAUUCUCAAACGGUCCUUUUUUUUGGUAUUUGCGUAGAAUAGUGAAAUUGUUCUUUGUGUCCCCAGUUAUGACUGUUUUAUUUUCUUUGUUGAAAGGCUUGAGGAUUUGUUUUGUGGUCUCUAAAAAAUAAAUAUAUUCUUUCUUUGUACAGGAACCCCAGUUGUGAGGUUCACCAGGAGCCUAUGACCUUUACAGUGCUGGACCCCAACUUACAAGAUGCUCUUUCCCAAUGUUUCAACACCGGCUGCAGCGAGAAGACGGAAAGCAGGUAUUAUCCUAGGUUAUAUUUCCAAAAAGUUACGCAUGCAUUCAUCGUACGUACCACUGAUCUCCUUAGACCUAUGGUUAAGACAGAUACUAAGGUGAUAUAACUGGAGUUAUAUAUGGACAGCUAUUCUGGUGUAAAGAUCUAAAUGUGCAGAAAUUUUAAGGAACUGUCGCUUGGUUUCCAUGGAGACUGGUUCACAUUUAGAACAUUGCCCUGAAUGACUCCAUAUCGAUAUAGCAUCAGUGCUUAUACACUAUGCUGCAUACGCGCAUUAGAGCUCUCCAUAGGAAAGCAUUGAAAAUGCUUUUCAAUGCUUUCCUAUGAGGAAUUGAGCGACGCUGGAGGUCCUCACACAGCGUGAGGACGUCAAACGACGCUCUAGCACAGAAAACCUUUGCUAUAGACACUGAAGUGCCCUCUAGUGGCUGUCUAGUAGACAGCCACUAGAGGAGAAGUUAACCCUGCAAGGUAAUUAUUGCAGUUUAUAAAAAACUGCAAUAAUUACACUUGCAGGGUUAAGGGUAUUGGGAUUUGGCACCCAGACCACUCCAAUGGGCAAAAGUGGUCUGGGUGCCUGAAGUGUCCCUUUAAUGAGCAGUACCGGUCACUGGAUUUGAAAACCUGGAAUUUGGGGAUCCAGCCAAGAUUAGUUCUCAAGUAUGAUUUUAAUAUCAGGGGUUUCUACUGUAUAUUCAUUGAUCAAAAAAAAGAAAACAAAAUCUGAUUCCUUUAUUGCAGUUUUAUUUGCAGAAUAUAAUUCACUAAGUUGCUUUUAAAAUGUACAGACUACAUUAUAUUUAAUAUUGAAAAUGUUAUUAUACACUAUAGGAUCCUAUGAUCCCAGUUUGCAUCAUACUUAAUAGUCAAAAAGACUUGCCAGAAAAUGUCAAGUUUAUAUUAUUUCUGUUCCGUAUAUUUCAGGCAAUUUUGUUUUGUUAUUUUACCAUUUAUAGCUGAAAUGAAGUUUGCCCCCUUUGUGUGUAUUAAUAUGAGUUAUCAUGUGUCCAUGUUGCUAACACUGUUCCAUAUGCUUUGUGUCAGAAUAUAAUGUCUGUAUUCUUUGUAAUAGGUAUUGUUUUGGCCUUCUGGACUGUGAGUGGUGUAUGGAGGACAGCGAUGGCAAAACAAAAAACGCAGUAGCUCCAUACUGUGCUCUACAAAAAGAAUGUUUUGGGGGCGUCGUAGGAGCAAAAAGCCCCUAUGCAGAUGAUUUGAGUUCAAUAGGUAAUUUAAGAUAUUUUUUUAUAAAAUGCUAUGGUUCCUGUCAGCUGCUUUUUUUUUUUUUUUAAUGUACAGUAUCCUAAAGUAUACAAUAUGUGAGAUGUUUAAAUGACUGAUUCAUAUUAUUCUGGAUAACAACUUUAUUUAAAAAAAAAAUAAUAUAGUUGACAAAAGGGCAUUCUGGGACACUUGUCCUAAAUGUGAAAGAGUUAACAACAUUAGAUUGGUUUCCACGGUAACUGCUCCACAUUCAGAAUAUGGCCCGCUGUCUUAUAUUCUGAAAAGCAGCACAGUUGUUAGUUGAGUUUGGUUCCAUUUUAGAUGUGUACAUAUCAGUAGUCACUGGCCGGUAUCUGUCUAAUUGUUAAUCAGCUUAACCCCUUCCCGACUGCGGAUGUGCAGGGUACGUCCCCAAAAAAAUGACCGUGGACGUCCUCUGCUAAAAUGACCCCGGGUACUCACCUGGACUGGCGAUCACGGCAGUCCCCCAGACACCUAAAAGUGUAAAAAAUAAAUAAAAUAUAUAUAUAUAUAUAUAUAUAUAAUCACAUUAUAAGUGUAUUUUGAGAUAUAUGUGUAUAUAUCUCAAAGUACGCUUAUUAUGAAAUAAAUUAAGAAUUUUAUAAUAUUAUACAUAUAUAAUGCAUAUAUAUGAUUUCAUAAUAAGCGUACUUUGAGAUAUAUACACAUACAUCUCAAAAUACACUUAUAAUGUGAUCAUAUAUAUUAUACAUAUAGGAAAUAAAAACGUGUGUGUGUGUGUGUGUGUAUAUAUAUAACACACACAGAGGUAUUAUAUGCACAGGUAAUGUGUGUGUGUGUGUGUAUAAUAUAUGUAAUAUAUAUAUAUGUAUAUUAUACACACACUCUGCAUUCUAUAUGUAAAGUAAUGUCUCACAAGUACAACAGUACCCCUCAAGUAUAGGUUUUACAGGGUCAAACAUAAGAUUUGCCAAUUUCUAUUUUUGUAAAUUGCUAUUUGCCAGAUUGGCUCUGUUGCCUCGGAGACUGUAUGUCAGGCCAGAAAUGAAAAUAAACCCCACCAUGACUUACCAUUUGAAAAAGCAGACAACCCAGUGUAUUCAAAGUGGGGUAUGUCCAGUCUUUUGUAGUAGCCACUUAGUAUCAAACACUGGCCAUAGUGUAGCAUUUAUAUUUGUUUGUGUGUAAAAAUGCAAAAACGAAUAUGAAUGCUAGCUUUGGCCAGUGUUUGUGACUAAGUGGCUUCUAGAAAAAACUUGACAUAUAUCCUAUUUUCAAUACCUUGGGUUGUCUACAUUUGCAAAUGGUUUACCAUCAUGGGGGUAAUUCUUAUUCCUGGGCUACCACGCGGUCUCAAAGGCAACAUAACCAAUUUGGCAAAUUUCAAUUAAAAAAUGAAAUGGGCAAGCCUUAUAUUUGAGCCUGUAACUUUCAAAACUACUAUAAAACUAGUACAUGGGGGUACUGUUAUACUCUGGAAACUUUGCUGAACACAAAUAUGAGGGUUUCAAAACAGUAAAAUGUAUCACAACAAUGAUAUUGUAAGUGAAAGUGACGUUUGUGUGUAAGAAACGCAAAAAACUCAACUUUCACUGACAUCUAUGUGAUAUGUUUUAUGGUUUUAAAACACUAAUAUUUGUACUGCUUUUAUAGUGUUUUUGAAAAUUACAGGGUCAAAUAUAAGGCUUGCCCAUUUCAGUUUUUUCAAUGAAAUAUAUUGCCUUUGAGACCAUAUGGUAGCCCAGGAAUAAGAAUUACCCCCAUGAUGGCAUACCAUUUGCAAAAGUAGACAACCCGAGGUAUUGCAAAUAGGGUAUGUCCAGUUUUUUCUAGUAGCCACUUAGUCACAAACACUGGCCAAAGUUAGCUUCAUAUUUGUUUUUUUGCACUUUUACACACACACACCUAUAUAAAUGCUACACUAUGGCCAGUGUUUGUGACCAAAUUGCUACUUCAAAAGACUGGACAUACCCCCUUUGAAUACCCUGGGCCUUUAUAUGUGUGGUUACAGUAAAUGAGUAAGAGGAAAAUUACAGCUAAACGCAAACACCGCAGAAAUGUAAAAACAGCCCUGGUCCCAAACUGUAUGAAAAUUGAAAAAUGGUCUGGUCACUAAGGGGUUCAUGUCUUUUCAUUCCAAGUCCGCAUUUGAAUGAACACAGCUUGCCUAAGGAUCAUGGAAGUGGAGCAUUUCAGCAACGUGUCUGAUGGCUUUCUCACAAAUAACAUUUCAUUUUAAUAGGGGAUGAAGUCAUCACUUUGAACAUGAUUAAAAGUGCCCCUGUUGGACCGGUGGCUGGAGGAAUAAUGGGCUGUAUUAUGGUGCUGGUCUUGGCUGUUUAUGCUUACCGUCACCAAAUACAUCGGAGGAGUCACCAACACAUGUCACCACUGGCAGCUCAAGGUAUGAAUUGAAGUCACUCCGUUUAACAUGAGUACUGUCAAGAACUUAUCAAGUGCAACAAUUUGUAUACUUUGCUGGUCUUUUGUUAAUAUAGAUUGUCUAAAGUGUGUGUGUAUGUCCGUGUCCAGAACACUGAAACUUUUAAUUUCUUGGAGAGUCCAGUAAAUCAUUUACUUUUAUAGGGUUUCGGUUUUUUUAGUUUUGUUUUUUUCAUUCUUAUGUAGCUAUUUCAUUGGUUUUAUAAAUUAACUAAUAUUUACUGACACACCACUGACCUGCUUUGUUUUUUUUUUUCUGUGGUGUAGAAAUGUCUCUCCGAAUGUCCAACCUUGAGAACGAUCGUGAUGAACGGGAUGACGACAGCCACGAGGAUCGCGGAAUCAGUGAGUUUAAUCAUGUUGCAUAUUAAAGCUUUUUCUAAAAAAAAAAAAUUAAAAAAAAAAGUGGUUCUGAACCUGCAUUGAGUCAAUUUGCUUUCUCUCCCCCUCAGUCAGCAACACCAGGUUCAUUGCGGCAGUAAUUGAACGUCAUGCGCACAGCCCAGAGCGACGGAGACGAUACUGGGGAAGGUCUGGUACGGAAAGUGAUCAUGGUAAGUAGCUGUUCACAUAGUUUUACUGUGCUUGGAACUCAUACUGUGACAAUGGGAAAAGGCUGUUUGUUCAGUAGAUACCAGGCUUUUGUGCUGUGUGUGUUAAAUGAAUCUCCUGCUUACUUUUCUUUGAUGUGUUUGCUAAGCAUGUAUACAUUAUAUUGAACUCGUCUGGUGCUGAUGCUAAGGGGAGCAUUCUGCAUCCAAUCUGGUGUUUCUUCUCCACUACGUUGAGCUGAUUUGGGACCAGAUCUUAAGUUAGUGCUCACAGGGAGCAAGUUGCUAAGAAACAUUAGCUAAGUGUAUUUCAGGAAUCAAAUGUAGUUCAUUUGGGAUUUGCCAAGUUGUGGAUGCUGUCUUGAAUCCAAGGUGAAUAAGCUCAUUAGUAGAAUUUGGAAUUGGUUAGAUUAAUAAACAAAAGCCAAGGUAAUACUGGAGUUAAAAGAAAAAAAACACAAACGCUACAUAGCAAUUGCUAAACAGUAUUGGAGUUUAAAAAAUUUUGUAGUUGCAAUUGAACUAAUUUCCAGGGAAUUCUGAGCAGAAUAUUCAAGAUGUGCAGAACGUGUUCAGAGUUUGAGAAUAGGGUUUGUUUUUGUUUUUUACUUCCUGCUAUGUGCUGCACACCUGCAAAUGAUGCACCUUUAUUUAUUGGUAUGAUUACAAUGUGUUCCCUUUUCAUUUGCUGUCAUUUUGUUUGCAUACCUUACCUGUAUGACUGGCCCCAUCUAGAUUAUGCUUCUGCUAGUGUCACACGAAUAACUAAACUGAAUAGGGAUUGAGCACCACAAUGAUGUAUAUUCCAUUUCUCCUGUAGGUUACAGUACCAUGAGUCCUCAAGAAGACAGUGAGAACCCACCGUGUAAUAACGACCCGCUGUCUGCUGGGGUCGAUGUGGGGAACCACGAAGAAGAUCUAGAACCAGACACCCCUCCUCAAACAGCUGCUCUUUUAAGCCACAAAUUCCAUCAUCACUACAGAAUCCAUCAUCCAGCCUUGCACCACAGCCACCACUUACAGGCCGUGGUCACUGUACAUUCCGUGGACGCCGAGUGCUGACGAGCCUUGAUAUUUGGCAACUUUUUUUGCCUGGAAAAGACUAUACCGCAGUCCCUCAAGUUCACUGCGAGCAGUGGUGGAAUAGCUUUAUACUUGUACAUGUGAAGCUGACUUCAGUAUGGGAGUAGAUCAGCGCACAUGGUAUGCUGUUCCUCCAACUUUCAAAUGGAUGGGAGGUCAAACUCGAACAGCGCGGCAUGGCUGAGAGUUGGAAAUGUGUAAAGCAGAUGAAGAAACGUGUCUAUUAUUAUUAUUUUUUAUGGACAUUACUCUAUAUGAGUAGAAUUGUUAAUAGUUUUGUAAAACAAUGCAUCUCAGUUUUUAUUCAAAGGAUUAUUUUUCUACUAUUUAUUGAAUUUCAAAAACUUAUAGACAAAGGAAAUGUACAGUCCUGAAUAACCAUGUAAAACGUGAUUAUCUGUUAAAUCUGAGGUGGAGAGAAUGAAUGUCAGGAUUUAAACCACCAAACGGGCCCUUUGCUCCAAACAUUCUAUCCUGUUUACACGGAACUUUGAAAACACAGGCGGUCGUGCUUAUAUUAGCCCUACUGCUGCUGACGUGUUUUACACAAGAAAUGUGUUGCCAAACAAUCUUAGAUUUUAUUUUCUUUAUAGACAAAAAAUAAAAGUAUUUUUUGUACUUCUUAACGUUCUUGAAAGGAUUUUGCUGGUAAAUGCAGAAGAUUUUGUUUUAUAGUGUUUUAAUGAGUCUUCUCUCUUCUCUAGAAGAAGCAGUGUUUUGGAAGAACUGAAUUCUCAUUUGAUCUGAUCAGAUAAAAAAUAAGGAGCCAAGAUAGCUGCUGGCUGCAUGUUUGAUGUAGACUUACAAACACUUAAAAACUGUGAAAUUAAAUCACUAUGAAAUAAGUGUUCUUGUAAAACAGUAGUACCCAUUUAUCGAAUGGGUUGAAGGCACAGUAUUGAUAUAGUACUCUAUAUUAUGAACUCUACUGCAAUUAUCCCCAGAUUUAUUAGGUGAAAGAAGGUGGAGUUAGGAGAGGACAAACAUUACAUUAAAAUGAAUUUGCGACAAAGUGAAAUGGUGCAAAGCAUGUAUUGGUUUAUUCAAGUGGGAAUUCCAGAGUAUUGGCAACAAAAUUCCAUAUUUAGGUUGAAAUCCCAGAGCAGGAAGAAUUUACCACUUUUUCUGCAAAUUUCCUUAAACGAGGAUAUUACAGCUGGUUGGUUGUUGAAAAUAAAAUGUUUUUAGUGUAAUUCUUGUCCUCCCUUAAUCACACUAUGCAAACCCUCCCCUUCCAACGCAUUUUAUUGAACUUAUAUAAUAAGGGGCAAUACAUAACUUAACCGUUAAUUGUAUUUAAAACUUUAAUCCAUCUGUUAAUUUAUCCUGGCAGUUUUUUUUUUUUUCUCUUUGUAACCACUGUUUGGCUUGGCUGGGUUUUCACUACAACCACUUUUAACACUAGGUUUGUAUUUUUAACAUUUUUAUUGCUGGGCAGAGUAGCACAGUUAAAGGGACUCUCCAGGCAGAGAAUUUUACUCACCUGGUUCCAGCGCCGGGAACCUCUUGAAGCCGCGCCCCCUCUUUCGUCAAAAUGACAAAAUAGGCGGCAGGGAGCAAUCAGACGCUUCCAUUUGGAAGCGUCAUUGCUCCCUUGUGCGCAUGCGUGGCUUUGCUGCACAUGCGCACAUACUUCAGAGGGUCCUGAGCGCGCUACCGGUCUUUGCCCACCACCUCUCCUUUGCUGACAGGCAGAAGAGAGAAUGUGCGCCCACUGUGCCUUCUCUCUCCUGCACACGUCAGACGUAUUUUGAUAUGUCUGACGUGUACAAGGCCUUUUUAGGGCCCUGCAUGAUAGGAAGUCCCUCUGGUGGCAGUCUGAGUGACGGCCACUGGAGGUAUUCCUAUCAAUCAAUGUAAACACUGUAUUUUCUCUGAAAACACAGUGUUUACAUUAGAUUGCCUACAGGGAGCUAUAGAUCUCACCUGAACAAAUACAUUAAGCUGUAGUUGUUCAGGUGACUAUAGUGUCCCUUUAAGUUUGCUAAAUGCACCAUGUUCUCCUGAGUACAUAUUAUUCUGUUUGGCACUAGAGGAAAAUUGCAACUAUGUAUCCAGUAGAAAUCCUAUGCUUCAAAAGGGAAAUCCGUUAUCUAAUCAUGGAGGAACUAAAAAGGAAAGCAUGACUUGUUAAAUGAUUUCCCUGUUGAAACAAAUCAAUGUAUCUGUUGCCUAUCAGCAUGAUUAAGUUAUGCCCAGAAAGACAUGUCCUAUUAGAUGGCCUUUUCAGUGCUGUGAGGCUGUGCACUCUGGCUGCUAAUUAGUUAGAGAGUUGUUACUCUGAUAUACUUUAAAAGAAAACUUUACACUUUAAUCUUGUUUUCUUAUCCUGUAGAGUCAACAAUUUGCAUCGUGUGCCCUGGCUGUGCCUUGACUAAGCCUGAUUGUGAUGUCACCUGCUAAAUCUUUAAUAUUAAUGUUAGAAAAAAAUAUAUAUUUUUUUAAAUUGAGCAUCACGUGAAAAAAAGGUUAAUCUAAGUUAUGGGUGAUUUUCACUGUAUAAUUCAGUUAUGUAAUUUCCAGUGAAGUGACGGUACCCCUUUAACUCUUCAAUGUGCUCAUCCGUCUGCUCCUUAAAGGGAUAACACCUUAUUAGAUCACGUGUGGCGCUAUUUUAUUUAUAAAUAGUUGUGGGUGGUAAUAAGAUAUGCGGCUACAAAGCAUCAGGGCUUCUCGAUACAAUUUGAUUUUUAUUCUUUUUCGGGUUUUUUCUCCUUCUUAAUCGAAAACAAAUCUGACCUGUCUGUUUUGCCUUAAUAUUUAACAAGUGCCAAACGAAAAGCUUAAAUAGCACUCGAGUUCAUUCCCCUUCAUCACUGGAAAGGUUAAAUCUACAAUUAUUUUUUUUUCUCAUUACUUUGUACAAAGAAUAUUGUGCGUUCCAUUCACAAGCAGAUCAUUACGAUCUACAGACGAUAUUGUAUAUGUGUUACUGAUGUUUCUGUUUUAUGACUGCAAAUUUUAUAGUAUAUUUUCAAGAUGAUACUGGAUAUUGUAUAGUAGUUUAUUGCAGGGUAACGGAGUUGCUAUGAGACAGUGAGGUCGUUCAUUGUGUGAUAACUGCAGUUUUCUUUAUACUGUGUAUAAAAAAAAUCGUACGUAAGCGGGGUGGGGCCUGGAAUCUGUAUAUAAGGACAGUCAUGUGAAUCAUUUCUGAAUUAUUGUAACUUCCUCUGACAGUUUUAACAAUGUUCCCACUCUGAUACAUUUUUUUUUAUUUUUUAUUAAUUAUUAUUGGUAUACAAACAUCCAUAGCAUUUCUACAGUGUAAAGUUAAAUAAAAUGACUGUUUUUUUCCA